Xyrichtys novacula (pearly razorfish) is the source of this 94254-nucleotide messenger RNA. The record is from the annotation of a GenBank genome assembly. NCBI's taxonomy places the organism in Eukaryota, Metazoa, Chordata, Actinopteri, Labriformes, Labridae.
AUUGUCACCAGUCCGAGAGACACAUUUAAUUUACACAUGGAGAAAGAGAAAAACGACAAAGGUAAGACGCUUUUCAGACUGUUAGACUUUAUAAAAAACGACUUUCAUUCACGGGUCGUUCUCCGCUGUUGGCUUUUAGCGUGGUUUGUUGUCACCAGCUGGAAGCGUCAUGAGCUCUUCCUGUGUCUGUGAAUGGGAGUGAUGGGAGAGGAUGGACGUUUUUAUCACUUCAGGGUUUUUUGGGGGAGUUAAAUUUAAAAGAAAAAGGCGUUUUUCUGCUCGGUUAGGUCAGAAACGCCGGAGACUGGCCAAAAAAGUGGCUUAAGUGAAUUAUCUUACUGCACUUUGGUGAGAUUAUUACCUUCGUUAACAGCAUUUUUUCAAUUAUUUGUGGACAUUUAAGGAUAUUGUGGUAUUUUUGCUUACUUUUACGGCUAAACUCUUAUUUGACGGUAUUUUCUGUCGUUAUUUUAAUGUUUUCACCCUAAUUUGACAAAUUUAAGUUAUAUUUUCAUAGCACCGGUCUAAUGACUCUGGCCAUUUUUUUAUAUUUAUAGCAUAUUUAAAGGAUUUAACACAUGCUGCUAACUUUGACAUGUAUUAUUUUUAAACAUUAGAGUGUGAGAUUUAAUUAAAAUAUAAAUAGGAGCUCCAGUGUUGAGAAUGGGAGUGUAAGAUGUACAAAGGACCAUGUGGUAGAGGAGAAGAGGACAUGAGGAUGGAGAAGAGGAGGGAGGAAGGGAGGGAGGAGUGUGAUUAAUUGGCUGACUGCAGGGUGUGGGAUGCCCCGGGCUGGGGGCUGCAGGCUGCUCCCAGCAUCCCCUGCAGGAGGGGGGAGGAUGGGGAAGACCAGCUGGGAGUUUGGAUCUCUGUCAGCUCCCCUUGUGAUGACCUCCAGACGACAGCUUUCAGGGUCUUUUAUUGAGAGGAAGUGGGUGAAUUAACAGACAAGUGAUUCAUUUUAUUAGGGUUUAUUUCAACACAUUAAACGCCUGUAGAAACAGUAACGAGGAAGGGAAAGGACCCUGUUGAUCUGGCCUCAUCAAGAUUUAUCUAUUUAACUCAAAAUGCAUACAUUUUCUAACACUCAAAAAAUGUUGACUUCUUAAUUUCAAGGAUGUUAGCCAAUUUGUUAUCAUCUUUGAAGCCCUGCCACAGGCAUCAGCUGAUCAGGCACCCCCCCCCCCAGUGCUUCCUGAUUUCAUGCAACAGACUGCAGAUGGAAGGGGGGUCAUUCCAGCAGCUGAAUGAUGUGGGACAAAUCCAAUUAAUCAAAUUCAAUAGAGCAAAGGGACAGACAAAGUACCAGAUUUGGACUAAUUAGGCAGGAACAUUAAAGGAAUAAAACAACAAUAAAACAAUGGAAACAAAGAAUUAGCUAGAAUCAGUCGCUGUCUGAUUAGAUUUGGAUGUAUUUUGGCUUGCCUCUAACAUUUUCUCUUGUUUUCAAUGAGUUAAUUUCAAGUGUUUUCUCAAGUGCAGUGAUGGUGUGUUUAACCAGAGCAGUUUGAUGCAGCGACUGGCAAACCUGUGUGCUUUUCAGAAGGGAAAAAUACGGCAUUUCCCUCCCACAGGGAGGAUCAAUGUGUUUUCAGAGAUUCUACAGAUCCAGUCCUAUAAAAAUGAAGGUGCGCUGUCACGAUUCAUGCACAAUUUACACUGAAGUGGCUUUUUUCUUUCAUUUAUGGCCCAAUAAAGGCUGCCAUCUUUGUGUAGGCAAUGGUCUAAUGUCCCUUCAAGAUGCUGCCCUACAUCAGAGCCAUGACUCCACCCCAUCCAGUCUGUAACAAAGGGUUGAAAGACUGGUGAGGAGAUGGAGGACGGUUCAAAAGUUAUGGGGUGGCUGAAGUAGACCAAUAAUGUGGGGGGGGGUGAGCAGCUUGUUAUCGCUAUUGAGGUGAACUGAUCAACAUAUCGGGAUAUUGAUUUGAGGUCAUACACACACACACACACACACACACACACACACACACACACACACACACACACACACACACACACACAGCACACAUACAGCAGUUCUAGCCUGUCUGAUAGCCUGCCAGGUUCAGCCAGAUCCAACACGGCAAAUCUCCACUAACUACCACAGAGAGAUUUUACGGCUCUCUUCUUCAAAAAGGUUGAUUCUGUAGGUAUCCUUUCUUUCUUGAUAUCAGAUAGAAGAUAAGAUAAUUAGAACCUUAUUCAUCCCCGAAGGAAAAUUCAAUGAUUUAUAUAAAUAUAUAUAAAUGUAUAGUGAGAGAAACAUCAUUAAUUGUCAUUUUUUGGUAUUUGACAGCUCAGAGGUCAACUUUGGUCUCAUUUAAAAAGUGCAUUACAGUUUACAGACCUUACAUAAACCACAAGAGGCAUUACUGAGAUUUAGUGCCUCUUUAAAAAUACUCUGUUUAUAUAUCAUUGUCUCCACUUUUCCUCUCCUCCACAGGCCUGCCUGAAUUACAUUUCCAAGAAUUCUCCAUCCAUUUACAGCCUUUGUCUCUACUUUCACCCCGUGUCAGACAUGUGUACGAGUAUGAGUGUGGGCGUACGUGUGGCCCGAGGCUUGGUAUUUCCUCGGUUAUUUAGAAGUCCGCGCCAGUUUCACCACAGCCAGACUCCAUGCAACAAUAGACAAUAGCCGGCAGAUAGAGUGUAUACAUCCUGCUGGUCUGAGGAGAGGAUGGAGCUGUGAGGAGUUGAACCUGCAGACAUGCACAGAGGAGUAAGAGCAGAGAGGCCAACAGUAAACAAAGUCAGGGUUACACUCAAGUUUACAGAGAGGGUGAUGGUUUAUUUCACAUCUGAAACAGGACUGAAAGAGGAACGCUUUGUUUAACAUUGUGUGCACACGCAGUCUGUUGACUACAGCUGGAGGAUUUCUUGAAACACUGAGAUACUUUCCUCUCAGACUGAAGAUUUUAGCGGUCAGCAAAAAAUGGUGGCUGCAUUAACUGAUGUCACAUGUGCGUUACAUGAGCUCAUGGCGGCACGUUAUCUGAGCAGGUGGAUCUUAAUUCUAAAUCUGUCAGUACCUACAGAGAUGACAUCAUCAUUGUUUGACAUCUGGGUCCAGUGUGUGUGUGUUUUGGGGUGCCAUGGUUACACUGUAUGGCCGAUGAUGUAUUUAGGAUACUGUAUAACUCUCUAUUUCCUGUGCUGCUUUCAGGUUCAGCCAGAAACAUCAAUAUGCAUUGAGUUAUUUAGUAACUGCUGAGUGGUAUUUUCAAGGUAAAGACUCCUCAGCAUCUCAACUCUCCCUCCCUUUGUUUGUCUCCUCCUUUGUCUCCUCCUCUCCUGCUCGGUCUUUGUCUCUCCCCAUCUCCCCUCUCCUCUUUAUUCCUCAGCUUUCUUUUGUCUCCUUGUUUUUCUCCUUACCUCCCCUCCCUCUUACAGUAUCUGUAUCCCCCUGUGCCGUGCUGUGCUUCAGGCCAACAUUCCCAGCCUACUGUCUGCCUCUCUUUCUCUCUCUCUCUCCUUUUCUCUCUGUGGAGGCAAAGCUCUCUCCGCCAGCUCAGGUCCAGGUGUUAGCCUGCAGGUGAGGACUCUGCACCAUACUCAGAAGUCAUAAAGAAGACAGUGUGGUGAAAUAUUUGGUGUGGGUACCACUUUUAUGUGUGGGUGUAGAGCCCGAGCGAUAUGAGAUUUUUGAGACAAAGGCCGAUGCUGAUUUCAGAGGGGAGGAAAGAUUUAUCAAUCAUAUUUUAGGUUCUGUUUCAGCGCAGAGGAAAACUUUCUCCUACUGUUUACCUAGUGUGUCUAGGUGUGUAGGUUCUCCUAGUGUUUACCUCUUUUCAUUUUUAUACACAAAAGUAUUCAUCAGCUGCAGUGAAGAUAAAGAUGCCUUUAAUGACAUAGCUGAUGUUUUGCAACAUGAAAACUAGCACUAACUUGUUGUGCACUUACUUUUAAGAGGGUGGGUUGAGUAGGUCACACCUAAAUUUCUGCAAUUACACUGGAAGACUUAGUGCGGGACUAUCUCUCUGUGCAAGCAUGCUUCAGGGGCAGACUGUCUAUGGUGGUCUCAGAAGGUCAGGAAAUUGUAUUCUUGCUCAGCUGGACAUAUCCCAUUAGAAACCUGACCAACAUGUCACACCCGUAUGUAAAGGAGUCUGGUUUUGGUAAACUGGUAAAGGUUCAACUGUGUUUCCAUAUAAAGUCUUCUUUUGAGUUCAGCAAUGUGAAGUUUUCAUGCAGAUGUGUAGCUGUUUCUGUUUUUUUGUUUUCAGCUUUAUUUAUUUUUUUAUUUUUUUAUUUUUGGCCUUAUUUGACAGCGAAACGGCAGUGGAUAGAGUAGGAAACAAGGGAGAGAGCCAGGAGGGACAGGUGGAAUCAAACCCAGGCUGCUAGUCUAUGUGAGGUGCACUUAGUACACUAUGCUGUUGGUGCCCCAUGUGAAGCUCUUUAUAUUCUAAGCUGUUUCUCCAUCUUGUUGGUUACCAGUAUACUUGUUGAGCUCAACCCAUAGUAGGCUCACAACAAAUAUGCAUAUAAUCACCAAGCACGUCCUAUUGGUGUUUUUCAUGUUGCUUGGUGUCGUAGUAAACACUCAGACGCAGGUUUUCCGUCCUUGGCCGGCUUUUGCUUCGGGUGUGCAAGUACAUAAAUAAAAAUGAUGCAGCCAUCAUCAAUAUUAAUGUAAAGAGCUUUGAGUAAUAAGUGAAGUGCAUGUACAGUAACACAGAUAUGGCACCCAUUCAGCUGAGUAAGAAUUGCUUAUUAGGUGGAUGCACCAAAAGCUUGUGGCCUCUUGGUUUCUUUCCAGUUUUACUUUGACUAAAUAUGUGCAAGAGUCUUUCCUACUUGACCCAUAAUUAAGAUAAUACAACAGAUUCUGCUAGGGGGGGAGUUAUUAUUGACUGUGUUUGUAUUUUAAGGAGGUGUGGCCACAGUUUUACAGACAUGAAUGGUGGGUUUAUGAGGAGGUAGAAUACUUUUUGGGCUGCACUACCACAACUGGCCACCAGGUUAAAACUGAGAUAAUUAAGGAUGCAAAAAACACAAGUUAGACCACCUGUUUGUCAGAGUUAAUGAUGAUUUUUGUGCUGUCUGUCACUGUUUCUCUCACUGUCUUGUGCAACCUUGUUAAACAGCUAGUUUAUAGUUGUGAUGAUAAAUUACAGAAAGACUUCCGUUGUCCCGCACCGGCAGUCAAACACAGUUAUGACAAAUUCUAAUAACUGCUCAUUUUUAACUCUCAAGUUCAAAGAAAAGUGGUAAAAACCCGGUCUAAUUUAAAAUCUAGGCUACACAGUUGGAGUCAAUACCAGCUGUGAAGUCCGGUCAGACUUAAGUGCUUGAUAAUAACAUGUUCAGGCUCCAUAAUAAGUUAAAAAUAGUGUUCUGCCUCGAGGAGAGCUCAGAAUGAUUUAGUAAAAGUGGUCUCGUCUGUCUCUCUUGCUCCAUUCGCAUUUGUCUCUCUGCCUGUCCGUGCUUGUGUGCAGACAGAAAUGCGUGAUUGUAAUGCCUGAGUAACCAAACCAAGGUGCUGAACUUCAAGUCGGGACACGGCCACUUUCUGCAGCUCACGGCUAAUGUGUUUGGAUAGUUCUGCCUGUGUCAAUACAAGCUCAGCAAACCAUCAUCCCCUUUCUUCACCUCGCGCUCUGUCUCCUAUGGAUCACCUGAGACUUCUACAUCAACACUGAAAACUUGUUUAUUUGACCUCAUGUUUAAAGGUGCAGAAAUGUCAAGUUAAGUCUGUCUCUGUUUGAAUGCUUUUGCCCAUUUGCGGUCCAAGGUGUGAGUUUUUCUUGAGUCUAGUCCUGGAAGUCUGACACUUGGUUUUUAGAUAAACCUGAGCCCUGAUUCAUCUGGACUCUGUGGGUGAAACACUGACUGAUCAGUCUCUCUAACCUGGUUCCCAUCACCUGUGUUUUUGCUGUUCUGACUAAUAACAGACUAAGGCGUCAGAGAAACUCGUGACUAAUAGAAGAGAAAGAGGCAGAACUUACCCACAAAUCCAGCCAGGUUUGUACAUCACAUCCUCUCUAUAAAACUCUUUUAUUAUACCCGAUGAACAUGACAAAUCUCAGGCACCACAGCCUUGGUGUUGAAAUAGUUUGUCAUGGAUAAAUGAGUUCCCACACCUCGAUCCCAGAGAAACGCUGAAGUAAUUUACCUUCAUCUUGAAUCAUGCAAAACAAUGACAAAUACCUCACCUGAGCACUUAAAUGGAUAUUCUGGCGAAAACUAAGUUAGGGUCAAACACAUCAUAACAUCCAGUAAGACACCCCCUCAAGAGAUGAAUGUUGCCAACUGCUUGCUUCUCUCGUUAUACCAACUUUAGUAACGACCGCACGAUAGCAAUAAACAACUGUCUACAUCUCCAAGCACAUACGUCAACCAAAAAAAACACUCUAUAGCCACAAAUAAUGCUCAGAACAGCGCCUAACUUCAUCAACAGUACAUAUAGGGUCCCAGCCAUAGUACUAGCCAUCAAACAUCUUUUUAGCUUAGCCUGAUUUCUUUAGCAAAGAGACUAAACACAACUCACCUACUCUCCUCCGGCAGCUGUUUGUUUGUGGGGGAGCCCUGACAAGUCGAUUGCCAAGUGCAGUAGAUCAUUUCCCUGAAGUAAUAAUCAUCAUAUUAAUCAUUUUGCACUGCGGACACGGUAGCUCUUCUCCCUUAGUGUCUCAGUCUGAUUGCAUUUCCAUGAAGUAGUGAUCAUAAAUGUUCUUCCUCGAGUUGCGAAACACAGCUGCAGUCUGUGAUCCACUCGUCAGGGCUAUCCCACAAACAAGUGGCUGCUGGAGGAGAGUGGGUGAGUUGUGUUCGGUCUCUUUGCUAAAGAAAUUAGGCAAAGCUAAGAAGAUGUUUGAUGGCUAGUAGGGACCCUUUAUGUACUUUUGAUGAAGUUCUGAGCAUUAUUUGUGGCCAUAGAGUAGCUUUUUGGUUGAGGUUUGUGCGUGGAGACAUAGACUGCUGUGUAUUGCUAUCAUGCAGUCAUUGCUGAAGUUGGUAUAACUAGUAAAGCAAUCAGUCAGCAACAUUUAUCUCUCAAGGGGGUGUCUUUUUGGUGUUACAGUGUGUUUAACCAUAAUUUCAAUUUACGUCGAAAUAUUCCUUUAACCUGAAAAACAGGAGAAAAAUAAAGACAAAAACAAACAGCUUCUCUACUGCAGCUCAAGCAAAUUAGUUUACAGUCGCAGUCUAUUUACCAGCUAACACAAUCAACAUUACAGCCUACCUAGUUACACAAAUCAUAGCUUCAAAUACACAGAUUAAGAGGCAGGAGGAAUUUAGUUGGGAUUUAAAUCAAUGAUGAAACUUUUGACCAAUCAGAGACCACACCUGCAUCAGCACCCAAUUAGAUACACCCACGUUAUCUUUACAAACAUGGCAGAGAUUCAUUUACUUAGACUUCAACAGUUUUCCAUGUAAAUGUCUGCAGCUGUAGCUCUUUGUGUGAAUGACAGCCAGUCACAGAAACACACAACUUCAAAUCCACGUCAUCUGCUUGUUAAGUUGGUGAAGAGAUGUUCAUGCUUCAUCUCAAACCACUGCAGGAAGGAUGUUGUCCAGAGAGGAAGCAUGCAGUUUGAGUCUAGCAACAGGCUGUCAGCAGAUCCAAAAAGUCCCUGAACACAUCACUGACACUUCAACACAGACUCUCUCUGAGUCAGGACGGUUGUGUUUUUGGUUGUCAAGAAGUGUGGGAGUGUUUGUCUGCACCUCUGCUGCAAAACAGGAAUAUUUAUCAUUUGAAGAAUUCAAAAUAUUGGACACAAACAUGAACAUCUAGGCAUGCUCCAAGAACUACACAGAUACUGAAGUAGAUGCGCAAAAUAUUGACCUCAGGGACUUUUCUCGGCAAUAAUAGUGGGAAAAAGGCAUGGGUUUGGAGUAAAAGAGAGUGUGUGAGUAUGUGUGAAUCUCUUGUUUUUAAAUGUGUGUGGGAGGACAAGUGUGGAUUCAGUUCUCAGGUCAGUGGGGUUUAGUCACAGGAGAGUCUUUGUCUUAGUCUUUCUGUGUUUCUCAUCCACUCUGUAGAAUACGUCCAUCAAACUGUCCCUGCAGACAUCUUUGAUUUCCUCACACUCUGUCCCCCCACUUCACCUCUCCUCCCCCUUUUGUGGGUUAUGUUUACAGGUGUCUUUGCGCAGUUUUUCCUCAUAAAUAAAACAGCCAAAAACUAAUGUGAAAAUAUGGAGUUAGAGUCACGAGACAGCUACUAGAUCUCAACUGUCAUGGGAGACCACACAUGAGGACACCCCUCACUGAUUUUUAACAUGACAAUCCUCAGAACACACACCAGAUGAUCCCAUAAAACUGCUGGACCACACACUCAACAUUUGGGAGACCGAUUUCACAGUGGCGAGAUCUCACAGGAACUUGCAGGAUCAGUCGUGAUGAGCAUGGGAGACAUUUAUGCCCUUUGUAUGCAGAAACAAAACGUGACUUAAUGUUAAGUUUUAACAUUUAGUUUUAUGGGUAUUUGUGUUAGAAAGGCAUUUACUAGUCGUCAAACAAAAGCAGAAUUAAAGAAAACAGGUCCUUUAUCUGUGGUAAUAUGAAGCAAUAUUGGGGGAAAAAGCAGAACCUUUGGGCUCCUAUGUUUUGAAUUUACCACCUCACCUCAGGAAAAUCUGAGAGGAUAAUCUUUAAAAACCAUGAAUGAAUUAAGGGCACAAAAUAGAUUAUCAUGUAGGUUCCUUAACCUUUAGAGUUCUCCGUACACUAUAAAAAAAUACAAAGAAUGGCAUUACAUAUAUCUCCUGCUAUCUGAGGGCUUCAGAGGUGAAUCCAAGGAUGACGAGUGAUAAGUAAGACUUGGACAAACACUGGUCCUCUAAGCUCACUUAUCCUCCACAUGGUAGUCAUUUAUAAAGAGGGAUGAGGAGAUGGAGAUAGAGGGAUAAAAGAGUGGUGUAUGGUUAGCGCCUCAGCCACAUCUAAAGGAGAGGAAAGUGGUGUGGGUUGGGUUGAGUCCAACAUAGAUGUGUUUAAAGAGAAGAGGAUGGAGUUGAAAUCUCACUUACCUUAAGGCAGCAGUGUAAUGUGUGUUUUAGGGUGGAGUUCAUCUGGAUGAAGAGCACAGCUCCUGUUAAAAGCUAGCUGCAGUGUGCUCAAUGGUUCACAGAUGCGAGGCUCGAACAAAGAUGUUCUAUUUGGAGGAUGUUCGACUCUUUUGAAGAUUUUGAGCCAGAAAUCAGAGGCUGUGUUAAAGUACAUAUGUGGAUAAGUACAUAUGGAUCACUUUCAAUGUUUUAUGGCCUGAAAAGGCAUCUAAAUUCCCCUCAUUGGUAGGGCAUCCAGAGGUCACUGUAUGACAUUUUGCCACAGGAGUGGAAUUUUUUAAACUUCAAUGGAGCACUUUUUCAUUUUAAUCAUUAGAAGAGCAUCCAGAGAGUUAUUUUCAUACACUUAAGAGGACUUUUUUUUACAUUUUGCUCACUAGGUAGACUUCCAAAAGGCACUUUUUAAAAGUUUUAUCCACUACCAGGGCAUCCAGAGGGCCUUCUUUUACAUUUAAUGCAAGGGCUGGGCAAUAUGGCCUGAAAUCAAUAUCACGAUAUAUUGAGCAGUUCACCUCGAUAACAAUAAAUAGACGAUAAACUACUCCACAAGCUGCUCACCCCCUCCCACAUUAACUUUGCCUGCUUCAGCCCUCUUUGUUACAGACUGGAUGGGGUGGAGUUUCGUCUCCGACGUAGGACAGCGUCUUGAAGGGACAUGAGACCAUAGUCUACCUUCAUACAUCCAAAACCAACUCUUAUUUAUUUAUUUGCCACCGAAUAUACCGAUAUGGGCAAAAUGACGUCGGUUGUUGUCGUAAAUUUCUGUAUAGGUAAAUUUUCGGUUUAUCGUCCAGCUCUAUGUCAUACACAAUAAUGUCAGAAAAGGGGUACUCAUACUAUUUCUUGAAAAGAGGGUCUAUUAUGUUGAGUUCACUGUAGGGUAUCCAAAUGACAAUGUCUAACUUUUUAUUUACUGUGUGACCUAAGGUUUCAAUCUGCUCAUCUGUGUUGUGUCCUCCCUUUAGAUUUCAGACUCAAACGAGAAUCUAAGUGAAGAAAAAGGGAAUUUGGGGUCUUUGUUUUUCUCUGUGUCAUCACAUUUUUCCGCUCUGUCUCAUGCACAUCUGUCCAUCUGCUCGUUCACUUUAAGUUUGACUCAGAAAAACUCCAUUCAGAGGUCCUAACCGCUCUUUCAGCAGCAUCAUUUGUCAUACCUAUACACAUACCUGCACAGAUCACACCUACACACAUCUAUUCAAACAGAUGUUACCCCUGGGCUGUGAAACAUAAAACUAGAAAGAAAGAGUGACACUCUCUAUACUUUUCAUCCCCUCUCUCUCUUCACAUGAGCCCACUGUAGGUUAGUGCAUUAAUGUAGGUCAGGAUACUGGUCCGGACUUGCCAUAAGGUCCCUGAAUGCCUCACAACACCCCAAACAACACCUGUUUUCCUUCACUAAACACUGCACAAAGUCUGUAGCUCUUUUUUACUGGUAAACACUGAAAACAGCAUAUGCUAGAUUUGACUUCCAUGUCCGAAUAGAAGGAGAAGAUUCCAACAAAAGACAGCGCCGUAGGGGGUAAAUACCUGGACACACCUGAGUCUGACUCCCCUGGGUAAAAUCCAGAUAAGCUGCUUGAACAUUCCUGCUGCCUGCUAGCGUUUUAGCUAAAUGAAGUCUGUGUCCAUAAGAGAAUUUCUGGCAUUUCAUUCCUUAAAAGAAGCGAGCUGGAAGCCUUUUUGACCGCAGCAUGAAUCUGCCUCAUCACAUUCCUCCCCAUCAGCCUGCACACAGACCCAGUCUGUCCUGAGCCACUUGCGUUCUGGUGUGAAGGAAUGCAGAGGCGUUCGGUCAGGGUUAGGAUUUCUCAGUGUGUGUGUGUUCAUAAGAGCAUAUUUCUAGCUAGGGGGUGAGUGUGUGUGUUUCUUUGUCCCCCUGUAUGUUAUUAGGGUUCGACUGCUGCUCUCUCUGUGGGGGAUCAGUGUUAUUUCUGUUGUCUUCACCCUUCAGGCUUUUUAAUAAACAGCUUUAAUCUGAGAUCAGGCUGCAACAACACAGCAGACCCGACUCUAUACCCCUUUACACAGGAAAUGGAAACCCAGCAGCAGUGAGGCAGCUUUGUUUUGAAGGGGUUUAGCUUUAUUGUAAGUUAAUGCACAGCCAACUUAAAGCUCCUGUGGGGAGUUUAAACUGAUUAUGAAACAGACUAAAACUAAUACUGAGACAGUUUUAUGAUCAAAUGAGACCAUCAGGGCCAAGACUUCAAGGUGUGCCAGAGACAGGGCUGGCACUCAUACUUUUAGUUACAUGCACAAAAUUAAGAACUUUUUUCCUCAAAGUGUCUUCUCUUUCUGCAAAUAAUCUGAAGUGGAUUGGAUUAACAAGAAUUUGACAAGCUGUUUUGAGUUUUGUACAGGAGUCAAGUAACUUUUAAAGUUUAGAUUCUCUUUUAGAGCUUCACCAAAGUUGGAGCGAAAUAGAUCAACCUCCAAGAAGGAUCUGCUUAAAAAGACCCCUUGAAAUGCCCAAAUACCCCCAAAUUAAAGUGGCAGACUCCCUGUUAAUUCUACAAUAUGGCUUCUUGAGACUUUUUUUGUAAUUUUUUGCCUUGAUACAUUUGAUGCAGACCACUGAAUCCUGGAUUUUUAGGUCUAACAUACUGCAGGGGCUGAUCUUUUUGAAAUUUGUAGGUGCCACUGAGCCAUUUAACUACACCCCUGUACAUAACCAAUAUCAAGUGUCUUACCCCCAAUUUAACCGCAUCCAGAGUGGCUCUGAUCCGGAACAGUGGCUAUUUUCGCCAUCUGCCAAUUCCUACCGGAUCCAUUUGAGGCGAAUUUUGUGACGGAUUACGGACAGCAGGAAUCAUGAGCACUAACAAGAGCACGUGGAUUCACGUGCAAUCGUGCGAUAUGAAGUUGUGUUUAGCCACAUAGGCUAACCAUAUAAGCAGUAGAUUGUGUCCCUUCAGAGGAGGAAUUCUACUUCUAGACUUCAAAAAUUAGCAUCUCCUCAUCCAUGGUGUCAUUGGGAUAAAAUGCUGUCUAAAAACCUUUCACUUGGUUGUUCCCGCCUGUUUGCAUGGUGUGAAAUACGAUCCACCCGAAACACGUAGUGUUUUAUUUUGAAAAGAAGCCGGAUGUUUUAUUUUGUGUCUGUGCCCGACUUCCUUUCCAGCAUGGACUACUCUGCUGAAUUUACCUGGAAUGCUCUGGCGGUGGAAAUUGACACAUUAACUUGAAUGGUUACGAUCAGCUGCGUGUGGAAGGCACGGCCUUUUCAUAGCGAUUCCAGAUGCUGUGGAAACUGGGGGUUAGUUAUCCACUGAGCUAAUGUAUACAAAGUUUGGUGGCUUUAUGUAUAUUUGGGCCUCCCCAAAAUACUACUUCCUGUUUGUAGCUGGCAAUGCAAUCCCAGAGAAACUGCGAUGGGUGCAGGCUUACAAACCAUCAGGAACAGACUAAAUGUCUCAUACUUUGUGGGAAAAUGUGAAAUAAAAUAAAAAAAAUUACAUUUCUCAAAUGAAAAUACAAAAGCCCUCAAAGGUCAGCAAGAAAAGGGAAAUUUUCAAUCAUGGAAGUGUUUCACCUCAGCAGGCCACAGGUGACCCAUGAGAGGAAACAUCGAGUGACAGAUUUAUAAGGUCACUUCCUGCUGCGCUGACUCACUCAUUAAACUCACCAGACGUCUGAAUGAAUGAGUCCAGUCCCUGUUCUUGAGCGCCUGUCCUUUUCUUUCUCACAGAGGUUUAAUUCAUAAUUCAUUCAGGGAAACUGGAAGCUUGCGAGCUGGUGGACCAGUAUGACCAGUUUCAGGCAAAAUGUUUGUGUUUUUGUGCAGGAAUGAGCAUUUAUGAGGCUAAAGCAGUGAAUACAACAAAAAAGGGUAUUUUUUCUUUAGACAAAAAGAGGAAAUAUAGUUUUUUAUGGAUAAUUGAAGCUUUAACAGAGUAAAUGAUUCAAAAGCAUCUACUGACUGUGCUUCCUCUUCAUUUUGUGGAAGUAGAGGCAAAAUGUUAACAGCUAAGUAAGGGCCUGUGUCCACUGACUGUGUUUUUACUUGCAUAAUGAUUUUUUUUUUAAGUUUUCUCUAACCUGACCCUGAAAGUCUUCAUCAUAUUUGAUAGUCCCAACAUUAUAAAAGCAUUCUUUCUUUUUUCCUUUUCUUUCUUUCUUUCUUUCUUUCUUUCUUUCUUUCUUUCUUUUCUUUCUUUCUUUCCUUCUCUCUUUUCUUCCUUUCUUUCUCUCUCCUUUGGUUGGUGAACUCAGUUGAUGCUUCAGAGCGAGGCCUGGCUUUCUCCACAGGCUGACUGUGUGUUCACGUCUGUACCUUUCUGUGUGUGUGUGUGUGUGUGUGUGUGUUUCUUCCAGGUUGUGUGUCUUGGUUGGCAGGCCCGCUCUUCACGUUAUUUACACAAGGCUCGAGUGCUAACUGCAGGGCUGAAAGUCAAUUUCAUGCAAAGUUUCCAUUCCGGUAUUAUUCUAACCCACUUCUUCUUUCCUCUCUCUGGAUGCAAAUGUCAGCUAUUCUGGUCUCACAAUGUUAUAUUUACACUGAUAAUGACAGAAACACACCCUAACAAUAAUAAUGAGUGGAAAAAUCGGUGUGUGAUGCAGCUGUAUUUCCACCUCACAGCACAGUAGAGCAUGUAUGUCUUUGCUGUGGUUUGUCGAACGGUGUUGUGCGGCUCUGUUGGAGGGAGUGUGUAGUUGUAGGUGUGUCUCAGGCUGACACACUGAACCAUCUAUGCAGUGGAAUCCCUGAGUAAACACCAAAUCCAUGUUUUUAACAAGGAGCUGAAUGAGAGCAGAGCUGAGGCCGAACAAGGCUUCACUCUUCUCCAACACACAGUGGCAGUGUGAGCUCUGAGCCUGAGAACACUUAGAAACUUACGGCUCGAUGAAAUAGCAGAUUUUUUAUGAAGAUUGGUUUAAAGAAAGCUGAUGAGUUCAGCCCAUUUUGCCGUAGGGCUUGGCGAUAAACCUAAAAUUUACAGAUCCCGAAAUUUACGACAAUAACCAACGUCAUUUUGCCCAUAUUGGUAUGGACAGUGUAAAAAAAAUACAUUAAUAAAAGUUGGUUUUGGAUGUGUGUAGAUAGACUAUGGUCUCAUGUCCCUUUAAGAUGCUGUCCUAUGUCGGAGACGUGACUCCACCCCAUCCACUCCAUAACAAAGAGGGAAAGACAGGUGAGGAGAUGGAGGACGGUUUAAAAGUUGGAGCGGCUGGAGCGGCGGCUGAAGUAGACAAAGUUAAUGUGGAAGGGGGUGAGCAGCUUGUGGAGUGUUUAUCGUCCAUUUAUCAUUAUCGAGGUGAACUGCUCAGUAUAUCUUGAUACUGAUUUCAGGUCAUAUCGCCCUGCCCUAUUUUGCUCUGCGUUGAAGGAUCCACUCGUUGCAUACAACCAAAGUGCGCUCAAAGAGAUUCAGUCUGGCUCUUGCUAACAGGUGUCUGUUAUUCGCAUAACAUGUAACAUUGGAAAAAGCUGCACAAAUCAAGCCAGGCUUUAUUUACCAUCCUGUUGCUGAGCUUCAGUCUUCAUGCACAGCCUCAAACUCCCUUUUUUUUUUUAUUUCUUUUGAGCUCUUCUUUUCUGUGGCGGCGGCUCCACUCCAACCUUCCUCAUCGGCUGAACCAGAAGAAUUUGGUCUAUUUUCUUAUACGUCAACAAAGCCUCGUGCGAGUCGAUGCAUGUUUUGCAUUACUUUCUAAUCAAUCCUUUUUUUUUUGCUUGUUUUUCUACUUUCAUUUAAAACCAAAGAGAGAUUUAGUGAGGUUUGAGUAAUAAGAAGAAGUCAAGGCACUGAAGUUAUUGAUCAGAUAGUGUUUCAGGGCUGAACAUUGUUGGUUUUUCUAACAUGAAUCAUGUGGACCUCUGGUUUGUCCUUACAUGGUCCCGGCUCUUUUGUGGGUUAUUACUUUUCAGCCCUCUUUCAUGUUUUUACAGAGCGGGGAAGCCGUGGAGUUAUUUGCAUGGCUUGUCUGACAGCAGAGAAAGAAAAGUGUUUGAGAUUGUAUUUCAGCUUCACACUGGUGUUUGCUUUCUCAGUGUUUCUUGGAGAACGAAAACAGGAGAGUGAUGGUGUGUGAAGAAAGAGAGGAAGCUUAAUCUCAGGAAAAAGGUUAGCGUGGGUGAAGUGUAUCAGGAGCUUGCUUUACUUUCCUCUCUUGAGGUCAGAAAGAGUUGUACUGUUAUUACCGUGUGAGUGAAUUAACCUGAUCUGACCUGACCGGGAUCACAGGACCUGUCGUUGCUGUGCAGCACUUGGGGCGCAUUAAUCACGCCGAUGACGAAGUUAUUCCCGAAAAAAGUCGAUUCCAGGUCUUUUGUGAUGUGGCGUAAAAACCACAAGGCGUCGUAAAUUAAUUUUGAGGAAACGUAAUGUGGGCACAUUUACAGAAAUAUUAAAAAGUCUGUAAAUCAAGUUUAUCGAAGACUUGGAGACAGAGUUCGUAGAUUUAGGAUGAGCUAGCUGGCCGUCAACAAAGUUUAACAAUAACUGGAUCAUUGUUGCUGCAAGCUGAUGUUCGCCAACUUAAGAUUUCUAAUGUUUUGCUAGAUGACUUUCAGCUGACAAUAUCUGAAUGACAGCAGCUGAAAGCACAUAGAGUCAAAUAAGGUAAUAGAGAGACACAAUAGGACACAUUGGCAGCUCUUUACCUGAAACAGUCACUCUCAAUUCAGUUUUAGUUGAACUCCAGGUGUUGAAAGUUCAUGGACAGGAAAAGCAGCUGGGUUUCAGCGAAAUGCUGGCCGGCUAUUUGCAUGACAAACGUUCUGACUGCUUAGAAACCAAUGGUGUGUGAUGUUGACUACUCACCCUCACAUAUUCUCACCGAAACUCUCGCAGAUUCACUUUAGUUUCACGCUCUAAGCCUUUAUGAUCAGUUUCCUACCUGUGCGCCAAGCAGGACUAUCCGCUUUGUGUGUGUUUGUGAACUUUUUUCAAGGUUUAAAAAGUGACAAUGAGCUGAAGCGGUGCCCUGCACAGGAUGAUGACACAUCCUCCAAACGCCAUCUUCCUCCUGGACUCAGUGGAAAGAGAUGAAGUCAUUUCACUUCAUUCCUUCUCUGGGAUCACCAAUUGCACUGAUGCAGCAUAUGGCUUUUAUAUAACGCUGAUGUGACUCCUCGUGCACAGGGAAUACCAUUGCCUCAUGGCUGAGCUGCAAAUCUUUCCUACUGGGGUGACAGAGUCCUGCAAAGAUACAUUCAAGAGUUUUCAGAGAGUAAUAUUCUCUACAAGGACAAAUGGGACUCCUAGAUAAAGAGAAAACACAAAAAGACCUUACAAUGGGUUUUAAAAACAAGACAGAAUAUUUCCAGUAUUCCUUUAACCUGGACCCAAAUUUUCAGCUCGUUUUUUACAGUGAAAUAAAAGCAACAGUUAGUGACAGACAAAGACUGUAUAUACUAUGGACAAGUUCUGCCUUCCACCAGUAUACAGAUUUGAAGCCAAAAAUCUCUCAGUAACUCCACGUUUUUUCUCCACUUCCUGAAACCAACAUUGCGCAGUGGCGUUGUAUGCACUCCACCACAUGCGCAGUAGAAUUGUACGCAUUUGGAGAGUUGCUGAGAGUCCCUGUGAUGACUAUUGGCUCGAACAGCAUAUCCCCAGGGUGAGCUACAAAAUCUUCGUAAGCCCAUAGACUGUAUCAAGUGUCAAUCAUAGAAAACAUGAACCCCCUAAUAACUUUUAAAAAAUGGAGCUGCACAGAAAAAAGAGGACUUGAGCACAAACCAGUCUUACUGUAACUACAUGUCAACAUUGCAAGCAGGGGGGAGAAAAAUGUAUAUUCUGUGUAAUUACUUUAUUAAGUUUGUCCACCGCUUCAUAGGGAUUGCUUGAGGAGGCGGGAUUUAUGACCUAUACUGCAGCCAAUCACCAGAGGGUGCUGUUCUCGGGGGUGGCUUCGUCCAGUGAGGAGGCAGACAGCAUCCAUUCUAUAUACAGUCUAUGGUGACAGAGCAUGGAAAUUUGAUUGGUCGGGGGACUUUUCAGAAGCCCCGCCCACCUCUGAGACAAUCUUCCCACAUCUGACCUUCUUUCCAGUCAUCCCUCACUGAACCAUCUGGCCUUUCAGAAGUCAUUGUGUGUGUUUGUAAGUCUGUGAGUAACAUGUGCUCCCAUUGUGCAUGUUUGCAUGUGUGUUUGGGUUCGCUCCAUUAAGAAUGUAUGAGUGAAUGGACAAACAGCCUGUCACAGGGACGUCAGGAGACGAGGACGCUGACUCAUUCUGCCCGUGCUCACAUUAAGGACAGAGGAUACAGUGGAGUUUAGUGUAUACAGAGGGGAACAUGAGCUCGGAAACAGCAAACUGUUCCUGUUCGUCUAUUACAUAUCUGCCAUCAGCUUUGACUGCGUUUAUUACAUCACACUGUAUAGACAGAUUUCCACUAUGAAGACCUGACAGUUUGAACAUUGUUUACAACUCAGACCGGAUGAUUAACAUGCAGUAGAUUUGAGGGUUAUUUUUAAGUUAAUUUGGAUCUGAGUUAAAUUAGUCACCUCUUUAAAGUUUUAUAUUACUGCCUUCACUAUUUUGAUAAAGUUCUGAAUCAAACAGAAACAGCAAAUCAACAAUUAAAAUUAACAUUUCUAAAGUACUUAAUUUGAUUAUUCAUAUGAUCAUUUGCUAAGAUAGAAAAAGUGUUUUUAGACGAGUAGGGCUGUGGAGUUGUGUUUACACCCCACUGUAUGUUCUAUUUGUUGUUAUAAUGAUCAUGUUAUUUACUUUUUACAGCCUGUGAGUCAUAGAAAAAAAAUCUUUGUUUUUGCUGCCAGGCCAAGUGCCACCUUUUUACCCUGUUUUUGGGACAAGUUAAAGUUUGUCUCUGUUUUCUCUCAUUCUUUCAAAGCCAGCAGAUAAAUGUCUUUUCCUGCAGCUUUUGUUGCACAAACAAAUCAGCCUGACAGCACACAGAUCCCACUGUUUCAUCAGUGUUGUUCUGCAGGGGUGUGUGAAGACUUUGUGACUGGGGGCACAAUUUGACAUGGUUAGGGGUGGCCAGUGUAUUUGUGCACAAAGGUCAUCAAUAUUUACCCUAUCUUCAGUAUUAACUUAAACUAGCAUUAGAGUGUCACAGUUAGUAUAUUCCUUUGCAUAAUUCAAGUAUAACAAUAUGUCAUCCGCAAAUGUGAGUUAGCUAAUCUUUAAAAGAAAAUUAAAUAAUCCCUUAUUGUUUUAGAAAUAGGGAGAUCUGCAUUGUUACAGCUGUUUUGGCAAAAAUGUCCUGAUUGAAUUGGUUAAUGGUUCAGAUGCUGUUUGUAAAUGUGUGUUAAAUUUCGACAAAUCCAAUCAGAGGUGAUUAAGACUGUUAGCAUGAGUGACAGUCCAGACAAACACGGAACACAAACUCUGAUCAGCAAACACCGUGGGCAGGACAGGGAGGAUGUUACAGGCUGAUUGGCCUUUCAUCAAACAGUAAUCUGUGCAUUGUGUACACUCAGAAAUAGAGUCAUCGCGGUCUAAUUGCACAUACACAAACACGGUGUCACUGUACAGGGUGAGGCAGAGGUCAAUCAGCGCGGUAAUUACGGCGACGUGUAGAGAUUUCCUGUGCUCUGAUUGAUAACAGCUUUCUUUAUAUAGACUGAAGAUUAGACUCAAAAACACACACAGGAACACACACUUCAGGGCCCACAGGAGGACAGAGAGACCCUCCACACGCGCUCUGUUUAUAUGGUCUGUUUUUACCAUCAGCAACAAGCUAUAAAGUGAUUUGUUUCAGCAGUUCAGACUUCAUCUGCAGGGUUUCUUUGCACCAGAGACUUUAAGGUUAAAGGUGAGUUCAGGUUGGAGUAGGUGGCAGUUUUAGGUAGUUAUUGGGUUUGCCAUGGGGUUUCUGAAGUCCUCUUUGAUGGGUUAGUUUGGGGUUUUAGGUGUUUUUCAGGUGGGGUUUAGAGUUACACAGACUUCCUUAGGAUUCAAGGUUAAGAGAGGGGGAAAAUUUCAGACUCAGUCCAGUUUAGAGGAGAGGUUCAAGGGUUUCUUGACACUUUAGUUGUUGCUUCAGGGCUAACAAGCCCGUCAGGUUAGGCUUAUUUGAGAGGGAGUUAAUAGCUGAGGGUUGUUAGGAGUGAUUUUUGACAGUAACUGAGCCCCUGAGGCAGAUUAUUUGCAAGGAUGGUUGGAGAUGUGGUGCUUCUCAGAAGCUGAAGAGUUAGAUGGUAAAAAAAUCUGGUGCUUUGUGCUUUAAAAUAAGCUGCAGAGCAAUUCAGAGAGCUAUUAAGGGGGGAGAAGGGUGUGUUUCAUCAGUCGUAAAAAUCUAGAAAACAUCCCAGAGGGAGACAAAAGCUGUUGACCUUUGACCUCCAUGUGGCACACUUUCACCCCACACCUCCGACAUCCACGCUUGACCUCUGUUCACUUACUCCCAGCUGUGCACAGAGUUACUAAAGUGCUGUAUUUCAAACAGAGGAGAUGAAACUGUGGAGUAAAUAUGUAGUUAGAUAACCUGUGACCAGUCUGAAAAAAUGAUGUUUAAUGGUGAACAGAAAAAUGAGAGCAGCCAAACCGUACUGUUUACAUCUCCCUCUGACAUCCAUCUCUCCUCACAUCUUUAUUCCCCCUUUGAUCGGCUCUUUGUUGUCAGUACCGGGCGCCUCACUGUCACAUAGUAAUUACAGGUGGACGGCAUGCAGACCUGUGAUCUUUAAAGCUGGAAUAUUUUCUCUGAACCUCACUGCAGGAUGGACGGACUGUGGACAGAAAGCUGGCUGCUGACAGUGUUAGAAGGUGUUAGGAUCAGUGGGCAUUGAGUUUCCAUCUGAAAUGUGAGGAAAGACAUGCAAAGCUUCAUUUGGUUAGUCAUAUUUCUGCUUUUAUUGAUGGUUUUGGUUGAACUUUAGGCACAAGAGAUUUAGCCAAGUUGGCGCAAUGGUGAUUCCUGCAGAAUAAUAUUGUAUCUGAGGAUUGUCCUGCAAAUGCUUUCCUACAGUUCCCUUGUUAGCAUGUGUCUGAUUAUUCAUUGUAUGCAUCUACAGCAUGUACCGUAAGAGAUGCAGAUAUGCGGUGCAGCUUUGUCAGUAAAGUAGCUGUCUUUUUGAUUGUUUAAGCAAUGCAAUUGGAAAAAAGAUUUCACUAAUGUUUGCUGCAGUUUAGCGGAUGCUUUUGGCUGCAGGGGUCUUGCGCAUCUCUUAGUAAGACAAAUUUCUUCCAUUCAGCUGCAUGCUUUGUUUAAGAUGCUAAAAUAAAUGGAUCCAGCUGCUUUUUAAAUCAACUUUGAAGAGGAUUGUGGCUCGUUCAACGAAGGCCCUGUUUAUAUGUAUCCGGUUAUUUUACAUUAACCAAGGUUUGCCCGCUUCGUUUGGACGCAAACGGAGAAUUCGCCCCUGAAAACAAUGCUUUUAAAAACUGCGGCCAGAGUGGAGAUUUUGGAAAACUUUGUUUGCACGUUUGCAUGUAAGCGGAGAAGAAUGGAGGUGUACAGAGAUUUGGGUAGCCGAUGGCAGAUUGUGCGCUGGAAACUGGGUUAAAUGCGACAUUGUUUACAAUCUACAGUCUAUGUUUACAAUCUGUGGUGAUCAUUGAUGCAUACAGAAUAGCAGUCGCGUUCAUGCUGGUGAAAUCUCUUAUAUCUGUAUAAUCUCUAUAUAUUUGCAUCUUUUCCAAAAGAAGGAAGUGACGUUGUUGUUGUUGCUGCUAUGAAGGAUUCUGAUUGGCCAACGUGGACUUGAGCUUCUGUCUGCACUGCCACCUACAGGUUUGGCAUGCUCUUAACCGCAUAUAUACAAGGGUUUGUGUAAAUGACAACUUUUCUGAAAAUGUAGUGAGACUGUGGGACAUCAACUAUAUUUUGUGAACAGAGAGGGUGAUGUGCGAGAACCCAUGGGCAGCAGUAAAAAUCUAGGGUUAAAUUUUAAAAAUCUUAAUUAACCAUAUGAAUAAACCCAUAAAACUGAUUUUUUGCUAAUCCUCAUUAUAUAAUGUAGUCCAACCAACUAAUCCUAAAUCGUUGUCCAACCCAAAGCCUUAACAGUGUGACAGUUUCCAUCAGCAGAUCAAAGUUUGCUUAUUCCUCAUAGAAAUUAAUUACUUGCUUGAAAACCACAUAAUCGUCUGCAUAGAGAAAAUAAAGAAUGACAUGGGCAUGACACACUGCAUCCCCUCUUCUAGUCUCAGGCCCAGAACUAAUCAUCAGUUUAAGUGUGUGCACUGAUGGAGAAGAUGACAACUAACUACAAAGUCCAGGAACUGACUGAGGAGGAAACCAAACAAAUAGGGUGUAAACUUCUUUGUUUUGGCAUGUGAAGUCGUGGCUGCAGUUCAGAUUUCUCAAUUUACUGGUACAAGUCAACAUUUCCAGCUGGAACUGGGCCUCAUGGACAAAACAACUCUGCUGACAUUACUUCCAUCUGUUCUGUGAUCAUCCUCACACCGAGCUAAGGGUUCAGAGGAAACACGGGUUCUGAUCUUAUCACAAAAACCUCAGUGUAAUUAAAGAGCAGUUAAAUUGGACAAAUUUGUCCUAAAAACACAAUUAAGGAAAGAAAGGGAUCACCUCUAACUAAAUUACCAACAUUUUCACAUCAUCACGUGAAUUUAUUCUGGACUGUUUGUCUUGCAGAUAAACAUAUGAGAUUACCAGGUGAAAAAGAGACAAGCCUACGAGUUUAUGGAAUGCACACUUUCAGCCAAACCUGUUGGAUACUUCUUGAGGGACUUCCAUACUGUAAAAAGAGCCGCUUCUCUUCUUGACCUAAUUUCCUUCGCCGCUCUGCCAGCAUCUUGUUCACUUUGGAGCGAGGCUGAGGCUCCAUAUGCUGCUGCGCUCUUGACAGAAACAGAAACAGAGGUAUCAAAUUAUGCAACACCCUCCCUUUCAGAAAGAAAACCCUACCCCAAAACACAGACACAAGCAGAUCUGCAAGGUCUUUUUUGAGAGCUGUCUUUCUUUAAGGCUUUUCUCUGUCUUUAGUCCAGAGUUUGGUCUCUUCAACCACAUGCUAUAUUCAUUCAUCAGGUACAGGUUUAAUAAUGCUUUUAAAACUCUGCUCAAUGCUCUCGAUAUACCAGUCGAUCUACAUUCCUACCCUCACCUGUGGUCAUGAGCUGUGGAUAGUGACCAGAAGUACAAGAUUGUGGGUACAAGCCGUCGAAAUGAGUUUCCUCCACAGGGUGUCUGGGCUCUCCCUCAGUGAUAGGGUUAGAAACUCAGUCAUCUAGGAGGGGCUCAGAGUAGAUCUGUUGUUUCUCCAUGUUAAGAGGAGUCUGAUGAGUUGGCUUGGGCAUCUAAUCAGGAUGCCUCCCAAACGCCUUGCUGGUGAGGUGUUCAUGGCAUGUCCACCGGUAGGAGACAGAAGGAAGACCAGGAAUGUCCUGGAGAGACUAUGUCUUUCAGCUGGCCUUGGACAAAGAGGCUGGAGAGAGGGAAGUCUUGGUUUCUCUGCUUAGGCCAGAGGACCAGAGUCUGGUGGUGUGAGUUCUGCUGCCUUAAGCCAUACUCUGAAAACCAAUUUGACUAUUAUUCACUGAAACUGCGCUCCCUUGUUGGGGUCAUGUUAGAUAAUUGGUCCAAAAUACUGAUUUACCAGGUAUUUCCAAAUCUUGUACUCGUUGGUAAGUUUGUAUUCAAAUUUGUGGUGAAAGAACUAGGACAUUACCACCCAACAGGAGGUGGUUUGUAGUGCUUUGGGGGUGCAUUUCCCCAAGAAACUCAGUCUUUUGUAGUGAUCAGGAGUGAAUGCAUGAACCACAACUUAACAAGAGUCGAUGGAAACACACCAAUCAAUAACUUUAGAGUGGCAAAGCUGUACCUUCUACUGGCCAGCUGCUACUGGUCCACCCCAAACACAAACAGUCACACAAUUGUGACUGAACACCAGUUGUUCUCUGUGAGUUAAAAUGACUGUUUUUGUCAAUGCAGUCUGGUAGCCUUAAAGAGAGAUGCCACAUCUGUUUCUGGUUUUGUAAGUCUGAUUUCCAAACAGAAUGGUUCAUCUAUUUGAGGGUCCUUUCUGUUGUUGUUUUAGCCAAAGGGAUCUACCAGAGAUGUUUCACAACUUCCAUAGGCACAAGUCAGAGCAGCAUUAUCUUUUAAGGCGGUGAAAAAACAUUUUUAUCAAGUCUAUGAAGUGUUGGAGUCUGAGCAGAUUUGACAGCUUUAAAAACAGUUUCAUUUGGAAGAGGGGGAAUAAUUACAAACAGUUCUUGUUAACUGAAGGAAUUACAACAAAUAGCCAGAGGACAGCUAACCUUAAGUUUAUUGUUAUUUUAAUGUGAACAAGCUGCACUCUCUAGCUUUCUGCAAAUAGGACAAAAACAGUCAUGCUGUUUUUUUUUCUGUUAUGAAACAUCAUAAAAUUUAAUGUCUCUGCGUUCCAAAUAAAAGCACUCUCAGACCAGUAAAAGUCCGACUUUGUUACAGUUGACAGAGGUUAGACUGCAGGGAUCACAUGAUUUAACGCCAUGCACACAGAUCAUGCAUGACCAUAUGGACACACAGCACACACACACACACCCACACUCACACACUCAGCUCAGUGACUCUGCUGAGGAAGAUGAUGAUAAUGAUGAUGGGACUUCCAGACCUGGACAUUAGAGCUGGCUCUCUGCUCGGCUGUGACGCACUGCGACCUGAGAUUUAUAACGGCUUGACGUCAGCGUCCUUCAUACACUUCCAGUCAAGACAGACGAGCCUGCACUGUCCCUGUGUGUGUCCAUGUGUGUGUUUGUGUGUGAAUGAUGAUAAAAUUUACACUGCGGUGAUUUGAAGCUCAGUUGAGGAUGAUUCCUCCACUUCUUUGUGAGCUUUUUCAUUUCUCUCUGUAGCCUGUGGGCUUAAUACGAAACAUCUGGAUAUUUCUUCUUUGCAUUUACUGUACAUACUCUAAAAUGAUACAUAUGUAUGGCCCGAUUCAAAUGCAUGCUUUGCAAACAAAACCAGCUGCAAAAAUCUACAUUUCAAAGUCAUAUUUCCCCCCAGGGGAGGGGGAUCAGACAUGCGUACUUAUCCCGCUGGAGUGCAGACUUUAUUACCAUACAACAGUAUUUUCAGGUCUAAUUCUUCAUCCUGCUAACAGAUAUCAUUGGCUUUUGUGUGCUGAUCCUAAACCAUAUGGAGAGCAGGCCCAGACCAGAGUUGAAAAGUCUCACACGUGACCCAGUGAUUGUUCUCGCUACUGGAUGUGUUUGGGAAGCGACACAGUGUGUUUGAUGGAGGUGUUGAUGCUCUGCAGCUUGUUGAAACACAGCCAGCAGGAAGUCUGGGAUCCAGAGGAAUUCCUCCAGUCCUCACCAAGCGCCUGGUGUUAUUUUUUUAUACAGUGUUUACUGUGUUCAAACAAGCCCACAGACACACAGAGCUUCUUAUAGUUUCAUCUGCAAAACCAAUACAGGUCUUAGACAGAGGAGCCUUAACUGUUUGACACUUCCUACACUGGAGAAAGUUCGCCUCUACUCCCAGAGGCACGUCUAUGCUGAGUGGUAGCCAGAGGGUUCAUAGAUUGAGUUCAAGCUAAAGAUGCACCAGCUGAGUACCAACGAGAACCACAUAUUUGUGUAGUUGUAUUGGUUGUCAAUGCUAUUUUAUCAUGCGACACCAUAGGGCUGAAACAAUUCCUCAAAUGCCUUGAGUACCUUGAUUAUGGAAAAUAAUCGAGGAAGCUCAAAUCGUCACUGCUUCACACUGAUUAUUUUUAAGGUGACACAAGGCGCUUCAGUCACCACAGUUGAAGGGAGGAGUAAGCGCAGUUUUAGUUUUGUGGAGUGGAAGAAAUGAAUGAUGAGAGUGGCUUUUCUUCUGCAGAGCUCCAGUAGCUGAGUAGUGGGCGGAGACUGUGCUGCUCUGCACACUCCUCUUCACGCUAGCUUGAGGUAGCGCUAGCCUAACAUUGCCGGGGUAGUAGCAGAAGCAGGUAACAUCUAAUGUCUUUAGGGGCAUGAUGAAAGUUAAUACCAUAAUAAGCUUUCUUACGAGCAUUGCAGUUUGCUACCGCACAUGCUUGUUCUGAAACUGUUCAAUAAAUCGAUGGAAUAUUCAGCAGAAUUGUCGAUAUUUGAUAGUUGCAGCCGUACAACACUAUCAAAUGUAGAUGUUGGCUGCUGGGUUAUUAAUUGGGUUAAUUGUCAGAUCUCUGUGUGUAUAAUCUGAAGAACUAGGGAACAUCAGCAUUCAAAGAGAGCUGAGAGUAAGGUUAGAGAGAAAUGUCGGCCCGUGUGAAUAUGGUGAAUUCCAUGUGUUGCUCCUGUGGUCUCUCUUGUUUGUUAUUGGGUAUGACUUUGCACAAAAUCCACAAUAUUAAAUUACACAAAGCCACAGUCUCAAACAAAACCCAUGAUGACUCAUAAAGCCUGGUUUGUUUAGAUGUUAGACUACAAAGACAGGUCCAGAGAGCACCAGGAGUCCCACAGCAACCGGCCUGGUGCUGUUUGUUGACAUCUUCAUUCAGAAGAACUUUAUCUAGAGUUUCAGGAGCAGUCAUGGUCUUAAGUUGACUCCUACAGGAUGCAAGAAUGAGAUCUUUAGAAAUGCUGCCUGGUCUUUUUCAUAUGAACCAUAAAAUAAUGGUUUAGGGAAACGCUGACUUACUUGUGCAUGUUCAGAUGCACUGCACAUGCUUGAAGACCAGUUUGUUUUGGUCUGCUGGGUUGGAUGGUUGAGGUUUAAAUGAAUGUUUAUGAAGAAACUUCACAGUUUUUUAAUCAUUAUUUGGGACUAGACAUGUGGUCCAGGGUUUCCCCUACAUGCAAUUGAUUGUGGCCAUAGACUGUAUAUACUAUGGACAACUUGGUUCCGCCUCCCGCCUGUAUACAGAUUUGAAGCCAAAAAGCUCUCGGUAUUUCCGGGAUUUUUCUUCAUUUCCUGAAACCAGCGCUGCGCAGUAGCGAUGCGCGCAUUUGGCCGCGCAGUCACCGAGAGUCGCUGUGAUGACGCUCGGCUCAAACAGCGUAUCCCCUGGGUGAGCUACGCAAUCCCUGAACGCCCAUAGGCUGUAUCAGAUGUCAAUCAAAGAAAACAUGAAGCACCUAAUAACUUUUAAAAAUGGAGCUUCACAGAAAAAAAAGGACUUGAGCACAUACCAGUCUUACUGUAACUACAUGUCAACAUCACAAGCAGGUGGGAGAAAAAUGUAUGUUCUGUGUAAUAAAUUUAUAAAGUUUGUCCACAGCCCCAUAAACUUUACUGGCGGAGGCGGGAUUUAUGACCUUUACUGCAGCCCAUCAACAGAGGGUGCUGUUCUCAGAGAGGCUUCACCCAGCGAGGAGGCAGACUCUGUCCACUCUUGAUACAGUCUAUGAUCCUGGUUCUACCUCGGACUCAUAUGUAUCAGCAGUGUUUCCCCUAUAUUCAUUCAGCAGUGGCGCACCGCCGCUGCUGAAUGAAUAUUAAAAUGAAAUUACAUGUGCCGUGACUGAAAUUUCACAUGAUUAUUAAUAUCAAUGCGCCACUAAUGAUUCUACUCGCACUGUGUGAGCAUAACAACACACAACGUUAUUUUCGACUUGUUUUGAGUCAUCAACAAGCACACCAAAUCCUCUCGGACCCUCUUCCACUUAUGUGAAGUGUGACGUUGAAGCUUAUACAUGGUCUGUAUAAUGAGUAGCAUUAAUAGCAUUAGUAGCAUUAUUAUCAAUGCGACACAAAUGAUUUCUACUCGCAUUGUGUGAGCACAACAACACAUGACGUUAUUUUCGACUUGUUUUGAGUCAUCAACAAGCACAUCAAAUCCUCUCGGACCGUCUUCAACUAAUGUGAAGUGUGACGUUGAAGCUUAUACACGGUCUGUAUGGCGAGUAGCGCAGGUAACGUAAGGUGAAUGUAACAGUGUAGCCCCUGGAGCGGCAAGAGAGUGGGGGUAACAACUACCCCGACCCCCCCCAAACACACGCACGCACGCACGCACACACACACUGCUGAAACACUGUGGUCCUUUGUUAAAAAUAACUGUUGGAGUUAUGGCCACAAUCGCUCUCAGGCUUUUUUUUGUAAGGAACUUUUGAUUUGGGUCAACUGUGGCACCCCCUGUGAACAAAGCAGCUUUGGCUUAUUCUCUCCUCUAUAUGCUCAAGCAGUGAUUUUUGACAUUGGUUUUCAGACAAAAUCGUCAUUCAUUGUGAAUAUAUACACAAAAUAGGCCGAGCUGGACUUUGUGGCCUGCCUGAACUAGCACUUUGCUUAUUUAUUAUUAUUUGGCCCAUCUAUCCUUGCCAAACAUCACCUCAGUUUGGAUCUCAGUUCACGGCUGUAAAUCUUCCCUGUCAAAUGAGGGAUGAACAAACUGCGGACAUAUGGAUCAAAUUUGGCUCCAGAUGACUGAGUUCUCGCUGUUGGAUUCAGUUUGUGACAUUCUGACAUCAAUCCCUUUAGCUGUUGUGUACAUUUGUUUUCUCAUCUCCACUCUCAGUCUGCUGUAUUUGACAAAAGCUUUACAUGGUCAGAGACCUCUCAGCAUGGUUUUUUUAACAAGCGUUUCUGUGUUUGUUUAGUAUCAAACACAGCUGUCAGCGUCGGUCAGUGAUGGAAAACAUCAGUCAGUCUGAAUGACACAUCCCUUUGAAGAGCUUUCCCUCUUGGUUUUUGCUCGUACGACCUUUGCACCCUGCAAGUUCAGGAUUCCAGGGACUGACAGCUCCUGAAUCUGAACCAGACUGUUGCCAGUUUGGGUGAAAAUGACAACCUCCGCACCUCUUAGGAUCAACCUCUGAGACAGCCAGUCAUUUUCUUCUUCUUUCCUCUGAAGGGUUGAAAGAAGUUUGGGUUGCCAGGUUGGGUUAACCUUUUAAGCUCCUCUGGGAGCAUGGAGCAGUCUGCAAACACACAAAAGGAGUUCCAACGAGGGCAGAAAUAGAGAGAGGGCACAGUGGAGGACGCCAGACUGGUGAGCAUUUGUUGAAAUUGUACGUUGCAGCACAGACGUAUUCUCGUGAAUGUACACAAUCAAAGCCAGAGCAGCCCUCCCUCCUGAGCCUCUCCACCCUGUUUUGCUUGACAGAGAAGUAUGUGUGUGUGUGACGGGGAAUAAGUCUUCAUGCGUGCUGAGAGGUGUGUGCAGGUUGGCUGCUGUUUUGACAGGCGUGCCUUGAAUACCAGCCUUUUUCUGGGAAGAGGGAAACAUGCUGAAUUGAAACAGGCUGGCUGGUGCAUGCACACCAGUCUUUCCUUUUUUGUAGCUGCACAGGCAAAACAAACUAAAGACUCUGGUGCACAAAAGUGCGUACACUUUGCUGGCCUUUCUGGCAUUUCUGAGGCUAUGAAGGCUAGUGUUUAUCUGUUGCAAUCAUCUCUAUUUAUUGCUCCCAACUUUGACCACUCUAGAAGAGGCAGCUUUUUUCAGUCUGAAAAUCUCAGAAAAAAACAAAGUUGGCUGAACUUAAACUGACAAUCUCAACAACAGCCCCUUUGAUUCAACAAUGCACACUUGGAUUUGCCAGUUAAUCUCUUUUUUCAACAUCUAUUAUUUGCAGUACAAUUUUAAGCAUUGUGGUAUUGACCAAUCACACAUAGCAGGCUUUGGUGCAUUCAGAAAAAACAUUAAUAUGAAAAAUGAACAAAAAUCUGUCACAGUGACUUCCCCUCUCAUAUCAGCUUUAAUCUGACCAUGAUUUAUUCAUUUCUUUAGACAGAUAUCUACAUGCAAGUGCAGCUAGAAAUCUGUUCUGGAUCAAACAUUCAGACUCCAGUGACAGAACUGAUCAGCGUUCAGAUUUCCUGACUUCCAGGAAUGCAUCAUAAACGAUCAAACCAGCCAACAAAUCGUUUUUAACAAAUGGCUUUCUUGUUUUAGAGGACAAACCUGUAAGAUACUGGAUAAUUAAUUUUGAAUGAGUUUGCACAGUGAUGUUGCAAUUUUAGCAAACUGAUGACCCAUAAAUAUAAAGUUCAUCACAAGACCAGUGGUUCCCAAGUGUAUAAGUAAACCAGAGAUUCACUCAAACAGAUUAAAUGGAGCUCCUUUUACUUAUUAUGACAAUAUUUUUGUUCACAAAUUGGAAAAAAGAAGAAUGUGCAACCAAAUUUGGGAAGUUGGGAGGAGGCAGGUGGAGAGGGGAGAGCAGAGAGAGGAGCAGGAGGAGGAGAGAGGAGAAGAGGAAGAGGAGCAAGACAAAAGAGGAGCGCGGGGAGAGGAGCAGGAGAAGGUUGGCGUGUGAAUCUGUGUGCCAAGGGACAGUAAGUUUCAUGAACAUUCACUUUACUUUUAUUUUUCUCAUGACCACAUACGUGGUAUGGAGCACAAACAAACAUUAGACAGUACAAAUAAUCAGACGUAGCAAGCAGGCAGUAGGGCUGUGCAUACUUUGUACAUAUAUCUGUGGCCAAAACAAAACAAACAGAACAAAAAGUAUCACUUAAACAGAGGAAGGACAUGCCUCAGGAAGACACCUGGAUUAUAAAUAACUUUUUUUAAUCCAGCUGUAAUAACAGGAUUAGUUUAAACAUAGAUUGAUGAGGGUUGAGGAGCUCAUGACCCCCAGUUUUACCAGUGACCCUGGCCUGUAUCAUAAGAAUAUACAGUUUUGAUGUUGUGAAGAUCAAGGUUUGAAAAGGCUGAUUGAUUUCUUAGAUCUGCAGCUUUGAUACGUAGGUGUUUAAAUAUCUUGGUUUAAAAAAAAUCUUCAUAUUUUCAUCAAAAUUAAGUGAAAGCUCUUGCAUUUAAGAACUGAUACAUGGUUCAUUUCAGGACUAUAACACUUUUUAAAAAUUCAGUCUGGUGUAUUUUUCAAUUAAAUAUCGUGCAUACAUUUUGUACCAGACCCUCAUGACUACAGACAGAAAUGGUAAAUGAAAAUGUUCUUGGAAACACUUCUGGUUUUGAUUUUCUUUCUUUGCGUCCAUUAAUGUUUGGUCUCUGCUCUCUUUGUACUCCAUGUGCAAUAUGCUGGAUGAAAUGCAGUCAAACCAGGCCUGUUUUCUUUAGGUGGUUAAUUCUGAUCCAAAGCCAGGCGGACGUCUCUUAUUAUCUGCCAUCAUCUCUGUCUUGACGUUGUCCAGAGUGACAGUUUGGCUGCUGACGCACCCCAGACUAUAUUUAGCAUAUUUGGUUAUCGCGACAGUGUUCCAGAUGAUGUCAAAAGCACAGGGGUCAUUAAACAGGAGCGGGCCCUGCUCUUAUGGCAGACUCAGUCGUGACCAAUAACCACAAACACUCAGAACUUGGUGGGUUUAAUCAGAUGUUACAUCCCCGAUUCUUUAAUACUUGGAAAACUUUGAUAAAAAUCCUAUAUUCAGUUGGAAACAGGUCAAAGACAACAUAUCAAAUGCUGAAGCUGGAAAUGUUAUUAUUUCUUUAUGGAGGUUGUCAUGGAUACGGUGUUAAAUAUUCUUCAAGAUGUUGGAUGUUUUAAGUCAUAAAGAGUUGUGUGUUAACUUGGACGCCUCAGAGAUGUCUCAGAAGGAGGAAGGGUGUUUUUAUUGUAAAUUAAAAGUGAAGAUUAGUCAUUGCUCACUUUCAUCGAGCCUGGACAGUGCGUAUGAGUGAAUAUAUGUGUGUGUCUGCUCAGCGGGGUGUCUGAAUAACAUGACAGGUUGAUGGCUGGCUGGGGCAGAGAACAGUCCAAGUUAUUACAGUAUCUCAAUCUCUAUUAGAUUUAAUCUCAGUCAGGGGGCCAAACACUGAUGUCACUGUUGACUUUUACACAGUCAAGCCGAGCCAACAUUUAUACACACACACUGAAGCAGGAUGAAAUGAAGGAUGAGAGUUACAACACACAUGCUUUUUCAUCCCUCCUGUCAUCGCUCAUCAUUUCUACACACACUCCCUUUGCUCAGUCGUAUCUCAGCCUGAUAACAGCCUCAUAGUUCUGCAGAAAAUCUUCCCUCUGGACUUCUCCUCUACAAUUAACAGACUUCAGGGUCAUCUGGCCUGCACACCGCCUCACACUGCUGCACAAUGAGCAGAGCUGAGAGGAAUGCCACCUUCUCCUGCCUACAAAAACACCCCGAACCUGCCCUGCCUCUUGUGUUUCUGAGCUCUGUGGUGUUUGUCUGGCCUCGUUAUUUUCACAUCAGCUCUGACUUUUAAUCGAGAUAAAAUCUGGAGGUUUUUUGGGUGCAGAUUAGCCCUCAGUUUGUUUUGACAGGCCUGUCUGAAGUGAUUGUUUCUGACCACAAUAGAUGUGUGUGUCUGUGUUGGUGUGUGUGGCUAUUUGCUGCCUGUUGUGUUGAACUCAAGGCUCUUUGAGGCUGUGGAAACUUCCUUCUGUGUCUGGAGAGUGCAAAACUAGAGCUACGGUGACUUUCUUCGCUCAGGAAUUCGCCAAACUAAUCAGGUGCUGUCGUGCUUGUUACUAUCAUGUAGGGCUGGGCGACAUGGGAAAAGUUUAUCACAAUAUAUUUUUUUCAUAUCAGUUGAUAUCGAUAUGUAUCAUGAUAUAAAAAAAUCACUUGUCAAUCUAAGAUGUUACCUGUUACUCUUGAAUGAAAUUUAACAUGUACUCAAUAUAAUUUGCAGUGCACAUUACUCUGCUUCAUGUCUGACCUCAAAAAAAGAAAAUACCUCCACACCACCAACAAUUUCGUGCCAGUGUUGUUGGUGGUGUCGUCAUCUGUUGAGCCUUCAUCUGCAUUUCUGCCGGGGGUAGCACUCAUUUUCUUUUUUUCUCACCAACAGUGCUGUCAGCUUCAUGUGUUAAAGUGUUAUGUUUGCGUGUAGCUGCAGCCUGCUACUAUGCAGUUGUUUGCUACUUGGUUCUAAUUCAGCACGAUUGGUUAAGUGUGGCGCAGACCCGAAGCAACUCCCCUUUUCAUUGGCUAUUUGUAUAGUCUACCAAAACAUGGCAGAAUGCAGACUAUCAAAAAGCGUUUUGAUCAUGUUUCAUUUUAAUAUUAAGGAAAAUUAUUUUUUGAUAUCAUUAUUGUUUUAUCGCCCGGCCCUACUAUCAAGUCAAUUAUUUAUCUAAAAAACUGACAUUGCUUUGUAGGAUAGGCUGGGUGUGCAAAUACUGGAGGAUGAGCAGAACACUUAAGCCAGGAAAUGGAUCUCCACCUGCAUUAUUUAGAUGUGUUAGCCUGUCUAUGAGAGGUUUGAUUUAGUGUGAUUUUAGUCAGACUAUGGUGUUAAACCCCCCCGUUCCUCCUGAGUGCUUUAAGUUUAGAGAGAAAGAGUUCAGCUUUACAGCAGAUCGUUUUGCAGCCUAUGAAGCCCUGCAAAGGUGACUUACAUACUAAUGUAAAACUGCCAUAUUGUGUGUUAAUACCAUUGUUAAUAGCCACUGGUAAAACCUGUUUAGAACUGGACUAUAUGGGAGUCUUAUCCUUAAACCAUUUAGGGUACGUUCAGACAAGCACAACUUAUGGCAGCUCAGCUCACAGCCCCUGUUUGCUAACUCCUCAACUCAGUGUUUCAGCUGGCUUUAGUCUACCUGAUAUCUCAGUAUUGGACUCAUGGUUGACUCAAAUUAUUGUCCAUUUUGAGACUUAUUUUGUAAAGCUGUGGUGUGGUGAUUUACUGUAUUUGCAUUGGAGUUUGUAAAAUCCUGCAGAAAGAAAGUACACGCUUUUUCAAGGGUCUUUUGACUUACUGUAUGGCAUGGACUGUCAGACUUCUGGGGUAUCUUUAGUCGGGCGAAUGGAUCAUGUUCUUGCAGAUCUCCAAUGGGACUGGUAGUUUCUUUCAGACAAGUUAUCCCAUAUCAGCAAAAAAAACACAAGAAAAUAUACAAGUAUACAUAAAACUCAAGGGUGAAAUCAGUUUAUAUGGUCACACAGUGAGUAAAACACAUGCAGAUUUUUGUUUUGUGUGUUUACACUUAGGCUAAAAAAAAGUCUAAAAAAGUGACCUAAAUUCUAUCAGAACCCUGAUUUAACACAGCCCAGCACCCUAGAUUAAGGACUCGGUCAGGUAGAGGGAGAUUAUGUUGAUUUUCCUUUUGGGAAAUGCUCUUAAACACCCUCUGACAUUCUGCGGUUCUCCUUCAGCUGCUGGAGCUGAAAGGUGAACCAGGACAUUAUUCUUUCUUUCCCUCCCACUGUGUCAUGUUCCUCUCUGAAAAAAAAGAAGAAAAACUGAAAAACAGCAAUGGGCAGCCUCAGUCUGACUCCCCGCCCUCCUUUUUCCUCCUCCUCCGCCUCCUCUUCCCCUGGUGGCAGAUGGGAUAUUGAACUCAGACUGGCAUUUGCCCCUGGGGAUGGGGGGAAUCAGCAGCUUAUGGUAAUGGAGUGUAAUUAGGAAAGCAAGCCUCUUUUUGUCCCCAGUUUGUGGUUAGGUGUAACUAAAGCUGGUUCAGAGAAGUCUGAGGGAGUUUUGAGGUUACAGGGUUUGAGUUUGACUUAAGUGAGGGAGCCUUGGACUAGUUCAGGAGGGUUACAAAUGCAUCCCCACAAAUAAGAAAAUAUGUCUCCUAUAGCUAAGAAAAAGUAACUUGGAGUGUUGUUUUAUUACAAAGGCGUUCAUGUGUUAGAGGUGUGCUGAGAGUGGUGAAAAAGCUUAGAGAUGUUGUUUUGUUUACUCAGAGACUUUGUGAAUAAACAGAAUAAAACAGACAUUAAAACCAGAGUUUUUAAAUCCUAUGCAGCUCCUUGGCAUUUUUAAAUGAUCUUCACAUGUGGAGAAAAAUGCUGCGUUCAGGGACACUCAGAUAUUUGUGCAUUCAAAUACCUGCAAAAAGUAGGGAACAACUGAAUCUCAAAGGUCUUCAGUUUGAUUGGUGUGCUGAGGAGAGAGGAUCGAGGAGAGAGGAUGGAAAUGAGAGAGGAUAUAUGAAAGCAGGUCUCCUGUAACAAAUCCCCUCAUUUCUUCUAUCCCUUGUUUCAUUUUCUUGCAUCUCUGGUGUCUGAAAUAAACAUCCUAAGUUAGGUGGGAGGGAUGAAACUUCAGGGCUCCAUGUUUACCUUGUUAAUACUGAAAAUAUACUAACGUAAGGUGAAAUCAGACCAAACUCAACAUAAGAAACCACUUGAUAUGUGCACAGUUAAACAAAAAUAAUGUCAUAUAAACAGCAUUGUUUUAGAUGGGACUCAACCGGGUUAAUUUUCGACGGUCUUUGAACGCCUCAAAGUAUCCAUGCAGGCAGUUAGCUCGAGAGAGAGAGAGAGAGAGAGAGAGAGAGAGAGAGAGAGAGAGAGACUUUCAGCGGAGUUGAGGGGAGGAGCGGCGAAAGGAAGGAGGAGGAGGAGUGGAAGGGUCUGAAGAAAAAGUUUGAAAGAAGACUAUUCAGAGGCCGGUCCGUCCGUAAAGAGGGAAUAAGAGAAGUUCAAGGCUGAAAGGGACACAGACGGUGUCAAAGUUUGUGUUUGAGCGUGGAUUUUACUCGACCUGGUGCUCGGGGAGCCGCCGGACACGCGCCCGCUCCUGUGCGUCUUUGGGCGGAUUAGAUGAGUUUGACUUCACGAUGAGGAGCGACCCUGUUCUGUUCACUUCCAGCAGGGGUGAGUGCCUGUAAACUGUGUUUUUUUUUUUGUCUGAAUAAGAAAAUAACAGAACCAUUCUCUAGAACAGAAGUAUUUCACAGUCACUUUUAUGGAACUUUUUUUUUUUUCCAAAAGGAACUAACGGGCUUUGGUGAGCUCCGGUUGAGUUUGCAGACUGACCGUUUCUACCCCAAACUCCCACCUUCAUUACUCAGCUAUGAGCACAUUUUGGAUCAGAUUCUAUAUGCAUUCAGUAUUGUUGUGAUUCUUUAAUAUUUAAAACAUAAUACGACACAUACUCUGAUGAAAUAUGCUUUUCUUGUUUUAUUAUUAUUUUGGAUCAUCCAAGGUCAUCCAAGAUUGCCACAGUCUAUUUUUUUACCCCUUAAUUUUGCUUUGAUUAUCGCCAGGCAAUCUAUUUUAGCUAUGCACGCCCCCCCCCCCCCCCACCCCCCCCCCCCCACACACACACACACACACACACACACACACACACACACGCACGCGCGCGCUGAAAAUGCAUGCCUGCAGGCUGCUCCUAUUUUAAAGUACAUCCACGCGACUCCCCUCAUUCAAAUGAUUGCUGCACCAAAGGCAACGAGUGCUUACAAAAGCACAAUAUGUAUGAAAGUACUGUUUAUUUAUUUGUGAUCGUUUGAGUUGGCAGCAUGCACAAACACCUACACACACUUUUCCACAUCCAUGUGACUCCCAGAUGAUGCCUUGAUCAUCAGACGCAUUUGUCAGUUUUUGUUUUGAAACUUGAAAAGUUUCAAAAGAAGCUAUGUUUAUAAAAGUUUGGAUCUUAGGAGAAAGAGAGAGGGAAGGAGGGAGUCAGGGAGGAGACACAGUGGAGAGACAGUUGGCUCUUCAUGGUGUCAUUAGGGUUGUGGUUGGUUGUCAAUGUCUGCAAGAUGAACUUAACGCCAAACUCCAUUCAGUUAUCUGGCAAUUUAGUGUGGCUUUACUCAGUGCUUCAGCUCAUACCUCAGAUGUGAAGAAUAAAUCAUUUUGGAUCCUUAUUUUUAAACAGUGAGGAAGAUGUUGACAUUAUUUAUGGGCUGUGCAUCACUGAAAGACUAAUCCUGCUAUCCAUUUUGCCUUUGCAUUGCACUCAGUCAGCCAGCAGCCACAAAACUGACUAUAAUGCCUGCAACGAAACAAGAAAAUAAGUUUAAGUAUGUGCUUGAUCAAACCACCAGGGGUAGAAUGAAUAUAUGCAUCAUAAACAAACAGCAUUAAUAUGGGAAGUGAUUUGACUCUGCACUGAUCGAGGGUGAGGUUAAUCAUGAUUUUUGCUGCAUCUUUUCUGAUUCAGGCACUUUGAUAUGAUCCUGCACAUUCAAAUCAUGGCUUGCUGCACAGAGGCUUGUUAUUACGAGGCAAAAAUAAGGACCUGAUUUAUUGCGAUGUGUAAAAAUGACAUUGCAGCAUCUAUUUUAACCUAAGGACAUUACUGAAUAGAGUAAUGUGACAAAAUUGUUUUCCACUUCUGCAUUUACAUUGAUGAAAUAUUAUUAUAUCUUUUUUUGACUUAGACAGGUUUCAAAUAUCCCUGCAGAGUUAAAGCUCCUGUUAGGAAUUUUCUAUGUGUUCUUGUCCGGUACAUGUUUAAGAACAAUUUUUCUAGUGAAAAAAACCCUCUAACUUCCUUUUCACUGUCAAAUUAUGUGUGUAUUUGCUGUCGAAAAAUAAAAAAAGAAGCCAUUGACAUCUUGCUAUCAGACAUCUCGUCUGACACCUACCCCCUUGCAGUAUUUACAGGCUUUAAAAACUGCGAUGGAUUAAUUUUUUUAUGUUGUUGGUUGUCUCAUUUGCUGUUUUAGGUCAUAAAGAGACUGUUACUGUUAAUUCCAGUCAGAUUCACAACCAGUAAAAAAAACUCGUCAGUGGAGCUUUAAAGAAGAGAAUGCCUCCACCAGACUCCAUUGACAAAAACACGAAGUUUAUCCUGCAGAAAUCAGGAGUUACUGGUCUUGGAUUUUGAAUAUGGAUCCUGUAUUUGGGCCUGUCAGCUUCAGAACCAAGUACUUUGAGAGGUCAUACUUUCAUACUAACAUUAUGUUUCAGUCAUUACAGCCUGUUGUGGGCUAAAGCAGCAUAGAUGAACAUUUCCAGUCUUCUUGAAUCUCAUUGUCUGUCAGAUUCUCAUAAAAGUAAGAUAAAAGAGUGAACUUGCAGGGCACAUUAUAAAACAGAUCCUCUGUAAGGAAGUGCUAAAUAAGGAUAGCGAUGAGCCGCAAUAAAACAACUAACAAGGCCAAAUCUUUUGUCUGAUUGGAUGAUUCAUGCAGCUGAGAUUCCUCUUAUCUCCUCUGUGAAUGCUUUCCUUCUUCCCUCUCUCCCAGCUGUCAUCAUCUUUUAUCCUCACAUAGCUUCACUCCCAUCUGACUGACUGUGAAGCAGCUCACCUUCAAAGCAUGUAGCCGAUGCUGAAGCUUGCUUUUCUUCAUAAAUGUUUUCAUUGUCAGCUCUUUGACACAGCCGGCUGUUAUGUAAUGUGAUCCAUUGUUUUCUGGCAUUGUUACCUUCAAAACAAGCCUGGUUUUUAUUACCUCACUGUUGCUAGACAACAGAUCUGAAUACAUAAACAACACAUUAUCGUGCAUGCUUCACUGAAACAUAAAAAAAGGGAUUAGAAGGGCUUUUAAAAUUACUACAAAUAAUGCUCAGAAGAUGUGCUGUUAGCUUCUACACUGCAGAGCUGCAGCUGCCAAUGCCCCGUCAGAUAUUACACAGUCCAGGUCAACACCGGGGUAACUCGGCUCUGCAGCCAGAGGUUUCCCAACAUGAUCCUGGAAUGACAACACAAAUGCUCCAUAUCUCCAGUGUCUCCGUCUUGCAGCAGUGAAUGGAGUCCUACAAUAACAGGACCUCUGCUAGCAGCUGCAGGGUAUCAGGUGGCCCGACGGCACUCCUCAGCCCAGCAUUUGGUGAGGUUCUGACAGACGUUCAUUGUGUAGAGGGGUGGUGAUUACAGCUCAGCAGCUCAUGAAAACAGAGCAGAUCAUGUUUGGUUUUGGUUUGAGGUGAAGGUUUAACCAGUGUGAGGUUAAGACAACCAAAAUGCAGGUAUGUAACAGGUAAACUUGGCGUGUUUGCUCAGUUUUCAAGUGGAAAAUUAGAUCCUAACUGAUUUUAUCAGGCACGUCUUAGCUUUUAACAGGUGUGUUAUUAAACUGCAAUGUAUAAAGAUGGUCAUGUCUUCUGAAUAUCAGGUACAGGUUCUAACCAGCUAAGUAUGAUCUAACUAACUGGUUAUCAAACUCAGUUUGUUAUGGACUGGAUGGGGUGGAGUUUUGUCUCCGAUGUAGGACAGCGUCUUAAAGGGACAUGAGACCAUAGCCUACCUACAUACAUCCAAAACUGACUUUUAUUUAGUUAUUUUUUUUGACAGAAUAUAUUGAUAUGGGCAAAAUGAUGUCAGUUAUUGUCAUAAAUUUUGGUAUUGGUAAAUUUUCGGUUUAUCGUGCAGCCCUAAUAGAAAAUGCCUGCCUCUUCCUGCUGCCUCGACAAACCACCUUCAAUCCCUCUGCUUUUCAAUGCAGGGUCUGUUUUUACUAGAAUCAUAUGCAUUGUCACUGAUGGUUGCUCUGUUAUGCAUUCUACAAGUCUUUGCUGAUGCUCUCCCUGCAUGCAUAUGAAAGGGAGGGAGGUGUGCUCUUCCCGCCUGAUGCUUUGGCGUUCCACAAACACAUGAGGACAAAUAAAACUUACAAACAGUUCAUUUUCUGUAAAGUAACCCUUGAACUGUUUAAAUUUGACAAAAACUUGGCAUAAGAGGACCAGGUCUGCGAGAGCCUAGAUUUCUUUCCCCUCCUCUUACUGACUCUGACUGAUGCUGAAAACACAUCCUGCUGUUUUUGCAAGUCAAGGAUUCCUUUCAGCAGUUCUUCGCUCAGGACCGCUCCCACUUAUGGGGUGCCAUGUUUUGGGGGCAAAACUGGCGCAAGUGUUUCAGUGUUUAUUACCUUUUAUUAGUUCAGCUUUCCACACGGAAACCGUGAGUCCACGGGCAAUUAAUUUGGGUGUGUGUGAUGUGGGCAUAAUGGGUACAUGGUGUCACCAUUCUGGCCCACUUGGUCCUGCUUUGGGGUUGGGGUCUACCUUGUUCAGAAAGCCAGUGAACCCAACAUUGAUAGAUCUUUAAAAGCUUCCGUGAGUCAGGCAUGCACGCCCCCCUCUACUCCUUUUUUUCGAUGGCGGUUUGGAGGAUGAAUCCCAGGGGAGUAGAGAUGAAGAGAAAUGAGUUUGUAAUCUCUCCUUCUUCCCUCCAAAGCCAGCCUGUCAGUAUGCAGGCAUGCAGGGAAGAGAGGGCCGACUAAUCAUAGCCCUCACUGCCUUCGCUCUCUGUCAAUAUCCAUCUGGAAAAACACAGAAGAAGGAUUGGGAGCUCCAGCACACUAUAGAGCCUGAUUGGUGCCAAAAAGGACAGUUUCAUAUGGAUUUAACACAAAUGGCAAGCAGCCCACUGAUCCAGCAUCAUCAACCAAGCAUUUACAUUUGGACUCCAGCCUGGAGAUGUAAAGCGAUCAGUUGAAAUCGCCUUAUUUAGUUCUUGCAUUGAUGGCUAACUUUGUAUUUUGUGACCAUUAGGAGGGGAUCAUUUCUGAUUAGCCUCACUGGGUGACUUUAAUAGGAUUACUGCUGUAAUAGGAUGAACUUGAUGGCUUGUUAGAUGUUUGGUCUGCCUUGGGAUUACAAGAGCAAAGCUGUAGUUUGAUUUGGGGGUCCACACAGCAUGGGGUCUGUCAGCUUUAAAGGGGCUCCGUUAGAAACAACAACAGAGAAAACAUGGAGGAGGCAGUUGAUGUGUCUGCCUGGUGUUCUGACUUGAAUUUGGAUCUGUCUCUCAGCCAAACAUGUUCACACUUACAAAGGCUCUCACAUGGGUGUGUCUGUUGUUGGAGUGUGUGUGUUGUGUGGUACUCUUGGCGGGAUGUAAUGGGCGUUGACAGAUGAAAAGGCUUUGAGCUGUCAGUCAAAGUCAGACUCCUUUUUAGCAUCUUGAGAUGAGAUAGGGCUGGCAUAAAACCAGAAAACAGUGUUGGGACACUUCUGCUCUGUCUGUGCUAUGAUUGACUUGUCUCUGCAGAUCUCAGUGUUUCCCAUGGGUGCAAAUGUGGCGUGCAUUGCUUUUGCUGCAUGAGGGUAUGCACAAGAUUAUAAGGGUAUAUGGUGGAGGGAGGGUAAACUCUUUUCCCAAUUUCUAUUUGAUGAGUAACAUGCUGUUGGAUUCCCAAGUAUUAGGCAGCUUACCCCUUCAGCACAUAUUGAAAAAGCACAUAAAUACGAGGAAAAUACCUGUUUCGGACCAUGGAAGCACAACUAAGGGUUAGUUUUGGUUUGAAUUAAUCAAAAAUAGCAGCCAUGAUAAUCAGGAUGUGCCCAACACUUAAAACAUCAGUAAUCUGCAUUGUGGCUUCAGUGUCUAACUGUAUUCACAGUCAAUGUAUUUUGGGAGUAAAUUUGAGUUAAUGCCAGGUUUCUACUCCAGAGAGAGUCAUGUGUUUUUUUAUGCAAAUGCUGCCUAAGGCUCUAAAUAUCACAGCAAUUCAGUCUUGGUUUUGGUCCUUGUCCCUUUAGUACAGAGGUUUCUCCAGAUUCCAUGAAUCUUUUAAUAUUAUUAUUAGGGCUGUAAAGUCCUAUUCGACUGGUCGACUUAAUUGUUGAUACGUGCUGAUUCUACCAAAAUUCUGAUUUGUCGACUUGAUUUUUUUCCGGGUCAAUUAACAGUCUACAGUUAAAUCCAUCAGGAGGAACGUACCAAGUGCUAAUGGGGGUGUUUUCAGAGCACCCCUGUUUCACAGGUAACAGCCUGUCUCAGAACAUCCCCCCUUGUUUUCACCAUUUUGGAUUCGCCAUUGGAGACUGGCUAGAGACAGUAAGAUUGAAGAGCCUCCACGUUAAUGAACGUUUGGUGGUUUGCUAAUUAUUUAUUUUUAUUUUGAGCGUUUCAACUUUACAUAGGCAUUGCCUUCUUGUGCUGAUAUCAGUAUAUUUUCAACCCACCAAGCCAUAUCGGAAAAAAUUAAUUGAUUUUUGGUCGAAAAUUUCAGGGUUUUAGUUGACCAAGAAUUUCUUGGGUUGAUCACAGCCCCAGAUAUUAUGUAUUGUGGAUGAUAAAAUCCACUCAUUCUUUCACAUUUGACACUCAGGAACAUUAUUUUGAAACUGUUGAACUAUUAGCUCAUGCAGUCUCUCACAGGAUGCAUAUCUGGAGCCAGAGUCUGAACUGUGGAGAUCAGCUUUUGUGUCCAUGACCUCAGUUAAUCCUUAUUUUGAUGGUAUGAGUUCCUGCUCUUCUGAAAGGGAAGAGGAUGAACAAAUGACAUCAUGGUGUCUAAGUAGUAUUGCGACUUUCGCUACCUCGCUAAUGAAAAAAAUCUGUAUGUUAUGACGCUCUCUUCUCACGCCUUGUCAGCUUCCAUUCCCAGUCCAAUCAAAAAAAUUCACAUUCCCCCCAUUCCCACCAGAAGAUCCAAUCCCACAGCUGGGGCUUCUUUACCACUCACUCCCCCCUCUUUCCCUCGUCCUCUCUCUUUGGCCUGAGGUUUAUCAGAGCACCCUCUAAUUAUCUUUUAAAGAAGAUACCAAAGCGUGCAUCAUCUCAUCCCACAAAUACCAUCUUUAACUCUCCGUUUGACGAGCUCUCUUUCUUCUUUCUCCCGCUGUUUCUUAUCUCCUCUAAACCUCCGUCAACAAUCCACUAUCCCUCCAUCUUUAACCCUUCUCUUCGUGUCUUUAAAUCAGGGUUUUGCAGAUGUAUAUUUGUGGUCCGAGAAACAUCUGCUCAUACAGUAAACCACCUGUACUGCUAGAUAGGAAUCAGCCGCGCUCUGUGAUGAUCGCUUGGCAUGCUUGGUGGAACGAAGAAAGCGCACAAACCUCAUAAUUACAGACCUGAGACCCAGGGAGAGCGAGAGAGCUGGUCUUUCAUCAUAAGCUAAUGCAGCAUUGAAGGGUCUCUGAUCUGCACAGGACUCUCCCUCUCUCUUGGUGUUGGUCCAAGAUGAGGCUCUACUAACCCUCAUUUAUGACUGGAGUUGCUAUGACUUUCACAGCUUUUAACCUCAGAGUAUCAACCAAAUAUAUCAGUAUUAAGGCUAUUGAAUCCAAUAUUAUAUAACGAGUGUGAAGUCUUUCUUAUUUGAUUUUGUUCACUGAAAUAGAAGGAGAUAGCACCUGUUGCAUUGUUUUUGCAGAUUUUAAUCAUCAAGUAUAGACAAUAUAAAAUCUAGGGGUGAAGGAAAAAACGAUGUAGUAUAGUAUUGCGAUAUUUUGACUGGUGAUAUAUCGUAUCGUCUCAUUUACUAAGUAUCUAUUUUUCAAAUGAAUUGCUAAUAUGAAGUCAAAUCUAUGAUAGAAAAAUAAAAUCAACUGUUUGUCCAGUGAGGUCGGCAGAGAUGACAUCAUAGAGCAGGAGAAAGUCAGUGCAACAAAUAUAAGGCAAGCAAGGUGUGCUACAUGAAAAUAAAAUACAGUGUCAAUAAGACAAACAUAAAGGAAAGCCAAAUGAUAAAUUAGCUAAACAGUUGAAAAAAUUCUAUAUAACCCAGUAAUAUUAUAUCAUGGCCAAAGAAUCGUGAUAAUAUAGUAUUGUGGGGCCACAGGUGAUUCCCACCCCUAAUAAAUACGCCUCUCAUUGUUAGAAACUUCAGAUGUACAACUUUGGAUUGCAUUGACUCCAACCUGUGUGUUUGUGUGUCUAAGCUCUUAUGCAAUCAUAUGUCUUGCUGUGUUUUGGUGGUACGCUGGAAGCAGUAACCAUGACGAUGCCCGACCAUAAACCAACCUCAAUUAAGGGAAAAACCGCCGUCCUACAGUAACACUCAGCCCACAAUGCUGUUAAGCUUCCUAGAGGCCCAGAGAGAGCUCACCGGAGAUGAUUGGUUGGUUGACCUGUUUAAUCUGGAUGCGCUUUUAUCACACCUGAGGAGGGGUCUGUCGCCUGUAAUAGAACUUUUGACUUUUACAGCCUGUUCAAUGCUGGUGAUGAUCCACGACCUGAUUUUUGAUGUGAUGUGGCGUGGUGUGCGACAGAGACGACAUGCUGUCUGCAGACAGAUUUUCAGAUGUUAUGUAACGUCACCGUGACAAACUGUGUCCCCUGAUCACAUUCAAAAACAACCUCCUGCUCAAACUAAAGCUUGUUUUUAUGCAGAAAUGAAAAACUCCAGAAGCUGAGAAAAUUUCCAGGAUUUGUCAUCCCAGCUGGAUUGGCUUGAGUUUAUAUUUGGCCUUUCAGAGGUGACUGUUGGUUUCCUUUUUAUGUUCUUUGGAGUCCAAAAGACUGAGAAAAUCCUGGGAUUACUUAAUAUGGUUACACAAGGAACCACAAAAUGGGCUGUUAUGAUCACAAGUCAGUAUUGACGACGUUUUUCAAGUGAAUGAUGAUCAUUAGACAAGCUUAAAACAGGAUUUAAAUUUUAACUCUCGAGGGUGUUUGCGGCUCUUCAAUGGAAGUUGCAUCACUGCUAGUUUCAGUUUGUUUCUUCACCAAUCAAAAACCCCUAACAGGACUUAAACGUCUAUUCAGCCUGACUCUAAAUCUUGAUCUGCAAUGACCACUUUUGAAGGGUCAGUGUUUAAAUGAGUGAACAAAGAUUUUGAAACCCUGUGUAUGCAUGUGAAAGCUUGUCAAACUCUCAGACUCAGCACAUCCUCAGAGUGUCAAGACUCUGAUUUUCAAAAGAAACACAGACACAUCGGGUCUGUCAGUGUGGCAUCUAUCAGAACAGCUGUAUUCUGGGAAACAGCAGAGAACCCCCCCCCUUCCUCUAACCCACCUAAGUAUUUUUGUACAGACAACAACAUGCUCUGGGAGCCUCAGGGUCUCAGAUUCUUCCAGACUCCACAAUGACCCCAUUGCCUCACCCAGGAAAACCCCCUUUGUUCAGUGAAAACAUCCCGACAACAGGUCAAGGUGUUUUCAGUGUCUGUGGGUGUGUGCGUCUGUGUGGGUGUAGGGAUUAACUGUUUUUGUUGGAGAGCACUGCCAUCAUUUGUCAUGCAUGUGUGGUGUUGACACAGCAAAUGUGGUUAGAGGCAAAUUAUAUUUUCCUUCAUGUAAAUAAAAAUGAAAGUAUUUUGUGUGAUGUGUAUCAGAGUGAACCAAAACACACUUUGAGUGUGAAAAAGGGUGCACACACGUUCCCCUGUACGGGCAGGAAAGAAAGAGACAGGAGAGAGUUUUUGAAGACAGGGCGUGGGAGGUUUGUUUGCACGAUGAGGUACUUUGUGUUCGCCCUGGGCUCUUGUUUGAGGGUGGUCCUCCUCGCUUUGUGCCACUUCAUUUUCCCUGGCUGACUUUGGUGAUCUGGAGAGCUGGCUUUAAGGUUUAACGACACACACACACACACACACACACACACACACACACACACACACACACACACACACACACACACACUCAAGGUUGGCUUUCUGACCACCCCAGGGGAGGUUAAGUCUUGCACAGGUUGCAUAAAGCUCUCUGAAACAGUAAAUGAAGCAGUAAAGAGAGCUUGGCUGUUCUCAGUGUGAUAUUAAAACCUGCCUGGGGAAGGCUCCGCCGCAUGUUUGCCAAGUUUGUAGCUUUGCUUUUGAAAUAUUUGUGUCUCUUAAAAAAAGCAGGAUACUCACAGAACCAUUGACUGAUUUUGGCAGAGUUGGUGCAGAUAAAGUCAAGACUGAGCAUCAAAAUAAAGGCCAGCAAUUAUGCUGACUAAGACUGGCCUGAACCCUUGUUACCCUGGUCAUCAGGUGAUCUUUGAGGGUCUGGUUUUAUGCUCAAGGAGACAACGUCACAUCAAAACAGUUCAGGAAAGGACACAACUAAGUCAGAGUUUGGAACAAUGCACAGAGGAUGAAUGUUGACUUUGGUGACGCUGUGUCACAGAGCUCCUCAGACUUUUGGAUACCAUCAUUCAUUGUUCCCUCACUACCUUCGCUCCUGCCUGGUCUACGCCCCCUCCCUCUCCGGCCCGCAGGAUAAUUCGAUUAUGUGAGGAAUGUGUGAAAGUGGAUGUGGACACAGCCUCAGACCUGCUGACCGACAAUCAAAUUUCUGCUGCUGUGAAAAUGAACCAUGGUUGCAUUGGAAAUGUGCAUUUUUUUCAGAAAUCUUUGAGAGAGAAUUCCUCGUCAAACCGCUGAGAUACUCCAAUGCAGGACUCUGUGUGGACCUCCUGUACUGUACGCCAGCCUCACCUGUUGCUGGUUAAUGGAUGAUACCUGCGUGAGUUAUGUUCAGAUGUGCUUUUCAGACCUGUUUUGAAGGAGAGUGUGGUUGUGUCAUCGCAGAUACCUGGCUGCAAAUAGCAGGAACAUGGAGUUCCUGCCACAGAAAACAUUUUUAUCUCAAACCCGAGUCCAGCACGUGGAUCAGGUGGAGGCCUGGUUUGUUUUAGAGUGCUGGGAUAUUUCACACUUGGGCCACGUUAGUUAAACUCCAGUGCUUCUGCCUCUGAUGUUGAAGGAAGAGGUGUAAUAUUUUUAGAUAAACAAUGUCGAAAUAUCACAGUUAUAAUGUGGUUUGUCAUUGUCUUGCUGAAAUAUGAAGGUCCUCCUUGAAAAAGCCAGUGGCAGGAUGGCAGCAGAUGUUGCUCCUAAACCUGUAUAUUCUGUUGAGCAUGUGCAGUAUUGUGUAAGCUUCCCCUGCCAUGGGCACUGAUGCAUCUCCAUACCUUUAUGGACCUUCAGCACUUAUAUAACCUGGGUGGUCCAUCCUCUCUUUAGAGUGGAGAGGUUUGCUUCAUGAUUUCCUGAAAGAGUGUCAGAUUUUACAUCUACAUUUAUUUUGUCUGUUGGGACUACAUUGGACAGAGUUUCCAUAACUUUUGUCUGCUGUCUCUCUUCUGGUUUGCUGAAAUAUAUUAAGUGGUUUAACAGAGGUAAAACUUGAUUUAUGUUUUUUUGAUAUGAGGUAAGAGUCCUUAUUUUGUCAUCUCAACGGUCCAGAACCAAAAGGAUCUAUUUCAACACAAAGACAGGAAGGAGAGGCUUGUGACUGGGAAUUCAUUGAAUUCAAUGAACCAAUUAAUUUCUUAUCUUGGACUUGUCUUCAACCUGCCUGAACAGCUGCCUGUGAAGGUGUUCUUGAGCAACGCGCUGAACCUUGAAUCCCCUAGCUGUCCAGGUUGGGGCUGACAUCAGGAUGAUGUAUUCUUGAACUACUUCAGAACAUGUCCCGUAGUCAGCUUUUUCUGUGUUCAGUCGAAAUAAACAUCCCAUCUUUAUCUCCACUUGCUCUCCUUCAGUUCUCAGGUUCUCUGCGGUACAGUGUCGUCACCUCUGAUACCAUCACGUGUUGACUGUAAGCUCCAGUUGAACAGAAACAGACCCGUACCAUCAGUGUUUGAGAGGCGUUUGUUAUCUGAGUGUUUCUGCAGAGCGUGGAGACUCGGUGCGAUGCCAUCCAUAUCACAACCAGCUCUCAGAUACGAUCAUGUGAAGGUGUUUGCUCAUUCCUCUGCUGCACGUGGUCCAUCCUGAUGUUUUGUUCUGCGAGCUCAGGCUGUUUUGUAUUUUCCACCAGCAGCCGUAGCUCUGCAGCAAUAUGUGCGUCAGAUAGGUUGCCAGGUCUGUCCUGAUCUGAUUGAUUUACUGACUGAGAGCUCUGUUCUCCAUCUCCACCUGGCCGUGCACUUGUCUGUUAUAUAAUGAUGUUUUGCUUUUGUUCUGAGUCCGUUAAAUGUUAGAUUAAGAGUAAAACAGCCUUUAGAUUGCUAUUAAUCAAACAUACAGUGCAGUAAGUUUGAUAUACAGUACAUAAUGUCUCUCUGAGAGGAUAGUUCUUGGACUCUUUGGUAGUCUAGGUUUAAAGGAAAACUAUAACUGAAGUUAUUUAAAUCAAUCUUAAGCCUUUUAAAAUGGACUUGUGGAUGCUCUGGUUUUGUUUUUGUUCUUAUUUUGUUGUAAUAAAUGAGAUUGAUGUGCUUCUAAGUGAGGCAUGUGAGGCACAUGUCCAGAAAUAAAUAAAAAAAAAUAAAAAAACCCUAAAUACUAGAGUUUAAAGUUUAAAGACCUUAAAUAAAAGCUUUUUAACAGGAAACAUGAGCAUAUUACAAAGCCUACAGUUGCCUUGUUUGUUUACUGGCUGCAUGAUGCAGUUUGAUUAGCUCUGCAUGCACAGUAUUUGAACACUUCAUAUGAAAAUAGAGAUCCAUCCAUUUUCUGCUGCUUAUCCCAUUGGGGGUCGCAGGGGGGGCUGGAGCCAAUCCCAGCAUCUUGGGGCAAAGGCAGGGGACACCCUGAACAAGUCACCUGUUCAUCACAGGGCUGACAUAUAGAGACGAACAACCAUACACACUUACAUUCACACCUUUGGGCAAUUUGAAAGGGACUAAUUGAUCUAACCCCACUUCUGCAUGUUUGUGGGAUGUGGGAGGAAACCGAAAUAAAUCCACACAAACACAGGGAUAACAUGUGAACUCCACACAGAAACACCCUCCUUGCUGUGAGGCGACAGUGCUAAUCACUACACCACUGUGCCACCCCAAAUAGAGAUAUGCAAGAAAUUUCUCUUCAUAAGGACUUACUUUUUCUUCUUUUCCUGGGGCCUGCGGUAGGUUGGCCAUCUAAAAGCUGCUUACUACAUGCAUUAAAAUAACCAAAGAAGAAAGAAAAGCGUGCAAAAGUGCAGAUGAAAGCCUCUGAGAUUUUGGAUGUUAGUAAACUGCAACGGUCAAAUGCAAAUUUAAUCCAGAAAAUUGAGUGUUUCAAUAUAUAAAAAGUAUGCACAGAGAGCAGAUAUGCUUGAAAUGCCCCUUUGUUGACUGGAGAGGGGGGUCCAAGUGAAGCAAAGGUCCCCUUUAAACCUGACUGGCCAAAACCAUAAAAAUGAGUACAGAGUUAGUUCAGGCAGGCCAGGAAGUCCAGCUCAGCCCACAGACCCCAACACCUAGCUUACUUUCUAGAUUUUAAAGUUGAUGUUAUAUUUAGACUACUCUUCCUUUUUCUGCUGUGUCUGAUUAACCGUUAGUGAUCUCUGUAUUGUAGUCUUUGCUAUUUAUCGCCUCCGUUCACUUACUUUUUGGCUGAGUGUGAGGUAAAUGUGCUUAUAUAUCAUUAUAUGGUCUGCAAGAUACACAAAGGCUCUGUACACCAAUAUUUUCCCUGAAAACAUGCUGCUUCUGUGUUUGUGCUGCAGCCAUGGAGGAGCUGGUGUGUGAGCUCCGUCUGUUCCUGGACCUGCUGGACAGAGAGUAUCUGAGCGCCGGGGUACGAGAGAGGAAGCUGCACCUGUCCAACAUCCUGCACAGAGUCCUCUCAGAUAAAGGUGAGGUUAUUAAACCACAGUGCACUGAACAAAUCCACAGAGACACUGAAUAUCUUUGACACUUAACCCGUCUAUACUUAUAUAUACAAAUCUGGACUUUGGGUUUUUUUCUUACGUGAAUGUGAAGUUUUCACUUAAUACAGCUACAAAAUGUUGAAAUCGGAUACGAAAAGUUCUACCUUUGUUGCUUUUCUCACUUCCUGUCUCCUUUUUCUCAAUCACAGAGCCGUCAUUCAAGUCAGAGAUCCACAGUGGUCUACCAGCCCCGCCUCAGAUGCCCCUCCCUGAGAUCCCUCAUCCUUGGCUGGUAAGACCUUUACCCUGUGCACAUGUGGGCUCAUGAAGUGAAGUUUAGAGCUCCAAUUUGACAAAACAUGUUUUAUUAUUAAAGCAGGUCACACUCAUUAACUCGUGCAUUUUUGUGUAUUCAGGAAAACUACAGUUGGUUUUUAUUCAAACACCCCUCAAAGCAUUUUCAGUCACAUGACUGUCAGCUGGUGUGAUGCGGUGAGACGUGGAAACCAUGUGCGCUGUGUUCAGUCUCUUGUUAAGCAGUAGGAGAGGAGUCAUGACUUCAACAUGUUUUCCUGUCACACACAGUGCAUUGCAUCACCCUGACAGUUGCUGAGGACUGAAACAUCUCCGCCAUGACAUAAUGUGUGUGUGGUGUGUAUUACAUAGUUGGACUGAUAUGAGAGUGUGUGGAGUCAGCAUGAGGACAAAGGGGGAAAGUGUGUGUGUGUGUAUCUGUGUGUGUCGGAGCAGAUGCCUCUGAUGGAAAGCAGGUGGCUGUGAUGGCCUGCAAAGCCUUCUCACCAUAACAAUAAGCCACAACACCUUGUUUGACAUCCUCUCUCUCUCUUUCUCUCUCUAUUUUUUACAUGCACACACACACACACACACACACACACAUACACACACACACACACACACACACACACACACACACACUUAAAAACACACAAGUCCUGACCGUGCAGUUUGUAAUUAGAACCAGUCCACAGCCUCAGCCUCCUCCGGUGACCCCAGUGUGUGUCUGGAAAUCACAGCCGAAGUUUCCCGGAAAAGUAGACGAGAGGAGGAGGAGUGAUCUCUCCUCUCUCUUCUGUGUUCGUUGUUUUUACAGCAACUUUUGUUGUCUUUUAGAAAACAAAUCAAGACCCAGAGUGAAGCUAACUGGAGAAAACAAGUCAUACUUGCAUUCUUUACAGAUUAAUUAUGUUCAGUGUGCUUUUCUGAGACUGUGUGUGGAAGGGAUAGCAGAGUUUUUGCAGCCAUUUCCACAAUAACAGCAACACCUGUGAGGAACAUAUAUUUUUUUAAUGUAGGGCCUUUUUUAUGCACAUUUUCAAUCUUUAAAUGCCAAAACAUACCGAAAGCUUGCAGCAUGUGCAUGAAUUAAAAGCCAAGACAGGGAGAGCAGCAGUAAAGACUCACAGCCAAUAAGAGAGCGGGCAUCAGUGGCACUGGCAAAAUCAGACACAGCAUGAAGAGGAGGAGCUGGGGUGGAGGCGCACAAUCAUACAAACAAACCAACUCAUUUAAGUGGAGGCCAACCAGCAACUUCUGUGAUCUGGAAUGUAAAAUUAGUGCAACCUGGUAGGGCUGGGCGAUAUGGCCUGAAAUCAAUAUCAUGAUAUAUUGAGCAGUUCACCUCGAUAACGAUAAAUGGAUGAUAACUACUCCACAAGCUGCUCACCCCCUCCCACAAUAACUUUGUCUACUUCAGCCUCCGCUCCAGCUGCUACAACUUUUGAACUGUCCUCCAUCUCCUCACUUGUCUUUCUCUCUUUGUUACGGACUGGAUGGGGUGGAGUCACGUCUCUAACAUAGUACAGCCUCUUAAAGGGACAUGAGACCAUAGCCAUAGCCUACCUACAAACAUCCAAUCUUAUUUAUUUGUUUGACACCGAAUAAAUGGAUAUGGGCGAAAUGACGUUGGUUCGGUUUAUCGCCCAGCCCUACAGCCUGGGGAGGGAAUAUUUAAAACUGCAGGCAACUAUUAGUUGUAUUAGCCAGGACUCAUAUAUGUUAACUGGAAAUAAAACAGCUUAUAAAUUUAGAUGUGCUGUAUGUGCAGAAUCAGAGCACUCAUAGUACAGUUCUCAUAAAUAUACUUGGAUGGAAACUCAGCUACUGUCUUUUAUUUCCUUCCAGUCUGUCUGUCUGCUCUGAAAUUACCAUUCAUCACAUUUCCACACUGACCUCUGGAGAAGCCGUCCAGGCAGCGAGAAAAUAAUCUGCUCCAUUCUUCUUUCGUUUCGAGUUGUGUAAAUUCCAGCCGGCGUGAAGGGACUAAAAGAUAUAUGGGUUAAAGGACGAGGAGAGAGGAAGGAAUGGCAAAAGACAGGGGUAAACAGGGUAGAGAUGUAGAGACACAACGCAGAGCCUGAUUUAGUGCAGAGGAAACAGGUUUUUAUGCUUCAAAUACGUUCAAUUUGCAGAACCAAAUAUCCUAUAAAGCAUCAGUCAUGAGUUAUUGGUGGUGAUUGAGGGCAAUAAAUAGAGAUGAGAGAUCUGUUAGAAGAAUGGACGAGGAGGAGGAAGAGGGGGAGGAGGAAGAGACGGCCUUGGCCACGGUCUGUCUGUGACCCGUCAAGCCUCAGUGCCGAGCCAAACCAGCACUCUGCGAGACUGAGAGCUGCGGCUUCAGAUCAAUGCUGCUGUGGCAGCCAUUUUUGAUUACUCAGUGUUAUAUAAAGAAUAAUUACGCUGGAGUAGUCUUGUGGAUUUAUGGAGCAAAUUGAAAUCUUAAGAAAUGAUACAGAGUGACUGCACUGAUCGUAAAUAACCUCAAACUUAAAAAUGCAUUCAUUUAAGAUGGUGUCAUUGUCUUUAUAUACUGCCUGUGAGGAAGUAAUGAAAUAACAAAGACCUCCAUGAUGUGUUAACUGAGUGUCUGUCAGACACACCCUAACAGGUGAUCUCAUGGAAACAGACCUCCUGUAGGUGGCAGCAAAUUUAAGUCAAAAUCUACCAAAAUGAAGGAAGAGCCUUCAAGCUAAGUCCACCGUCUUACCUUCAUAAGGUUGUGUGUUAAGUAAUCUCAUCAUGUGGUGAUACUUAGUGAAAAUUUGUCUUGCAGCAGAAGAUCAUUUUGAUUUUGACCUCAUUACUGCUUGCAUUUUCAGUUUGCAUGCAGGAAUUAUAUGGAGAGAUUGGGGGAAGUGGUAAGAAGGCUUUAAGUUUGGGUCCUGGCAAUGGAAGUACAGAGGUGAUACCAGCUGUCCAAGAUUGGAAGAUAUUUGUCAUAUGAUUAUGGGAAAGACUUAUCAAAUGUAAACUCAUCAGAGCAAGGUUGCACAUUGAUUUCAUUAAGUGAGAAAAUCCCCCAAAUUUCUGAUGCACAACGUCAGAAUUGUCUCUGAAAAAUGAUGCAAAACAGGAAAGUAAGGACAGAUUUGAUAUGGUUUGUUUGUAUUUCCAACAUGUCCUCCAAUCCAUUACGACCUGAUGGGUCGUUUUUUCAUGCACUGUAAUACGACCCAGUGGAGUGCUGGGCAAUGUACCGAUCUCUAAAAUGGGGGAUCUAAAUUUGUAAAUCAGUCCUCUCGAGAUAAAGUAACGGCACAUUUUAAAUUUAAACAACUAUGUUCUAGUCUAAAAUGGUGUUAAAACUGAAUUUGGUGAUCGGUAAGAGUCAUAUUUACCAUUUAUAUUUCUCCAUGAGUCAUACAAAAAGCCCCUGUGGUGGAGGCACUCGUUAGUAAACGCUCCACUGGGACGUAUUUCAGUGCUUGAAAAAACGACCCGUUAGGUCGUAAUGGAUUGGAGGACUUGUUGCAAGUAUUUCUGCUACCAGGACUUUGUUGAACCAAUAUUUAGCAUUUUUAUUUUGCAAAACCUGCUCAUAACAUAACAUAACAUAACAACAUGGUACCAAUACUUUCUGUUACUAUUGUGUUUCAUUGACUCACAGUUGAUGUUGAGCUAAAGACAUGCUAACUGUAUACAGACUGUCUUUUUACUGGGAAAAUUGUCACACUCUUAACACUUGUGAGCUUUUGCAUCAACACGGGCUGUAACUAACAAGCAUUGAGGUAGCAAGCUAAUCUAGGCUGAAGAUUUAGGGGUGCACACUGUAACUUGACUUGCAAGGCAAAUAAUUCACAUUUCCUCUCAUUUCACUGUAUUACUGAUAAAUGUGUACUUUUCAAGAUGCAAAACAAACAUAAAACAUAAGGUACACAGUGCACUAUCAUUACACUAACCAAUGAGAAGUUUUUUAUUGCACAUGGCAUUUGUUAACAACUUUAGACUGCUACAGACAGUUGCUUUGUUAACAAACAACCCAAAGGAAAAAUAACUUUCAAUUGGCCUCAUGUCUUGAAGAAGAAAAAGUCACAGUCAGUCUCUGAGACAAAACCAGUGGUACAAUAACAGAAACUGUAUGAGGAAGAAAACAGUAUAUAAUCAACAAUAAGUUAGUGUAGUCAGAGUGCAACAUUUUGGGUGUGCGUAUAUCCACAACAUGUCCUGCACUGCGCCGCAUUUGUUCACUCGAAAAACGAUCGCUACCACUCCGGAGAGCCGGAGUGCAACAGUUUGGAUGCCCUCCUGUCCAUUCACUAGCUGUGUGUAUGACCACAUUUUUUUAUUUCUUUAUUUUUUUAAAUUCUAUUUUCAUCUUCUUGGAUGGGCCGCCCAGGUAAAGUCUAUGUAGGGAAACAUUGCUAGGAUCACUGAAAUGAUUAGUUGAAUUGCAUAAUAAGCCAAUGGAUCUUAUUAAUUGAUCAGCUUUUUAAUACAACAUAGUCUUUCAAGUUAAUUUAACCUUUAUUUAUCUGAAACAAAUGAUUUAAUUUUAAUGUUACACAAGUUUACUACGGUUCUCAGUGAUAGAGAAGGAAGAAAAAUGGUGAGAUGGUGAGGAUAGAAAAAAGCAAAGUGAAGGACUACAAAAGUGGCUCUAAAUCUGCACUUUUAGCCUUACUGUAACUCUUCGCUUUUCAGUGCUUGCAGAUUACAGAGGUCCUCCCAUGUUAAGUAAGUUCUGGUCUGAGGAUCUUGCAGGCAGCUCUUUCAUUUGCAGUGUUCAGUCAAAUGCUCAUAGACCUUAGGAUAUUUUACAUGCAGUGGUGAUGCCAACAUGUUUGUUAACCAGUUGUGUCCUGGUCCGUGUUUUGCAUGUGCUGCAGAGAUGUUGAGGAUGGCAGACAUCACACUCCUGAGUAAUUUACUGUACUUUGUUUUGAUGAUCUUUCACCUCCCUCUGCAGAGACAGUAAUGAAGCAAGGUGUCUCUUCAGCAAUCCUAAAUUAACACACAGACAAAACAUAGAUGAUGGAGACAAGGAGUGUUACAUAGCACAGUGCACAGACUUGUUUCUCCAGAGGCAGACUUGUUAGUGACUGCCAGACACGCAAUACUCAAGUCAUUGAGUAUCAGGAGACUCGGCAGGAGGUUUUCUAAUUAAAUAAACAGCAAAAAGGCAUCAUUUUAUUUUUAUUAGGCUCAAACUGGUUGGAUUUAGACACCAUGUGGCCUUUUCUUCAUUGUAGUCAGAAACAGAGCUGAAAUCUGGGGCUUCAAAUGCAUUUCCUCCAGAAAUGAUUAUGGCGAGGGACGAGGCUGGCAUUAGCAGCAGCUCAUGCAGUCAACACACCCAUGUCUGGAGCCAGUUUUAGUCAGGGCAGUUUACAUAGCCAGCUCUACCAUCAGAGUGGGUGAAUAUGGUGAAUAGAGUUAGUGUAGCCCAUUUACCAUUGGUUCUUUUCUGCUGUCUCAUGACCUUAAUCAUGUCUGCAGAGCUGAGUGUGUGUGCAAGACUUAAAACGAUGCAGCCUUUUGGCUUUGCUCAGACACACAUUCUGUCUAAAUUCAAAAAGAACCAAGAUCUUCUCAAGUCAUUCUGAUCCUUUCCAUAACCUUCACCUCAUAAAUCACUCCAGGGUUCUGCAGAAGAAGAUCACAGCACCAUUUUACAAUGUGCUACAUGCAACACAUGAAUACGCACAUAUGUAUCAAACAUACCAGGAUACAAGAUCUGGCUCUAAUUAGAUCAUGAAGACCACAAAGUGUAACAAAAUCCUGCUGAAGUCCCAGAGAUCCUCUUUUCACAUGCAACAUUUAUGCUGUGCUGAUAUUUCUCUUUUAUCUUUAGCAUGAAGUACAUUCCUGUCAUCGACACAGUUGCUGCCUCGGCCGCAAGAAGCAUUUCCAUCCAGCUGUAGAGGAGUUGGAACAAAAGGACUGAAAGAUGAAAUGAAAAUUACUUGUACUCGAAUUGAGCUGCAUUCAAGCGAGCAAAUUGAUACUGAACACUGCUGUGUGAAUGGAAACCCACCACAGAAAAAAAACAAGAAUGUCAGAAAUUGAACAGUUGUCUUUUGAAGCCCUUUAUCAUGAUUUUCAUAUUUCAUGUUGUUUGAUAAUGAAAACAAGAAAAUGAUCCCUUGACGAGAUCUUACGCGUGGAGGUAUACAGGAAAAAGUGCCGCUAAUACCCGAUUUUCUCUGCAGAAUGGGGUGGCCUCGUGAACAAAAAGUUCAUGAAGAACUGAAAACAGAACAGUAAGGAUAUUAGCGACUUUGACAAUGGCUGGAUGGCGGGGUCAGAGCAUCUCCAAAACUACAGCUCUUGUGGAGUGCUCUUGGUCUGCAGUGGUACCCGCCAGACAUGGUCCAAGGAUGGGAAAACCAGUGAGCCAAAGAUAAAGUCAUGGGCAGUAGAGGCUCACUGAUGCAUGUUUGGGAACAAAAACUGGACUUUGUGGUCUUAGAAGAGUCUGCUGAAAGAGUUAAACCUGGUUUGAGUGGACAGGUCAGGCAGUCUGCAGUGAGACCACAUGUCUAGAUUUGAUUUGGACCAUCUGAAUCUUUAAAUCACUAAUGUGUCCUGGUGUGGAAAAAUCACUGUCCCAGUUUUAACUGCUUGAAAUACCAAGUAAUGCACCAUGUUUGCAACAUGAUUUGUUUAUACGUCAGCCCCCAUGUUGCAAAAGGACUGUUGCUUUUUUAACCAAUAGAAAAACCUCCUUUAUGCACUGGGAUUCAAAACUCUCAGCUGAUGGGUCUGCAUUUGUGUGAGUCAGUCUCAGUUUGCAACAGUUGCCUGGUGCAACAUGCUGACAGGGCCACCAGUAUGCGCACAACCAACAUUUCUCCUCAACCUAAAUCUCUUCAAAAAUAUAGUAACCCAUGUAAGCCUGAAACAACAAGCAGGAUGGCCUCACAGAUAGACUUUUAACCACAGUUGCCGACCGGUGAGCGAGCUAGAGAUCUGGGACCAAGACCAAACCACUCUAGUUCACGUACCCCGAGUUCACUGGUACCAGACGUUGCGUUUAAAAAGUUAUGGGCAAUUUAAAAGAUCCCUAUUCAAAUGAAUAGGAUCGUCCGGGGCUGCUACCCUUUAUAGCAAGAUUGGACACAGUUUUUCUAAGUGUUUAGGGUUAGGUUUAGGGGCUUAGGGUGAAAAUCACUGUCCAGAACCUAUUUAAGAGCAUGUUUCAGACCAUUUAGAGUUGAUAGAUACAAAAAAAUGAGGAAAAAUGGAAAUUUCUUUGUGUUAGGGUUACAUUAGGUAUCAGGGUUUUAAAGGCUGUGCUGUAAUCUCUCAUUUUCAAACAAUUCCCAAAGUUAAACCCCUCUUAAUUACACCAUGUUUUUUGCACUGUUUUUUUCUCUGCCUUUUGAAAGAGCAAAAUACGUUAAUGCCUCAUGUAAGGUUCAGACUACACAGGGGCAUCCCCUUAAUUUUUAUGACUGUGUGGGGAACAAGUGGACCAGAUAGCCGAGGCAGUAUAAUCUUUUGGUAGAGCUGCUUCGUUUCUGUCUUCUGUCUUCGAUCUCUGUUUUCCCUAAUGUUUAGCAGUGCUUUGAGCCACAAACGCCAACCUGCAUGUACCUCAGCGUCUUGAAUUGUCACCACUCAUGCUGUCUUCAUGCAUAUCAAAGGGAAACUACAUCUUCUCAGCCCAAAGUGAUGUCUAAAAAUUUGUUGCUCUGUCCAGCUAUUCAACAAUAUUUCCCCUGCAGUGAUAUAUCCAAGCGAAAUUAAGCCUAUCUACAUAUCAGAGCAAAUAUGAAGAACCUUUGGUAAUUGUUUUGGCCUACAUACUUCAGUCACAUCAUCAUUUGCAUCCUAUGGUCUGUGCACAGCUCCAGAACAGCUCAGCCAAAGGCGAAUGUGGACCAGUCCUCUUGUUGAGACACAAAUGAUUUCCAUCUGUGUUGAUGUUGGAGAGUGGUGCCAUAGCCCCCCUUCCCUCCACCCUUUCCUCCCCUCCUCCCUCGGCUUCCCCCAAACAGACCCUGCACAAGUUUACCAGAGAUUGGGAGUGUGUUCUUGUGAUGGAUGUACUGUAUACACACUCGCCAGAUUGCGUUAUCCAUAGCAGUCUGGGUCCCAUUUGGGGUUCAUUUCCUCCUUCUCUCUCAUUUCAAAUCAGACAAGCCCCCCUCCCCUGAGUACUUUCGAGGAUAAAUAUGUGUCUCGGCCAAAGCUUUGUAUUCAAAUAUAAACUAAACCUGGCACACAAAAACUAAACGCUCUCUUGUAUGUGUUGUUUGUUGCCUCGAGAGAUUUGGGAUGGUCUCCUUUCUUCUUUGAACACACCAUUUCUUAGCCGGUGCAAGUCAUUGCCAUAUUAGUGGCCAUCAACCAUCAGCUUUUAUGACGGAAAAAGAAGUAGUUUCGUAUUUUGCCAAACCAAAUGUUUUCUUUCUUGAAAGGGAAACACACCGAAGCAAGAAAAAGUGUCACUGUGCUUUGUCAAGCAGGAGCUGGCAUCCCAUCACAGGCUACAGUUCAAUCAGUCCUGAUUUUCCACGUCUUAAGAAAUUACCAUUUGUUUUGGUCUCCGUUCGAUGCUGAUGUAUUUGUUUUCAUAUUUUACUCGAUUCCUCUGCGGGGUUCCCCUAGUUUGUGGCUUGGUGAACCACAGCAAAGCCUUCUGUGACAUCAGCACUAUUGUGUCAGGGACUCAAGAAAGGAAAUGAGAUGGCUUAAACAAAUUGUGAGGAAAGCCGUCACACUUUAGUUACCGGGGUAUCCAAACAAGUCCCAUAUUGGUGAUUGAUUAAGUCUUAACUGGACCAAGCAGCAGGACUCUGCUAAGUGACACAUGCCCACAGCACGGUUACCUUUCAGGGCCAGAAGUGUUUCAGCCGACUCAUAACACUCUGGAAAAAGUCCACGCUGAGAAACUGGGCCACGAAUGGAAAACCUAUUUCACAACUUUUUUCCCCCCACUCAAGUGCUUCUGAAGGCUCUUUACAACGCCAGUAUUUUUUUUCUUUCUUGACACAUGAUGUGAUGGAAGUGACUUAAUAAAGGGCUGAGGGAAAAUUGAUGCUAUUUCUGCAGCCUGGUAUAGCACUGAUACAGCAUGCAGUGUGACAUAUGUGCAAAAUGUCCAUUUAUGAAUGUAUUUGUAAAGUCAUGUAGGUCCCUAAAGACCUGGCAGAUAAAACUGGUGAUUGAACAAACCAGGAAAAGCUAAAGAAACCAUCUGAACUGGUGGGAAAUCCAAAGUUUCACCGCAAGAUCUUUGAGAAAGCAGUGAGUCCAGUGUAAACUGGCCUCAACAACAAUAGCUGUCACUUUCUGUCAGACAGUUGGAGUCUGAACAUCUAGAGUGACCAGUUUUUCCUAGCCUCAAAAACCCUAAUGUGGAUAACAGGGCUGGCCUUUUGUUGGAGCAUAAUAGAUCUGAACAAGCAGUUACUUAUUUGGCUGACAAAGGUACCUCCAAAACCCUCAUUUAUCCAAUGUGGUACAGAUACUCCUCUCAUCAUCAGUAUUUCUACCCAUCCUUGGGGAUCUGGAGGCAUCUCCAAAGCAGAUGAGCCAUGUUAAUCCUUCAGCUUGUCCUGGGUCCACCCUAAAGUCUACAAAUAGAUGUUCUUGCCCAAAAAACCCCCGCCCAGAAGGUUUACUGUCCUGAUCAGAAUCCUGAACCAAUUGAGGCUCGAUUCUUUCAAAGCAAAGAAACAAAGCUGUGCUGCAUGCUUUCUAUGGAUCUCUAGGCUUUUUCUCUCACGUGAGCUCAUUUUUGUUCAUGAAAUUUGCUUUGUGACAAUAUUUUGAAGGCAGCUCUUUUCUUAUUGUGCUCAGACUUUUAAAUUUGCUUUAAGACGUUAAGUGCAUUAGUGUUCCCUGUUGCUGUUUUGCAUAUGCAACACUUCGCAGAAAUAGUAAGAUAGCUCUGUGACCAACUAUAAAACCAUGAUAGGUUCAGAUUGAAGCUCAGUUUGUCUUAGAGAUCAAAAGCUUUGACUUUCUUCCAAACAGUUAUAAAAAAAAACAUCCACAUGGCUGCUGUUGCUGCACAAGACCUUAAGAUACCUUAGACAGCAAGUCAGUCUCGACCCCAAGGGAGCAAUCCUUCAUCUGGGAGUAAAACCAGAGGAUGUUGGCGCUCUCUUGAAUCUGUAUGUAAAUACGGACACAUAAUGUAUCAAAGAAUUUGAGCAAAAGAAAUUCAGAAAACAUUCAAAGUCUUGCAGAUGGUUUUUUUAAGCCUGCAGCUUGUCCAGAGAGCGCUGAAAAGUUUAUUUUCCAACAGCUAAGAUGGUCCUUCUGUUGCAUAGUUUGCAGACAGUUCUUUCAUUACAUCCUGAUUUAUGAGAUCUUAAUGUCCAUGUCGGAAACAUACAUGUUAGGUUCUGUAAUGUUUACCUCUGUUGGAGUCAAAGACUAGUCACGUUUUAAUUAGGUCAUGCUUCCUCUCUGUUUGUGUGCUCUGCUGCCUGAUUAGCUUACUGGGACUUUUCACUCAGUUCCAGUACAAUAGAUGGGUGCCAUUCCAAAUAUGGACCUACUUUAUAACUCAGGGCUCCUUUCCAGUAAAAACAAGGCCACCCCACCCUUCCAAUGGUUUCCAAACUGUUAGACCACCAGCUCCUACAGCUCCCACCAGCUGCUGCUGAACCACAUUUACACCUCAUUGUGAGGUGAGAGAAAUGCAGGAAAAGACCCAACCCAAUCUCACUCUCCAUUUGUUUUUACAGUUCAGUCGGGCAACGGGCACAUCCGCCAGAAACUGCACUCUUGUGAAUGCACCUGUCCCACAAAAUACGAAGUCUACUGGCUGGGCUAAGGCAGGAAGUGUCAGGAAAGUGAAGCAGGGGAAGUGUUGGUUAGAUUUGAGUUUAAAAUGGGAGAAAGGUUUUGUUUUGUUGGAGGUAACUCUAGCAUGGGUGGUUCAUGUAUAAACAGAGAGCUGGAACACUUAGAUGUGUAUCGCUGAGGUUGGCAGGUCUUCAGCUUGGAGGAGGCCUCUGGUCCUGCAGAGAGGGGAUUUUAUCAGAGAUUUAGAGUGUGUCUUCGUCUAGUUUUUCUUUGCUGUCUUCACAUUUUCUGACCAUUCUUCUUCCUCAUGUGUUUUAAUGUUUUUGAUUUUGUGAGGCUCUUAUGUAAAGAGUGCGUGAUGGCUAAUCAGCUGACAUCCGAGUUGAGUUCCUCUCCCACACAAUGAGGCUUUCAGUCGUCUUCCUGGAUGGCUGCCACUGUUGCAACCACAAUAAUAGAUGCUGUGGUUUGUUAUCAGGAUAUUUUGACCGAUAGUCCAGAUUUAUAGGCACGAAUGGUCCUGGCAUGCCUAAAGACAUGAACAGAACACAUUUAUCAAAGGGUGCUGAAGAUAGUUUAUUCAUAUCCUAUAUUGAUUUUAUGGCCAACCUUGCUGUCUAAUUAUUCUCUGAGAGGAAAAAUCCUCAGCCACAGCAAGGCUCAACAAGUAACUUCCUGUCUCAAACAGUUUGAUGACGUUAGCAUAGAUGGAAAAGUAAUCUGGUGUUUGCGCACACCCUGUGAUCUGUGAACAGUCAACAAACAAACUCGCUCAGCCAACUCUCCCUCAGGCUGCAGGUGAUUUGGAUUCUGUUGUAUUGCCUGUCAUCAGGUAAUAAUUAGUGUCUUUUUCCUUGCCAUGAAUGGAGGGAGCUGUAAUGGGAGGGGUGUAUUUCAUUGUUUUUUUCUUUAAAACAUCAACUACCUUGCUGUGAAAUGGCAGCUUCAAGUGACCUUUACAUAUCAGAACAACUUGCAUUCAAUGUGCAGUUUGGUAUAGUUUCCAGUCGAGGAUUGGAAAACUGGAUCCAGAACCAACUAGGUCCAUCUGGUCAGAGUCACUGACCUCAUUUGCUGAUAUGCAUUACUGUCCCCUUGUUAAUGCCUUCCUCGUAAUUCUGCAAAACAAUAAUGUGAUGUAUCACUAGGGUCAGUCAGUUUGUUGACAAGCAAGGUAACCAUGGUAGACAGCAGUAGUCAAAACUGUGUUGUAUACAACUAAAUAUUAUUGUGUUUCCAACAUCAGCUCUUAGAGAAUGAUACACUUAUGAAAUCCACUCACUUUGUGAAACUGUCAGCAUGUGGGUGUCUAAUUCUACUUGUUGCUUUAAACACCCAGGGGCUUUUCUGUCCCACAAAUAACAUUAGCCUAGUUUGAGAGACAGUCUGGAUCCAGUCCCUCAGAAACAAAAGUUAUCUGUGACCACUAUGCUUUUGAAAGUUACUACAUUUAUUAUGGUCUGUUGCCAGUUGAGGACCUUUAUCGGAGAUCAGCUGACCCCUCAGAUUUCGGUUUAGCAAAAUUAAAGUUUACAUGCCCCCACUUCUUUUCAUUUGUUCUAUCUUAGACUUUUCCAGUUCCUUGUUGACACGACUAAAUUGAUUGUGUCUUUAAUUUCACCUGUCAAUUAUUAAUGUUCAAGUCUUUUAAAAACUCCAAAAGAAUACUAGUUCUGUUCUCUGAUCAGUUUCAUUCCACAGAGCUGGAAUGAGACGACACCCUCCGCCCCCCCUUCCCUCAGAUUAACGGUCCAAUUGGAUCAGCAGCUUUAUUCUGAUACAAUUGUUUAUAUAAGCCAUUUUUAUUCCAACUGAAUCAUUUGCCCAGUUCUUAUCUGAUUGUAUCGAUUAUGUAAACCCACCUAUUGCAAUCUAAGAUCAUAUAAACUUGUCUCAAGGUUAUACCAGGACAAAAGCAGGACAAGCGGGGUCGACCUCGGUGCUGAUGGGUCACGUGCACCAUCAGAGCCUCCUUCUCUUUGAGCUUUCAUCUUCUUCUGCUGUCUGGAAUCAAUUUAAACUCAUUGCCUUGGCUUGACCUCAUGCUUCAGCUUUGAAGAACACACAGAGGAAGGGGGCGUGUGCAGAUGGCUAUCGGUCCACAUUUCGUCCCAGCUGUCCUUCUUUGUGAGUAACUGCAGGUUUCUAAGUUUUGGCUGGGAUCAAAUUCUUGGAUAGAGCUCGAAAACCUUCCAAAGGGUUCAGAUGUCUGCAGAUACUGCAUCUGAUCCAAAACUUGUUGUCAGUCCUAAGUGUAUUUAAGUAUUUUCAGGAAAAAAGGAUUCAACUCAUACACAUGAAGAAAUGAGGGUGGCAGCUCAGCUCAGACCAGCUGCAAAAAUCUUCUCCAAAGAAGUGAAUCAUACACUUCUCCUUAUAAAUUGCUACCAUUAAGGUGACCUUGAGCAUGGCACUUUACCUUCAGUUGAGCAAGUGUUGAGUCAAACCAGACACCAAAAGUGGAGGACUAUGGCUGAACUGUGCAGCUCCUAGAUGUAAAUGUGUGUAACUCAGGAGGACGGUAGUGCUGAAAAAGAGCAGAGAAAACAUCCUUGGGAAAAAUGAGGUUUGAGGCAAACCUAAAGAGCAUUUCAGCAUUAAUCCUCACCUUCGGGCACUUGGAAGUUUGGACAGUUCCCAUAUAGUUUUCCUAAAACCUGACCUUAAAAUGGAUCCAAACACAACCGGUUUUUGGUACCAGUAAAGAGCUACUGUCUUGUAGGGCUGAAGAUGAAUCUUUGUUCCUAUGAGGAUACAAAUCCAAAUGACCUUGUGAUCAUUGGUUACCCUUUUCCUUUACUCUCAAUAAAGUUCUUCUUAUCAGAUCUUUGAGUUUUCAUCAGAGAAAUAGAAAUUAGGUGCAGGGUUAAUGAUGGAUGGAGGCAGGAAGAUAAAACUAGCCAUGAGCUGGCGUUUUAUUAAUGGAUGCCAGUGAAGUGAUGAAGAAACUUCUUUCUGAUUUUGAGUUCGGAAUCUGGAUUGACAUGUCGCAAAGAGAUGGACAUUGAACCUUUGAGUUAUUCCUCUUAGAUUCACCCAGAAUAACCUUGGCUUUCAGAUCGGCUCCAAUUGCCAGUGUCCUAAAAUUGCCUGCAACCUUAACUUCCCAAAAUAACUCAGCAUUGGUAAGGUAUCCCUGCUUUUCCGAGGACAUUCAGCUUUGUUGUUUGCUGACCAUUUCCUUUAAGGCAAUCAGUCACGAGUCAACUUGGUUUAGUCCAGCAUUUUAAGCUAUUAAAUAAAGCCUGGAAAAUCUGUAGGGAUAAGCAGCAGCUGGAAACAUGUGCAUUUGUACUGGGUAGUUUCUGUAAAGUAACUGGAAACACAGCUUUCCUUCUCCAGAGCCUCUCCUUAAGGGAGCGGCUUUCCUGUGUCCACUCAGCUUGUCCAUUCCAGCCUCCCUUUGGCACCGCUGCAGAAACAUUAUUCAGGUCCAGUCCUCCAACGCAGGGUAAAAUUGAUACUUGGCACAAAUGUUUGGAUGUGUGUUUCAGGCCAGAGCCCGGGCAGCAGACAAUCCUCCCACUCAGGGUAUCCAAACCAAGGUCAGGACUCCUUUACCACAACCAAAUUACACAUUAUGACUGUGGAAUUUUGACAUUUCAGAAAUGCAUCCAUGCACAUGACCUGUAAGUACUGCUCCUCUCAUGGCUGGAGCAAAGAAAAAAAAACUCUUAAUGUAAUUACUCUGUGAGGGCUAGGAGUUCCUCUAACAAUGAAAAUAAACCAUUACUUUUUUGUGCUUUUUGCGCAUAUUUCAAGGAAACACACUCAGAAGUUUAUAAAUUUGACUGUCUGAAUGAAACUAAGUGGAUUUCUCAAACAGAAAUGUUGUAAUGCACGUAACUUCAUCUGAAUUAUUCCAGCUGUGAAUAUUUACAAAACUGUGAGAGCUUAAAUUAAAUUUUAUGUCAUGGCUCAAUGGACUGAGCAGCAUGAGUGAGUUUAUUCAAAUUGGUGACAAAAUCAACAAUGGAUGUUACUCCAGAUGCUCUUACCUGAAAGAUGUUUCUUAUCAUUUGCAUCCUACAAUAUCAAAACUUUAAUUCCACUGACAUCUACAGCUGAGUAUUGAGCUGCAUGUAGUACUUGGCAGUAAUUUUCUAAACUUUAUUUUCUUAUAAAGUGCUUGACAUUUAUUCCUGCAGAUUCUAGGGGGAUUAGAGAGUAAAAUCACAUAGCUUUCCUCACCCUUGUCAUCUGCAGUUACAUGUAAGGCAUAAUGCAUCAUGACCUGGUGGUUAUGCAGAUUAAAACCCCCUUCAGAGCAGUGGUGUAGUGGUCCCUGGAGAAGUGGGUAUACUCUCAAUUUUCACCUUUUUUUCCUAUGAAGUAGUCCAGAAAAACUGUAACCAGCAUGCAUGGUUUACCUGUUGGCGACAACAAUUCUUCUCCUUGAAAUAUGCAGUCAUAUUGCUAGUAGUUUAAAACAAUGAUUCAUUUGGAAACCACCUUACCUCAGAAUUAUGUCUUCCAUGAAAGUAGGUUCUCACUUUAUAUGUGCCACUCACUUUCUUGCAUUUUCAUGCAUCUUUCAAGGAGACAUGCAGUGACCUGUCAAUCAACUGGAGUGGCACUGAGGCGUUAGCAAUAUUUUCCGCAGCAUGACCUGCCCUACUCUGCCUCUGAUUGGCUCAUCAGUCCUCAUCCCGAAAGUUAACCAAUCUAAUCAGUGAAGGCAGCGAGUACCAGCCACUUAGAGGCAGAGGAGGGUGGGUCAUGGCUUCACCAUUCUUGAGGAAAAAAUGGGCAAUUUGGCACACACACAGAUAUUACUGAAUGGGUGCACAUCUUGGGGGAUUUAGAAGUUGGCAUACGUAAUGCUGACUAAAAAAAAGCAGGUAUACACCAUAUACCGCCGUAUACCCUGGACUACUCCACUACUUCAGAGUGAGCAGGACCCUGAUGCGUUCACUAUGCAUCCUCUUUCUUGGUAUCAUCUGUGAUAUAAGACACUUUGUUAAGAUAAACAACACAGGAUGCUCUCACCAGCUCUGCUGCAGUUGCACGGAUUGCAGGACAGGACAAAGCUCCACUUUCCCCUGUCAGAAGUGCUGUCAAAAUAUUUUGGUCUGAGUCACAUUGAGGGACACAAAGAGGUCUAUCCAGCUCAUCGACACUGUAUAUGAUUCUGUCAUAUGCAGAUAAUGAACAGAUGUUUGGGAAAUCUCUCUCGAGCUUUUGAAACCGAUGGGCUCGCUCACAGAGGAAUAUGAACUAUUGCGUGUUCUGGUUUACGCAGAGUGUAUUAAUCAUCAGCUUUGUGACCGGAGUGAACUCCUGAUUUUUUGUAGCAUAAUUGAUCUGCAGAUAACUUAUGUGAUACGGCCCAGCUGUUUGUUUUUGGGAACAAAAGCAAAGGAGGCUUUGGGUUGUGUGUUGACAUGUGUGCCUGUGCUGGAGAGUGUGUGUGCUGUGCAUGCAAACACUCGAAGUUUUGAGUCACCACAUAGCAGAGCAGUGGGAUCACUUUCUCUCUGUAAUGUAUUCUGCUGCACUCAGGAAAAAUGCUUACCCAAACAGUCAGCUCCUGCAUGAUUAUUAAUGGUUUCAUUGCUUAAAAAUCUUGGAGAGGAAGUUGUCGGGAUGUGAGAUACGAAGCUGCAGACCUCGAGUCAACAGUUUUCUUUAACCUACAUAAACUUUCACAUCCACUCCUCAAAUCUGAUAGUGUGACUUAUUGUUUCUAGGCUAAGUGCUCUCACUCAUUGCGUUUCCUUACCUUCCUUUCCUCCCGUUUUCCCCUCAGAGGGAUUUUAUUUCUUUUACGUUUAAUGGCUGGGGUAGGGAGGAGACCUCUGGCAGAGCUGGAGUUGAGCAGUGCAGCUUAUUCCUGCCAAGAAAUGAGUUCACCCAACCGCUGUUUCCCUCAAAGGAGCUGUGAUAAGGUUUCAGUCAGAGGCCUCACCCGCCACUUGACUUUAGGUCUGAAAAACUUAAACAGUGGGGAUGAAGAGCAGGAUUAAAGGAGGGGGGAGAGGGUGCACAGAUGGAGACAAGAAAGGAGGGGGAUUUAACUUUUCAUUGUCAAGAAAAGGGACAAAGAAAACCCUUGAAGAGUAUCGUGAUUGAAUUUUACUUUGGGUUGUGGUGCCAGUAAUUUAAUAAUCAUUCCUGCAGAUUUCUUCAGCCGGCUGUAUUUGCUGUAAUGUUUGCAGCAAGAUCGUUUAAAAUUCUCAGCUAUUCUGCAAAUUUAAAGGAAGAGCACAUCUUGAUCAUAAAAAUAUGAUAAUUAAAGACUAAAGGUUUUCUGACUUUUAAACCAUGUAUCCUUGAAGUCUUGCUUGGGGCCGGCUGUGCACAUGUAUCCAUGCAAUAAAGUUAAAGGUUAUUAUUCUGUCAUCAAGUUUAAACACUUGGGUACGCCAAGUAAGCAAUUAACUCUUGUUUACUCAUACAUGAUAACAGUGGAGGGGAUCAGCCGAAAUUACUGAUCUAUUGCCAAUUACAAAUGCCCAAAUCAGUGUAUUUUGGGUUGAUGGUUAAGAUUGGUUGAAUUCAGAGUUUCCAUGUACAUCACGUGUUAACAUUUUCAGUGGAACAGUAGGAAAAGUACCUUUAUUUCUGUAGCUGUGACCAGGUAAUCUGAUUAAACUCUAACCAAAUAAAUGGCACUAAAAUCAGUAGUUGUCUGUGGAGCAGUAACGUUGGUGACACACUUCCUGCCCUGUGAUGGAGCUAGCCGAUGAGCUUGCGCACCAGCCAGACCUUCUUAUAAAUGUUCCACAUUGCCAUGGCAAUAGAUGCUGACAUCAGUGCCGCAUUGACGCCUGAUUGGGUCAGCUGCAGCUAAUGGACCAUAUCACAUGGAGUUUCAUAACAUUUAUGGAGUUUCUCCUCUGGAUUACCAGUGGAAAAUCAAGCUGCUUCCAGUAAAUAAAAUAAAAGGGACACAGAGGGGGUUUUCCAGGAGAGGAAAAAAGUCUGCGGGCUCCUCAGCUCAGUCAUGGUGCGUCUGAAAAGAUUUUUAAGGAGACGUUUGGAGCACUCAUGCAUUUAUCUAUCAGGAUAAGCAUUAAUGAGAAAUUCAGUUGACUUUGUUACUUAAUUUAGUGCAUCUUUAAUGUUGCAGAUUGUCUUUCUCGUUACACAGUCUGUGAGAAAACAUUUUCUUCUGAGGACAAUCCAAAACAUCACUGUCGAUACAGAAAUUGAUGUGCUUUGCUUUGAAAUUCAUCCCUGAUUAACAGGAACCUUUGUGACCUCUCUGCAGCCUCCAAACAGCGGCCCUCCUCCUCUGCCCAGCUCGUCUCUUCCAGAAGGAUACUACGAGGAAGCUGUCCCCUUAAGUCCUGGAAAAGCUCCUGAAUACAUCACCUCCAGUGAGUGUCUGAGCUACAACACGUUUGAAACAUGUUCCUUUAAGAAGACUUAUUUUCAUUUUUGGUCCUUAAGUGUUCACAUUCAUAUUGUUAAAACUGUUCAUUUCUACACCUCUCUCUCUCAGACUAUGACUCAGACGCCAUGAGCAGCUCCUAUGAGUCUUACGAUGAGGAAGAGGAGGACGGGAAGGGGCAGAAGAUGCGUCACCAGUGGCCGUCUGAAGAGGCGUCCAUGGAUCUGGUGAAGGACGCUCGGAUCUGUGCAUUCCUGCUGCGCAAGAAACGCUUCGGCCAGUGGACCAAGCUCCUCUGUGUCAUCAAAGAUAACAAGCUGCUGGUGAGGGACCAACAUGUCCCAAUCUGCACACCUGGGAGCCAUUCAAAGAGUUCUGAUAUUAAACCUUAAAUACUGUCGGGUUGAUGAAGAUAGAGUUUGACCAGUCAUAAUGAAAAAGAAACGCUACAGAUUUGGUCUCUCCACUUACACUUUGCUUUUUUUCUUUCCUGACUUAGUGUUACAAGUCCUCCAAAGACCACACCCCUCAGAUGGAGCUGACGCUGUCUGGGUGCAGCAUCACCCACGUCCCUAAAGAUGGCAAGAAAAAGAAGCACGAGCUGAAGAUCGUCCACCAGGGGGCAGAUGCUCUGGUGCUGGCUGUGCAGAGCAAAGAACAGGCCGAGGAGUGGCUAAAGGUAACAUGAAUACAAUCAGCACAAAACUCUGUCAUAUGUUGUAGUCAGGAUCACAGAGAUAAUGAAUUACCCAUAUUUAGUGGUUUGGCUGUUUUGAGGGCUAAAAAGCUGAGCUUGGCUUUGAUGGUCAGUUAAGAGUCCUUAAUCCAAGUUCAAAAAUCAUAUUCCUUCAACCUGCUUCCUUUUAAUUGCCUUUUUUUAAAUUUUAUUUAAUAGAACAGCUACAGAGACAGGAGAAGUGAGUAGCAGAGAGUUGGAGAAGACUUGCAACACAAGGUUGUGGCCAGAAGUUGAUCUAGAACCUUGAGACGGGGAAAAAAACGAUGCACGUCAGAAUUGCUAAUGUUAAUUUCCACAAUCCUGAAUCAGUUUAAGAAGUUCAAAAAUCAAUUUUUUAGUAGCUAGCUUCUGCAUUCAAAUCUGCUGGUAGCAUUACAUGCUUUUCACCAGCCAUUGUAUGCAUUUGCAGCGAGUUGCGCUGCUAACAUUGGCAAGCUAGUGCAAAGUGUUGCUAAUUUGUGUCAGUGGUGGGGAUAGAAAUUUAGCCUUGCAGCCCAGAAUUGGUCCCUUUUGACAUAUAAUUUAGGACCUGAUUGAGUGUAAGCGAAGACUUAGGAUUUGCAUCAUUUUUGCCAACUGGCUGUUGUAGCUGAAAUGUAAUCCCUGUGAGGAGCCCAAGAACAGUAUAUCCUCUAAAACAUAUUAUUCUAAUUGUCUGUCAACAUAAGAUACCUUUCAGUUUGGGUGAGGUUGUUCUUCAGACCCAGAUUCUGUUGACAGGGGCAGAAUUUCACUAUGAUCAACAUGGGAGUUGGUGGUCAAUCACUGCAUCAUUUUACACCCCAAAGUAACUUCUCACGUUGCUCUAAGAUUGGUGGUUUUGACGAGAGUGUAAAAACAGCUGUUUCUCACUCACACAUAAAGGGAGAGAUUCUCUGCACAAUGGUGUGUGGCACAUAGAGCAUUAACCUGAGCCAAAACAACAAGCGCUUUUGUUUUACAAACUUUGAUUGGAUGAUUUUCAUAACCCCAAAAAAAGAAAACUGGAGAUUAUUUUCUCCAGGCCUGGACGGCUGCUUUCAGAGGUCAGAGAGGAAAUGUGAUGGAUGGUAAUUUUAGAGCAGACAGACAGCUACAGAGAGACGGAGAGCUGGAGGGAAAUAAAAGACAGUAGCUGAGUUUCCAUCCAAGUAUAUUUAUGAGAAUUGUACUCUGACUUUUAUGAUUCUGCACAUCCUGCACAUAUUUUUCCUUUUUUAAUCGUACUGUAUAUUAACCCUUGGAACGUGUUAGACCUGUUAUGGUUAACUUUACUGUGGAAAUUUCUGAGGAGGAAUCAUAUAGAAGUAAAAUCACGGCUGUGUUAUACAACGCUUGAGGCUUAAUGAAUGAGAGGAAUGAAAUGUCAUCAAGCUGCUGCAGAAAGUAGUUUUUGUCUGCAGCAAAGCACAUCUUCCCAAUUGUUAUUUUUGAGUAUCUGAUGCUACAGAGGAAGGGAAAGACAUUUUUCUUUCUGCACAAACAGCUGUUACAUCACUCUUUUCAAAGCCACCAGACUCCAGAGAGUCAUUUUUACCUCACAGAUCACAGGAGUUGCUGGUCUACCGCGGCUUAUAUCCGAUAGAUUGUUUAUUUGAAUGUGUGACUUUGAUUCUUUACAUGGGGAGCUUGGAUCUAUCACAGUGUUUGUUUAACACACAAUUACACAAACAAGCGCACUGAUUGGAGCAGCGGGAGACCAGCCACUGCUGUAUUCUCUGAGGUAAAAUUGUUGUCUUUGUUAAUGGGGUUUGGUUUCUUUGAAGAUGUCAAAGGCAGUUUUUCAUUUCAAUUAAAGCUUCAUACUCUGUGACAGCAUUACUGGACAGAUAUGAAAGAUGCUCAGAAUUACAAUUUAGCUCAAUGCAUGCAAGAAAUCAUAUUAAUCUGUGUGGCAGAUCUUAAUUUAUAGAUUAUGAUGGAUGCAUUAUGGCCUGUCCAUCUACUUGAUCAACUCCAGAACUUUUGGGGUGUAACAGGAGUCGAGAUGGGGAUCUAAACCAGGGUCUAUUAAAGGCUCGGUGUGUAGUAAAGGGCAUGGUCACUGUAGGGAGUUUGGCCACCAUAUACAUAAUCAUUGGGUUGAAAGAAAGGAAGAAAAAAGAAAUCCUGGAGAGAAAGAGUAAAAGUGAUAAAGAAAAAAAUAUUUUAAAAAGGGAAAAAGAAAGAUACAAAAGAAAGAAAGAAAAACAUUGCUGGGAAGAAAAUAAAAAACAUUUUAGGUGAGAAAGAAUAAAAAUCAAAAAGGAAGAAAAAUUCAAGUAAAUGUUAAAUGUGAAAAAAAGACAAAAGACCGACAGAAUAAUAGUAAGAAAAAAAGGAGAAAAACAGAUGAAAAGUGGAUAGAUUGAAGGAAAGAAAGAAACAAAGAAUAAAUAAAGAAAUGGAAAAAAGAAAAUAAAAAUAAAGAUGGAAGAAAGAAUCAAUGACAGAAAGAAAAGACAAGGCAAGAAAGAAAAAGGAACAAUAAAUAGACAUAAGAAAAAUGUGAUAGAAAGACAGCGUAAGGAAAACGAGACAAUAUAGGAAAGAAAAAGAGAAGAAAAUAAAAGAAAAGAGGAAGGAAGAAAGAAAUGAAAGAAAGACAGACAAAAGAAUCUAAAUGAAUGAAUGAAUGAAUGAGCACAAAGAAAGAAUAAAGAAAGGGCAGAAAUCAAAAACAGGUAAGAAACCAAGAAAGAGAAAAUAAAAAGAAAGCAAAAGAGUUAAAAGAAUGAAAGAGAAAAAAAGAAAUGAUUCAUCUCGAGUCAAAAUAAUGUAAAGACUUUUUUAGAAAGCAGUGAAACCUCGCUGUAAAGUGGAGCUGAUGUCUCUGUAGUAAAGUUUAGGAUGUGUUGAAGUUCUUAUCCUGGUCUUGUUGACAGAAAGAUGCAUUCAGACUUAUAUUUAGCUCUAAAGAAUAAAGGGUGUAGCUCUUCUUCAGGAUGGGUCUGAUCCGGCUAUUGUGUCACUGAUUUGUUUUGAACAGGUGGUUCUUCGGGUCUCACUCUGAUGUGGAGAUGUUUGGUUUUUACUCCUCUGAUCCCCCUCGCUCAUUCUCACACAUUCUUCCUCUGCCCCCCCUCCUCUUUGCCGUCUUCUCUUUCGCUCUCUGAUCUUUCCGUCUGAACAAACAUCAAAAAAGACUCCGGUACUUUUCUGCCUUUUUCAGCCCCCGCAUCAACUCCUGUUGUUAGCAUGCUGCCAGCACCUCUGGGCUCUUUCUGUUUUGAUCACAGGAGACGGGUCUCAUCUGGUCUUUGGAUUUAAAAGAAAUCCCCACUGCCUCGUCUUCCUCCUCGCCUCUGCCCUCAUGAGAAAUUUCUGGACUUCCCUGUUUGUGCUUGACUUUGUUUUCAGAUAAUUAAUGUCUGCUUUCUGUUUCAACCUAAGUCCCCUUUUGCUGCUGCAGUUCAGCCAGUCUCUAAAACCUUCCGGUUUUCUGUCUUUUUCAACUAUGUCAAGUUUGUUGCCUUUGGGAAAUAAGGACCAAAACAAUUUGUACUUUUUUCCUGAUUCAGUUACUCGCUCCUGUUGGUAAUAAACUGCUGUUUAUUGAUUGGCUGAGGCAGGUAACCUCUCGGGGGUUGAGGUGGCUGCAGGGCGUCCCAGCCAGACCUGUGAAAAUAAACAAAUCUCUGCAACACCCAAACCUUUGUUUCAACAGCAUCAUUUGCUUCUUGGUCACCUUUCCUUGCACUUUUAGGAACCCUGAUAUCAGAAACAUGUUGAACUAAUAAUGUUGCAAUCAAUACUUCAAAACAUUGAGUUGGCUGUGGCGCUCUGCUCACACCCUCUUUUGCAAAACAGGCCUGGAUGUGAGAAAAAUGCAGGAGUCAAAUGAGUGGGACUUAAAAUCUUUACCAAUAAAAGGGAACCCACCACCUGAAAACCCUUAAUACAUGCAGUCCUGACAGUUUCCAGAACAUUUCAGAAGUGAUAUGCUCUGGAUGCCCAGCUCAUAUGCACAGAGACCUCAUUGGUUUUGCCCCAGUUGCAUUGGAUAUACCCAUCCACCUAAGACUAGCAAGGCUUGCACCACCAUUUGCAUUAACGUUAAAUUUGGAAACAAGGUGGGAUUGGACCUAAAAGUCUGGGUUCUGCCUUUGAGUCAUUUACUGCAAAUUGAGUGAAUGGUUGAAUCCCUCUCUUUGUUACCUUUAUGAUAGUUUCUCCACACAGAUCAUCCCUGUGUCUGUGUUUGCACAUUAAGUUUCUGGGACCACCGGGUAUUUAACAGUUAUUAAUCCUUCUUUCUAAACUUGACCUCCUUUUUCUUCGUCCACCUCUCUGGGGCUCUAACAGAAUGCAUACGACUCCAAUUACAGUCAGUCUUGCGUGGACAAUGGAAAAAGAUUUCUUGCAACAUUUCCCACCCUGCUUGAAUCAGCCGGGACCAACAACGUGACAGAGUGAAGUCAUGUGGAAUCACAUUAAGAGUCGAGGGGAGGGAAAAAAAGGAGAAAAAUAGAGAAUAAAAAUGGGGAGAGUACCUGAAAAGUCUAUGAGUUACAGUAAUGAUUCUCCCAGACGCUGUCUGCUAACGACGUGUUUAUCGAAAACACAUGUUCAUAUUGUGUCCUGACAUGAUUCUCCUAAUCCUUCUCUGUUCUUUCUGACUUUAUUUGCAUUUUUCUCUUUCUCAUAAUCUCCCUUUUGCCUUCUGCAACAAAAUGACCUCUUUUCCUUUCUCUGUCUUUUUGAUGGAGAUAUUUUCAUUCUUUCCUCCUCUUUUUCUUUCUCUUCUCCUGCUCUGAGUUUGGGGAAAGUAAGUUUAAUGUUCACUGCUUGUCUGUUUAUGGCCUUUCAGCUUCAGUGUGCUUUAAACACCCGCUUCACACUAAAACAGAUAUUCCAUCUCUGCUGAUAUCUGCAAAAUCACACUGCAUGGCUGUCGUGUUGUUUUUCACAUUGUGGCGUGUUUUUUAUGCUUCUUGUUUCAAAAUCACACCCACUGCUUUAAUUGCCUGGACGGUAAGUUCUAGUCUUUUGACAGAUUGUUCAUAUCACAUUACAGACAAGAUCCCUUCAGUGAAAGCCCCAUUUUGGUUGAAAUAAAAUACAUCCAUCCCAUUAGAGCCAUCAGACUCUAGUGACAGAAGCUCUCAUUUGACCUUGAAGGAGGCAGGAGUUGACUAAACUUAGUGGUGUGUUAAUAUAAUGAUUCAGUUUUCAAUGUUUUAAAAAGUUUUGUUUGAUGCAAAGCAGUGCCUGUCUCACAUGAAACCCCUAUUUAAAUUAACACUUUUACCUCAUUACCAAAAGAGGUGGGGGUAAACCAGCAAAUCUCAUGUUGUGUGAGGUAAAAUUGAUGGUUUUUUUCAAUGGAAUUUGGUUAUAUUCUUUACAGAAGAAUAAAGUCUUCAAUUGACGAGAAGAAAAGUCACAACUCUAGGCUUCAAGUUAUACAGGUUUGCCUUUGUGUUCCUAUUUUGGUGCCAGUUUCCUGUACCAAAAUGGGAAUUAUGAAGCAUAUUGUGAUGUUAUAUUUAAGUAUAGGCUUCUAUAUAACUGACUCAGUAUUUUUUAUGAUAUACAGUAUGUAAAUCAUUGGUGUAAGGGAAGGGGUAGGACUAGGUAAGUUUCAACUUAUUUCCACUCCUUUUGAACAUGGAUAACUUUUAAUCAUUUGUUGUUGUAUUCUUCACUUUUUUAUUAUUGUUAUUUAUAUUGUUAUUUAUUAUUAUUAUUUUUAUACAUAUUUUCAAAAUAAACUUCAAUUAAAAAAAGAGGAAAAAAAGGAUUACUGAAGCUUUUAGCUCAGCAAUAACACAUAAUCAUGAGUACCAAGUGUCUAAAAAGACUGAGCAAGAAACCCGGACCCAAGCUCGUAAGGUUUAGCACAAAUUAAGACCCUUACAGACAGUGCAAUAGUUUGACCAUUUCAUAUAAAAGGUCAUUAGUUUUAUCACAGAUAAUUUCAAAUUAUCCCAAUCUGUGUUUGUGAUUUCUUUUUCAUGUUAAAUCUUGACUUGAACCGCAUUAAUCUACAAGGUUGAUCUUGUGAUUUGAUGCCUUUUAAAAAAACUUAUUCAAACUUAUACUAUGACUUUAAUCUCAAAAUCCAACGGUUCUAAAUCUCUGACGCAGCCCUAAUCUCCCGAUGUUGUGUUGGAUCUUUGAGUUCAGUGUCAUCAAACUAAAAAUACCAAUCAAAGUCUGUCAACAGUAACAUCUAAUGAUGGAUGUACUUUGAUUCACCAGCCAGUCUGUUUUGCCUCUGCAAGAAAUUUACUUGGAAACACUGAAUCUUUUCCAGAAUAAAGGCCUGAACACCAAACCUGUAUCAAAAUACUCCCCUUAUUCAAAAACACCAGAAUCCCACGUCAAAGUAAAAUUCAUUGUUUGUGGCUUAAAGCUCAUUUCAUGGCACGAAAAAGACUUCAAUGAUCAAUCACUAAUAUGCUAUUAUUAAAAAUAUUGUUGUAACCCAGAACUGCUGCCCACAGCUGCACCACCUUCUCAUGUUUGAUAUGCAGCACAUCGUUAGACUGACGUAGCUCCCCUCGCCUGGCUUUGUGUUUCACCAGUGAAAGGAUAGACAUGAUGUUGCUGUCUGUCCCGCUCUCGGCCUCCGAGCUGUUUUCUGAGCCAAACCCAUGGAGCCACAGUCUGUCAUUUCCCCAAUUAUGCUCCCUUCAGGCCAAACCCAGAGAGCUAAGGAGUUCUGCACGGCCUGAGACGGUUCAGGAUGCCUGUGGAGAAGGCGAGGGGAGAGUCUGCAUGACUGUGUGUGUGUGUGUGUGUGUGUGUGUGUGUGUGUGUGUGUGUGUGUGUGUGUGUGUGUGUGUGUGUGUGUGUGUGUGUGUGUGUGUGUGUGUGUGUGUGUGUGUGUGUGUGUGUGUGUGUGUGUGUGUGUGUGUGUGUGUGUAUUAGCUAUUCUGCACACAAAGCAGUUUGUCUGAAUCUUAUUUCCCACUGCCCGCCGCUCAUCUACACACACCCCUCUCACCACCACACGCCUACGAUUGCCAGAUCUGACAGUGGGGUUGCCAGGUCCAAAGUCCAACAAGGUCAUGGCAAUGCACACUGGCGCCCUGAUCAGAGCCCUGCAGAUCUAAUCAGCCAUACUUACUGACCUUAUUGCGUAAGGAUGUAGUAAAACUCUGCUGCGUCUGAUGUGUGCAGCAGACUCUUGCACACAUGCAUGCAGGCUCGUGUAGUUCCUCCACUGCAUGGCUGCACCCAGAAGCAUGAUGGGAUAUGAGAGUUAACCUACAUGUGGCGAGCAUUAUCCCAGGCUUUCUAGGCUGAGCGAAUGAGCUUAAUUACGCAGGAACCAUGUGAAGAAAUGCACUUACAUUCAGGAUCCACCCGUGUGUUACGACGUCACGCUCAGACACGGCAGAGUUUAGGCUGAACUCCCUCUGCGUUCAUCAGGAUGUGAACUUUCCACUUGUUUAACAUGAGCGGCCUCAUUAGCUUAAUGUUGUAUUUCCUCAUGUGUUCCAGGUGAUGAGAGAAGUCUGUGUUAAUGGGAGCGUUGACUUAGAUGGAGCUGGAUCUGGAUCGCCGGUGCACAAGCCGGAACUGGAAAAGGUAAACACACAAAUGCAGUUAUACAGGGUUUGGUUCUGAUAGAUUCUGCCAGUUUGGAUCACAAGCCUGCUUGGCAAGGUAUUUAAAGCAAAACUAAAUGUUUAGGCAAGAGGAAUCUUGCCAUCUAUUUGAUCACUUUAAUGAAUAUAAAAGAUUGUCCAACAAACCGACAUCUAUGCAAGGACUUUAAUUUAAAAAAAAAAUAGUUAUGAUAGUUAUUCGGAAAAUGUGGCUACAAUAUGUGGAAUGAGAGGGAAUGUGACGUUAAGCUGAGGGAUAUUUGAUUAUUUUAAAAAAAGAGGUUUAAAAUAGCUCCGCUUCGCUGCAGUACCCCUGCUGUCAGGUCUGAUUUUUUUUGCAUAUCUUGUCCUUGUGCAUUUUUUGGAUGUGUAUAGUUAACAAAACAAACUCACUGAGGGCCUUUUUCAGAUUUUAUGAAACGUUAUCAAAAGCCAAAGCCAGCUCUGGAUCCAAUUACCCACUGAGAAAGUAUUUAGAAAGUAAGAGAGGUCUUUUUAAACUGCAAAUAUCACCAAUUAAAGGUUUUCCUUUUUGGACCCAGUACUCCUGGAUUUAUCUGGCUUUAGUUGACAAAGACUCAUAGAUUAACAUCUUUCCCAUGCAGGCCUCUUUACUUGGCGAAUUCGAACACAGUUGUAUUGAGUAGUAAAAGUUAGUUGCCAAAAAACACUUUGUUCCAUUUGGCACAGGAGGGAAACACCACGUUAUUGGGUUUCAUUGGGAAACGCCGAUAAAAUGUCCGUAAACACUGGAGACCAAUAGUACCCGCUGCACACACACACGCACGCACGCACGUGUGGUUGUAUGUAUGUGAUGGAAAAUGAGCAACAUCAGAGGGCUUUUAAACAGCAAACAGUUCCUAACCUGGCACAGCAAACACAAGCAGGGCCUAAUUAUUCCUCUAUAGCAUGUUUCAGAUGAUCUUAAGGGCUUUUACAGUGUACAGUGUAAUUAGACAGCUGUGUCUACUUUUCAGGAAAGUACAGCUCUAUUUAUCUUGUACUUUCUUGUGCUUCUGUUCUUCCCUCUGCCAGAAAACGUCCUUUGACAGACCGAGCUCAGAUGGCGAGGUGACUCAUGAGAACGGACACAGCGACUGUAAGGACCAAGGUGAGAGUGCACCAGGAUCAGCAGAAAAGAGCAAUCACAGCACAUAAAGCCUCUAACAGGGACCUUAAAAAACAGUUCUGUAGUUGAUUCAGAAGAGGGAACAGCUUCUUCAGUGUUGUUGUUUCUUGAAACCUGCAGAGAUUUAUUUGCAGCUUGAGCUUGAAUUUAGAUCUUGUGAAAUCCCUGCUCUCCAUGAAUCUCUCUGAUUAUUCAGCACUCGGAGCUCUGUAAGGGUCGUCCUUCAUUAAUACUGCAUGAAGCAUGAGAAAUGAGCCUUUGGAUUUAUUUUACACCAGUUUUACUCAGUGAUGAUCUCCCUCCUCCUAAACCAAAUGUCAGAACAGAGAAAUAUGGGCGAAACAGUCUCAGCUUAUUUACUGUUUGUUUGCUCAGCAGGCACAAUCCUCUGAGGAGAAACAUUUCAUUUCACCUGUCAGCUCUAUUAUUUGGCUUGUCAACUGAAAUUUUACACUUAUUUUUUUGCCCCUUAAGGAUUUGCUAAUUUUCCAACAAUAUGUCUGAAACAGAUUUCCCAUCAGCAGUUAAUUUCAAACCUCUAAACCAGUUGGUUUUUAUAAAGCUAGCAGGCAGCAGUGAUUCAUGGGCUCAGUAUAUAUAAUUCAUCUUUAUGUGUUUUUGCCGUCAAUGCAGAAUAUAGGAACAGUACCAGCAAGGCUCCCAGUGGGUCUUCUACAAAUCACAUCAACCAUUUUUCUUGAGUGAAUGAACAAGUUUUAAAUCAAGUUUUAAAACUUGUACAUUCAAUGAUCCAUCCAUUCGUGCAGUCAUCCAUCUUGUACCACUUACCUGGAGCUGGGUUUGGGGGGGGGGGGCAGCAGCAUGAGCAUGGAAGCCCAGGCUUUCCUCUCCCCAGCCACUUUGUCCCAGGUGACCACAGGGCGUUCCCAGGCCAGGCCAGCUCUCUCUUUACCACGACAGACCUAUACAGCGUCUGCAUCACUGCUGACACCAAAACCAAUCCGCCUGUCGAUCUCCCGCUCCAUCAUUCCCUCACACGUUAACAAAGCCCUAAGAAACUUUGGCGUGCAAAAAACUGUGUUAGUCAGGUCUAUUGACAGAUUUCCCGCAGUUUGAUUCACAUUUUGAGGCAUAGCUGCUCCUCUGCCACCUCUUAUUGUCAGUCAGUAAACACGAGAGUUUCCUCUCAUUUUCUGACCCUCAUACUUAAGUCAUUCCCUCAUUCACUUCUGAAUUCCCCUUUUAGCUCAAUCUACUGCAUUCUUUCCGUGGCUGGUAACAAAAAGAGCUGAUUUAAUGGAAUCAGAUUUACCUGAAAAAGUCUCCUAACGGGAGCAAUAAUUAUCACCCUUUAUGAGAAAAAGCUUCAAAUAGCCUUUACAUUUGCGUGCCUGCUGUCUGCACUGAGUGAUGUGUUAGGAGACUUUUGCAGACGUCUUCCUAUUCAACUUAGACUGUCGCCGCGGUAGCAGUCACUGCAUAUCAGGGGGGAAAAAUGUACGAUGGAAAAAAAUGUGAAAACGGGAGCCAAUGAGAAUGAAACACAAAGACUUUUUGUCGUUUGCAUAUCAGUUUGGAGUGCUGGUCCUCAGCUUUCAGCAGUGAGGUGCUGAUAUGUAGGAGCUGUGGUGAUUACGUACAGUAUAAUUCUGUGUGUCUGUAGACGUUAGCUGUUAGCAUCUCAGAAGGAUGACAUCAGUGAAAGGGAAUUCUUUAUUUCCCCCUCCUUCACUUCUCCUCUGCUGCCUCUUUCGCUCGAUAUCACGUCUCAUGACCAGAACUUUCUCUCUCCUUCUCGUUCUUUUAUUCUCGUUCAAACACACACAUUUAGCGCUCACCACAGACCACAGUAACUAAACAAGGGAGCCAAGCAGAAGCUAUUUUCCUCAUUUAGACAGACAGACUCAGACUCUUAAGACCUGGCUUACUCCACUUUAUCCCUCCUUCCAGCAGAAUGUGCAAAGUCAUUACUCUCUUUCUCUUUCUCUUUUCCCUUUUUACUUUCUGUCUGUCUUUGCACAGAAACUAGGCCAACUGAAAUCAUCCCACUCAGACCAGUGGGGCAUGCUGGGAUUGCAAACCAACCCUAAUUCACAAACAAAGAGUUCUUGAACCCACCAGGGUCUCAUUAAACCCAAUGUAACUGAUUCUGAACUCUCUGUUGUUUAUAGUGGAGUCUAGGGUUGCACUUUUCUCAUCUUUCCUCCUCUUUCCAAACAUAAUUGAAUCAGCAUAAAUGAACCAGUACCAUCUUUUUGUAAUUUCCCGUGUUUGGAUAAUAACACCAGGGCAUUAAGUCUGCAGGAGGCCUUGAUUUUAAGUCAAUUUAAAAGAAACCCCUGUGUACCUCUCUCUCAGGAAAAGGAAAAAAGAACUCAAAGUCGGAGCAGAAAAGCGGGACAGUGGGGAAAGGAGCUGGUAAGAAGAUCACGAAAAUCAUCGGGCUGGGUAAGAAGAAGCUGUCCACGGAUGAGCAAACCUCGUCAGCAGAAGAAGACGUCCCUACCUGUGGUAAGACAAGAAGUCAACAUGUGGAUUUCUGUGGUGACAGAGCCUGUAUCGGUACCUUUGGUGUCAGUUCUUGGGCUAUCAUCAAAAUGUAGUGUCCUCAGGACCUCUACCAUGUUAGUCAUGCCAGCAGCACGAUUAAAAAAAUAAAAAUUUGAAACCUGUGGGAAAUAAUCAGUUUAUCUCUUUACUUUUCAGGCUACCUGAAUGUUUUAUCCAACAACCGCUGGCGGGAGCGCUGGUGCCGCCUGAAAGACAACCAGUUGCUCCUCCACAAAGACCGGGAUGACCUGAAGAGCCACAUUGCCUCUCUGCCCCUGCGAGGCUGCGAGGUCAGCCCUGGUCUCGACCACAAACACCCCUUUGCCUUCCGGCUGCUUCGUAACGGCCAGGAGGUGGCAGUGUUGGAGGUGAGUUGGAUUCUCUCGUAUGUAGUAAGUACUCCUGUGGUAAAAUCAGCCCAAAAAACAGCAUAGUGCACCUUUAAAGAAUUCGAAAUGUUUGAGAAAACUAUAACAAAAGGGUUUAGAAGCUUUCCUCUUUUCUCUUUACAUGUGGUUUGCUUCAGUUCAUGUGUAAAUUUUCCUUUUCAUUUGCCAUUUUGCUGAUUUUGGUCUUUCCCCACAUUAACUGUAUUGAUGCAGUCUUUGCUUAACAUUUUCUUAUUUUCUUUCUCUGUAAAACUUAAUCAUUACAAAGGGCCUGUUUUUAUCACUGACAGGUUCAGGUUGUAAUUUUUGUGUCAAUAAUUAUUAAGUAACCAACUUUAUUGUUUUUUAGGUUAAGAUUAGUAUUCCUGACUUAAAAUGUUGACCACACAGACAGAACAAAACACAGCGAUAUUGUUAUAUUACCAAAUAUCAUCAAUAACUAAUAGCUAUUGACUGAUAUUAAAAGCUUUUUUGUAUAUACGCCACAAAAAAAGAUGCUUCUUUAACGGAUUCCUGCCUACCCCGCCUUUAAAAGGAGAUAAAAACUGAACAACAAAAAGGAAAAUCCUUUAAGUUCCAUCCAUCCUCCCUUCAGGCGUCCUCCUCAGAGAUGAUGGGUCGCUGGUUGGGGGUCUUAUUGGCGGAAACUGGCUCCACUACAGAUCCAGCCACCCUGCACUAUGACUACAUCGACGUUGAGACCACCGCAAACGUCAUCCAGCUGGCAAAGCAGUCUUUCUGGUGAGGAACUAAUGCUUUCCUGUAGGGCAGAAAAAUCAAGCUUGAUUUAAAUGUUUUGGAUUGAUGUUUAGAGUAUUUUACAGGACAGGAUGAGGUCUGAAGCGAACUGAAGAGGCAUGGGUUUGUUUUUAUUGAAAGUCAAUGUUUUCUCAUUACAGUUUCACCAGUAAGCGUGCAGUUUCUCCUAACCCAUACCUGGACAACCCAGUUAACGGCUACGCCUGCCCCACUGGUAUGGCUCUGCAUUACGAUGAUGUGCCCAUUAAUGGAACGGUAAGGACACACCUCCUCACAGGUGGUACACAAACACACUUAAGAAGUAAGCUGGAGCGUCUCGACUUACAGUAAACCCUCAACAAUCUUCUCUAAAAAAGCCCACAACAGCGCUUCAGUGAGACGCCCAAAUGGAAGUGUAUAUUGGUUAUCACUUCUCCUAUUCAAAGAACUAUUUUCACAAAAUAUUCAAAUGUGGAAUAUUCCCCCCAGCCCUAGUUGUCAGACUCUUAAAAUCACAACCUGAGUCUGUAGGUGGUACAAACAAUAACAAGAAGUUGACAUUGUGUUGGACGGUUGAAGGAUUUGUGGAUGUCCAAAACUUUUAAUUUCAGAAGAAAUGUCCUCAAAAAAUGAUGCUAGAAGGUUGAAAUGCCCACAGAUUUAUUUUACAUUUAUUUUUCGCCCUCCUGAUUGAUGCAAAUUAUACAGUAUUUCAACUAAUCUUGAUAUGACAAUGUAGUGUUAUUAACUUUUAACUGCUGUCGUCUUCCUCCCCCUAUUCUUCUUCUCUCUUUGUUUCCCUCUUCUCCUUGCAUGCCUGCAUGUUCUAACCCAAGGACCCAGAGGCGCAGUACUCCAGUCCCAGCACAGGGGGGCGCCAGCUAAAAGAGGAGCAGCACUAUGAGAACACUGACCUCUAUGAGAACAUGCCCUCGCUUAAACUUGGAGCUCGUUACCCUCCAAAGCUUUCCUCUUUCUCUUCCUCUUCCUCUGCCGGUCACUAUAAAGCACCUGUUUCUAAAGUCUCCUCUAAGUUUCUCACUGCUGACACUAAAAACAAAGACGCUGCUCAGGUGACUAACAUUCUGAUUCUUUUCACUUGAAUGUUAAGUACAGUAGUAAUCAUUGCUUUUUGUGUUUCGCAGCAUCGCUUCAUCACAUAUCGGUCUUAUUUAUACCUGUAUUUGAACAGUAGGUGUAAACCUGUAUCAAACACUGUUUAAUCCCUGCUCCUUCAAGCUGAAAACGUAGGGUAUUAGCAUUUAUCAUUUGUGGAGGAGCGAGCGUUCACUCUCCAAAUAAGGUGUUCAUGUUGGCAACCCUUUGUCUCUGUCCCAUCAGCCUGUGAGUCUCUCUUCUGUAGAUUUUAGUUGUUUGAUUCUCACUGUGCCUGGGCCGGAAUCACUCCUGUCUUUGGAAAUACUUAGCAUUAGCUUCACCACCAGCCUGAUUAUACAAACCCAAAAAGUUGUGUCUGAUUGUGUCUAAAAAACAUCAAAAUAUUGACAUAGUUUCAGGACUUUCACACACUAGGAGACCUGAAUGACUAAGAGGCUUAAAAAUAGUAAUUCAGCGCCUCUGGUAAAGUUCUUUUCUUUGCCAGCGACAAACUGUAAAAGUAGACACGGAUGCCAAACUUAAAAAGAAGAUCUCCUUAAAGACAGACCAUUGUUUCUACACAAACCCAUGAUCCCAACAUCUUGAAUCAGCUAAAUUUUGUAAUGGAUUGAUUUAAAGCUCCAGUAGGGAACCUCUGGUUUCUGUUGAUUUUGGUACCCCUGUUUCAAAGAAGUCUUCGCUUAUCUUGCCAAUUCACAACAGUCAUCAUCUCAAGACGCUUUUCAAAGAACAAGAGCAGGUCUAGACCACGCUCAUUGUUUGAUGAUCAAGAACCAACCUAAGAUGGGUUUUGGCCCAUUUCAACUAACAUGAGUAGCAGUGGCAAGCAAAAACUUCCUUUUAACAGGCAGAAACCUUGAGCAGGACCAGACUCAUGCCAGACAGCCACCAUGCCGCUGCUGGGUUGGGGAGGAAUGUAGAGAGAUGAAGGGAGAGAGAGGAGAGAGAGAAGAGGGGAGAGGGGGGAGGGCAGGGGGAGAGAGAGAGAGAACAAGAUAAGGGGAAGGAGAGAGAGUAGAGAACGAGGGUGAGAGAGAGACAGGGGACAGCAGCAACAACAACAACAACAGCUCGUAAUGGUGAUGAGUUCAGUUUACAGGGUUAGGAUAUGAGUGAUUAUGGACAAUGUUAAAUUAAUUAAAUGUGAUUACAGGGCUGUUUUUCCAUCUGCCAGGCAGCCAACACUUACCUCCUCACAACAUAUAUGGUUCUUGAAUUUCUCUUUGAAUACUUCCUUACAAAGCUCCUGGCCAGCUUUUGUGAUAUGUCUUUGCACAUGAAAAGUAUAGAUUAUCUAUAAUAAUAAUAAUGCAUCAGAUUUUUAAAGCACUUCAUCAGAGACCCUCAAAGCGCUUUACAUUGGAUACAUCAUUCAUUCACUCACACAGUCAUACUUUGGUGGUGGUAAACUACCUUAGUAGUCACAGCUGCCCUGGGGCAGACUGACGGAAACGUGGCUGCCAGUUUGCGCAUACGGCCUCUCCGACCACCACCACACAACACUCACAAUCAUACACCAGUGGAGGACAGACACACUGGGAGAAAGGUGGGUUAAGUGUCUUGCCCAAGGACAGACUAGGGACAGGACGGGGCUCGAACCGCCAACCUUUCAGUUAUUGGCUGACUGCUCUACCUCCUGCCGCUCUAUAGAGAGUGUUUUUUCCCUGUGUGAGGUUGUCCCACAUAGUGUAAUUCUUUUCUCUCCCUCACAAUAAGUCAUGUAUAAUGUAUAUUUUACCGCCCCACUCUGGAUGCCACCCUGACUUUAUGGCUGCAUAAGUCACCACAUGGUGUUGUUUGGAGCUCCGCCUCCUCCCUGCCUCUGUUUUGAUGUGUGUGCAGUGUGUGGUACGGCUGUGGGGUGUUAACAUUGCCUCCCAGACCACAAAGUACCAAUGAGCUAGAAGACAUAGAGUUGAAUCUACAGAGUUGUACCAUACAUCCAGCUGCAGGAAGCACUGUUGGUCUGAAAAUACUCUGUGAGGUUUGAUAUGUGGGAGUUCACAUCAAAGGUUCUGAUACUUGACAGAAAUAUAACAGGUGGACUUUAGUUUUUCUAUCGCUGCAGGAUACUAAAGUAGAUUUUUUUUUCCCCCUGAACAAAAUUUGACAAAGUGAUACCAGGUCAGUUUUGUUCUAAUAACAUCUGCUGCAUCCAAGUGAUCAAAAAACAAGUUUCUGCAAGUUUAAGAAAAUAUUUUCCUGAUAAGAGAGUGGAAACUAAUAACAACUAAUUCAAUAAACCAGAAGCAUUAUCCAACCCAAACAUGUCCAAGGAAAAUGUUUAGUUCUGGUAUUUAAGACGAACAGUGUGCAUAUGAAGUGUGUUAUUUAUUUUCAUAUGGUUUACAGUCCUGCUUUCUGUUCUUUUCUACUCAGCUGAAGGGAAAGAAAGGAGCAUCAACCAAUGGGAUAGCUUCAAAACAGAAAGCAGACCAAAAGAACCAGACCAAAAAGAACGGAGUCAACUGCAUGAACGGGACGACUUCACUCAAACGCAACACCUCCAGUAAGUAGAAACACAAGAAAAGUUUGAAGAUCAAAGUUUUUUUUGGAAUAUGCAAGAUUAUCGUUAAAAGUUUAGAAAGAGGGGAGUAAAUAAGAAGAAAGCCCAAAGCCUACCCCGCCCUCAAAAUCAUACAUCUGACGCAAGUGGGUCAGAUUGAAACCUCCUGCCAAAGUUGGGGUUACACUCAAACUGACACAGCAGACCUCAGGAGUGAAGCCCAGAUUUUUGGGGAGAGGGAGGAACGCGGUUGCACUGAUCCUUGUGGCGCAGGGAAGUAUUUUGUACCUAAUGUGUGAAUGAGCAGAGCUGUCACUCCUCCAGAUGUCGGAGUGGAAAUAUGCGCUGAGUCGGAUUUACAGCAUCUGACACAAUCCUCAUAUUUCUAGUAAGAAAUAAAUGUAUUAAAUUUGAAAAUGUCAGCAGCGGUUUCAUGAGCGAUUCUUCAUAAGCAAAGUUCGAAAGGGCACACACACACACACAGACACACACACACACACUCACAGAUGUUUGAUUGUUACCCUCAGUGUAUUUUCCAGUAAGGGAAAGGCAUAGUGUAAUUAAUAACUGCUGAAGACUGAGAGUUCAGUGGGUUUCUGGGUAUUUUAUGUUUUACCAGUCCUCUAAAAUUAACGGCUUUGCUUCUCUUCUCUCGCAUGUGUUGGUUUUGGGUUUUGCCGAACUGGAAAAGCUCUUUAAUGUCAUAUUUAAGAGGUGAUGCACCAUCCCAAAUUAAGUGUCAGGGAGAGGAUUAACCUCCCUUUUUCCUAAGUGUUUCACCACAAUAUUCAUGUGUUGAAUUAAUGUGAGAAGUAUGUCGGUUCGAAUUUAUGAAUGACCUCAUUUUGUGAGCCUAAAAGAUGACAGGGUAGUUGCAACGGAGGCUAAACAGCUGGCUGGAUCUAUAACUUUAACCUUUCAGAUCAGAAACCAAACAGUGGAUCUUGGAUAGUUAUAUUUGUGAUCAAUAAAACAUUAGUGUCAUUUUUUAACAUUUCUGCAAUCUGAGUUUCUUCAAAUAAAGUCUCAACCUAAAAGAGAAAAAAAUAUAAGCGAGUCUGAGUUUGCAUCCCACUUAACCUGUGCCAGAAAACACCAUCUAAUUCACAAAGCAGAUGCAGAGGAGUAAGGACAAACUGUACUGCAAAGUGUGUCACUGUGCACAUUUGUAGUUUGCAUUACAGAUUUGGACAGAUUUUUUUUUUUUGCCCGGAGUGCCAUUGUCAGAUUUUGACCGAUUUUCCUUUUUUUUUUUUUUUUUUUCCCGCCAGAGCCCCCCCCCCCCCCCCGCCCCAACAUGCGACUAAGUUUGGGGUUGUUCUGAACGCCAAAAAGCCGACAAACCAUAUAACCAUGUUACAAUAACAUAGAAACUACUCACCAGUGAGAAGUGUGCCAUUAAGUAGCAUUAAGCAUUAAGUAUGUCAUAGUCUAGUUGUGGAGUGUUUUUUCUCUAUGAGGAGAGUAGGAAAAUGCCAAAGUCAUUAGCCAAGAACUAACAGUCUUGACGUUUUGGCUCCCAUGGGCACCGUACUACCGUCUCUGAAUCCAGUGGAUAUCCCAGUACCAGACCAUCACAUCAUCAGCAGACAAUCAAAGAAACAAUUUGCCGGCGUUUCAUUGUGCCGCUGGUGCCGGUACUGGUGAGCGAGACUGAGCCAGAAUUUAGCAACAGUCCUUGUGUACACAGGAGGAUGCAAGCAGUCGGGGCGUCAGGUUCUCAAGAGCCAAUACGACUCCCAGCUGUCACAAAGUGACCUAUCACAAUUUGAUCUCGAGAGUGAUGAGGAGUGGUGUCCGAGGAGGGAGGACCUCGAUGCCACCGGUAGAGUAGUUUGAAGUGAAAUGAAAUAGAUGAUCAGAGUUCAGCUUGAAAGUCUCUCCUUCGUAAAAAUGUGUUUUUCCCAGGUUUCUUCACCCCUUUCUUUUGAGAUAUUGCAUUUAAUUCUAGUCCAAGCAGAGGAUAUUCUGUGGGUCCUGAAAGAAAUUUGUAUCGUGGUCAAUGGUGGCACUAGGUGAAAUUUGCAGACAUGAACCUGGCACUGAUUGAGUAAAAAUAAGGCAUUGCAUCUGGAGCAAAAUUUGACUCUUUCUGUGCAAAUAACACCAACAAUAGUUCUAACAGCUCCGCACAGUUAGGGAGAGAUUUUUACCAUCUGCUGGAUGUUGGUGGUAAUAGGGCAGUGUUAGUAAGCAUUAAGCCUAAAGAGUGAGCAUGACAACAUCUUUUAAGAAUCGACUCCAUAAAAAAAUAGCAAGAAGAGUGGCUCAGCAAGUACAUGCACAAGGAAACAAUUCAGUUAUGUCAGGAUGAGAGUGCACAGUGCAGCUCCAUGCAGCAGAGAGUAUAAAUGUUAAAAGUACUUCAUUUUCGUCCUUCAUCAUUCAGCAGAAGCCCGGUUGUGAUUAGAUAUUAGAGGUUGCUUUCCUAGCAGGUCUGAUGUUUGAGAUUAGCAUCUUUGAGUCAUCAAUGUAUUCAAUCUUCAUUUUGCAGAUGCUGAUCAGGUUAAGUACGGGAAGAACCGCGUAGAGGCCGAUGCCAAGCGACUGCAGUCCAAGGAGGAAGAGCUGAUGAAGAGGAAGCAGGAGAUCAGGAACCAUCUGACCCACCUUAAGAAGGAGAGGAGAGACCUGCGGACUGCUGUGGAGGCUGCUACAGGUAAGAGAGUCAAAAAAUAAGAGUGCAUCAUUGGAUCAAGUCUUGGUUUGCAAGACCUCCUUAACAUUUAAGUGAUCUCUCUCCUUUAUUUUAGGCAAACGUUCUCAUUCCUCGCUGUCAGAGCGCCUGAAGAAGGUGGAGGAGGACUGCAGGAAGAAGGAGGAGGAGCGGGUGAACCUUGAACUGGAGCUGACAGAGGUGAAGGAGAGCCUAACGAAAGCCCUGAACGGUGGUGUCACUCUGGGCUUGACCAUCGAACCAAAAACAAGCGCCUCUGGACUUCAGGUCAGAACAUAUGAGACCCUGGGCUUUAUUUUCGUGUGUGCCGGGGACGCGGCGGAGGGUGGCGGACCCCGCGCAGUUGUAUUUUUGUCUGGCGGAGCCCGGUGUACAGCCAGUUUGGUAUUUCCGUGGACUGAGGCACACCGAGAUCCGUCAAGCUGGGCGUGGUGGCGUGGCAGGGGGAGGUGUCGACAGAAUCAGCGGGCACAGUGACAUUUUUGUGCUCGCCACCGGCGUAUAAAGUGUGCUGAAAGCUUGCCGAUUCAGACCUGGUCAGCUGUCAGCGCAGGCAGAGCGCAGCUGGUCUAGUGGUAUUUUAGUAGACCAGCAGCGUAUCGGCAUACGUCACCAAUGCCUCACCGGCAGGUUUCCACAGUGUCAGGCACAUUUCAGUGCAAUAAAUAAUCAACAACAACUAUUAAUCUGAGUCAGCACAUACAUUUAGAUCUAUAUAGAUAUAUUCUGAUCUAUCUUAUCUGAUGAGCGCGUUUGGCACACGUUUGGACACUCAACCUGACCGAAUCAACACAGCUGAAACCCGCAUUAAAUUAAAUUAAAUAUCUAGUAAAUAAACGUCUCCCUCCUUUUCUUUCUUCCUCUUCCUCUUAUUUCUCACGCAGCUCGAUCUGGACACGUCUCUGUGUCCUCUUCCUGUGCUGCUGCUGCUGCGGCUGAACAGAUGAUUUGUUUCAGUGAUCAGAUGAGUUAUUUACUUCAAGCCUACAUACAAAUAUGAUAAUAUUCAGUUUUGUGAGCCAAAUUUAUUUUAUAUGCCAACAUCUAUAAAAGAAAGAGCCAGGCCACGGAGCACGAUGCGUCAUUUACGCACAGAUGGUUCCGAAUUUAAUGCCAUUUUUGGAAUUUAUGGUGUGAUCUCUGCGCACAACCCACCUUUGUCAUGUGAGGUUUGAAUAUGUGCAACUUUAUGUGAGUGUCUUUAUUUGUGGAAAAGGGUGUUUGUCUUACCAGUGGGUCCAACAUUACACACACAAAAUCUAUCUGUGCUCAUAUGAGAGAGUGUGGAGGACGCCCUCUGCAGCGCUUACAGUGACACUUGUUGAGGGGCUGCCUUCUGCCGCCAUCAUGUGGCAUUAGUGUCUUCAGACACUUCAGACGGCGGACCUGACUUACGCUGCGCGUAAGCCCGCUGUGUUGUUUUGGGUCUCCUAAACAGGAGAUUUGGUUAUUAAAGGCCAUGGUUGGUAGUCUGAUCCUUUUCAUUUCUGUGUGUAGUCACCUGCCAUGAUGCGACGGAACCAGGGGUCAUCUCCUUUCUCCAGCUGUGACACCAGCGACACAGAGUCCUGCUCCUUGCCUGUAAACAGUGCCUCUCUGCUCCGCCGGCAGCAGGGCGGCCAAAAGCCCUCACCAGUCCGGGGACAUGUCCUGAGGAAGGCAAAGGUAAGGGGAUAAACAGUAUGCUAAUACAUUAGGCUGUCUCUGACUGAUAUCUGUGAGAUCUGUGGCCACGUGUAAGGAUUUAGUAGCCCCUCAAAUGAGAUGUCGUGCAAAAAUGAGCAAAACGUUAAUUUAAGAAGGCCACAGUCCACAGUACAUCAGCUGAUCUUAACAGCGUAGUCAGUUUCCCUCGAUGCAUCCAAUUGGAAAACUUCAAAAUGACUUAAAACCCUGCUCUGUCCUGUACAUGUGUUGUUGCUGUUGGGCUCCAUGUCUUUAAAAAUGUCAGUAUAAUUUGAUCAAAAUAUCGUAGUUUAUAAUAUCAUUGUAUCUUGAUCAAAAUAUCAGGGUGUAGUAAAAUAAAAAUGCCAUAGUAUAGUAUGAUAAAAAGAUAUCACAGUAGAGUAAGAUAAAAAUAUCAUAGAACAGUACGAUAUAAAUGUCAUAGUAUGGUACAAUGAAAAUGUCAAAGUGAAUAAUGAUAAAAAUGCUAUAAUAUAUUAUGAUGAAAAAGUCAGUAAACUAUGAAAAAUAUUAUAGUAUAGAGUGAUCAAAACAUCAAAGUAUGAUAAAAAUGUCAUUGUAUAGUAUGAUAAAAAUGCCAUGGUAUAGUAAGAUAAACAUAUCAUGGUAAAGUGGGAUAAAAAAUCCAUCACAGUAUCUUAGGAUAAAAUGUUGUAGUAUGGAAUGAUAAAACAUGUCAGUGUAUAAUAUGGUAAAAAUGUCAGUGUGGUAUGAUGAAAUGUCAAAGAAUAGUAUAAUAAUAAAAUGUCAAAGUUUAGUGUGAUAAAAAAAUAGUUCCGUAUGACCAUCAAAUGUCAUUGUAUAUAUAAUAAAAAAAUGUCAUAGUGUAGUAUGAAAAGCAUAAAUAAUAAUGAAAAAAAAUUGUCAAUGAAAAGUAUGAUAAAACUGUCAUAGUCUAGUAUAAUUAAAAAAGGCAAUGUAUAGUAUGCUAAAAAAUUGCAUAGUAUAGUAUGUUAAAAAUGUUGUAGUAUGUUAAAAAAAAUCAUUUAGUAUGAUUAGUUGCAAAAUAUUGUAUGCUAAAACAUGUUGAUGAAAAAAAGGAAUGAAAAAGUAUACUGUGUUAAAAAUAUAGUCAAGUAUUUAAAAAAAAAUUUCAUUGUAUGAUAAAAACAAUAGUAUAAUAUGAUAAAAAAUGUCAUAGUUUAGUAUGUCAAAAACUAUCGUAUUAUAUUAUGAUUAAAAUUAGAGUAUAGGAUGUUUAAAAAUGUCAGUAUAGUAUGAUUAAAAUGUAAAAGGAUAGUAUCUUCAAAAUGGGUCAUCAUAUAGUAUGAUAGAAUAUCAUACUAUUGUAUGCUAAAAAUGUCUUAGUAAAGAAUGAUAAAAAAAUUAAUAGUAUAAAUGUAAAAAUGUCAUCGUAUACUUUAAUAAAAAAAACAGUAGUGUGUUACAAAAUUUUUAUAGUAUAAUAUGAUAAAAAAAAUGUCGAAUAGUAUGAUGAAAAUGUCAUAGUAAAGUAUUUCUAAAAGAUUUUAUAGUAUAGUAUGACAAAAAAUUUCAUAGUAUAGGAUGAUAAAAAUAUCAUAUUAUAGUUUGUUAAAAAAUGUCAUGUAUAUUAUGAUAAAAAAUGUCAAAGUAAAGUUUGUUUAAAAUAUAGUAUAGUACAAUGAAAAAUGUCAUACUAUAGUAUGAAACCACCUUUUUGCUGUUAAGGCAGCAGUGCUCACCACUACACCACUGUCCUGCUAAUAUCUUACCAUAGUACAGUAAAAAUAUCAUAGUAUAGUAUGGAAAAAAGUCAUGGUAAAGUAUAUUACAAAAUGUCAUAUUAUAGAAUGAUAAUGUCAAAAUAUAGUAUGAUAAAAAUUAUCAUACGAUAUGAUAAAAAUAUUAUACAAUAGUAUGAAAAACACUGUCACGGUAAAGUUUGAUAAAAAUGUUUCAGUAUAAUAUGAUAAAAAUAUCAGAGUAUAGCAUGUUGAAAAAAAUCAUUGUAUAGUUUGAUCUAAAAUGUCAUAGUAACUUGUGAUAAAAAUAUCAUAGAAUAGUAUUGUUAAUAAUGAUAAUAAUUAAAUAAUACUAAUAAUAAUACUAAUAAUAAUGAUGGUGAUGAUGAUGAUGAUGAUGAUGGUGGUGAUAAUAAUAAUAAUAAUAAUAAUAAUAAUACAUAAUUCCUGCAAUUUCAAUAGGGCUCUUGCGCACUGCUUGCAGCCUCAGCUCUGGCCUUAAUGACCAGGAACGACUAUAAUGACAUCCUGGCUCAUUUUCAUGAUAAUCUUAAGGAAGUGCGACGACCAAUUGGAUUUGAAAUUCACAAAGUUGCUUGACACAGUUUUGCAAAGGCCAAAGGCCAAGCAUUGAGUUUACCAGACCUCUUCGAUGCAUCAGAGAUUAAUUAUUACCUAAGAAGUCAUUUGUGUUUAUUCUGAUAUGCUGUGGGUCAUAAAAAUGUCAGUGACCAUACCAAAGGCAAAGUCAUGCAAACUGCGUAUAGAUGUGUAUGUAUGCAAAAUGAAUGCAAACUAAGUGCAGAUCUGUUUCUUUGGCAGGAAUGGGAGCAGAAGAACGGCACAUAAACCUGCCAAGCCCUCAGACCAGCCCUCACUUUUAUUCCUGUGUUUCUUUUGAAGAAAUUGUGUAUAUAUUUAUUUAAAACUGUUCAUACAGUGUGAGAGUGUUGAGAGAGUAGGACACAAGCAUAGCAUUCACAAGUAGCUGGUUUUAGCAUUCUGUCACUGCCACAACAUACAGAAACUUUUUACACUUUUUUUUACUAUCAAGCAUGCUCAGCAUACUGCGUUGUGCAACUUGUGUUGUCCGCUGUACUCUUUCCAAGCAACCACCUUUCUUUCUUUUCAUUUAAAAAGGUUGGAACCAAGUAUUUAUUUGUAAAUGUUUGGGAAAAGGAAAUACUAGCUUCCCUUUGUUUAUUUAUGUUGAUAUAUUUAAGGGUUUUUAUAGAAUAUGUGGUGGUCUGUAGAAUACCAUCCCCACACUGUUAAAUGGGCAACAGCAAACUAUGAGCAUUUUUAAAGGUCACAGUAGUCACAACACACAUUAGCUGAGGGACACUGAUUCAGGUUGCUGGACCAUUUCACUAAGCAGAAUUACAGUCAUGCUCCUAGAAAGUAACAAUAAUGGGGAGAAGUCUCUGAGUUCAUCACACGUGUCAUGUCAGGAUUUACACUAAUAUUGUCGCAUAAAGAACAUUUAAAACGUUUUAGAAAAACUUCUUAAAGCAGAGAAAUAAACCCAAAGGGUGUAAAAAAGGGAAGCUGUGCAAACAAAAAUUAAGCACUCAGUGUGCCACAAAACCUUAAUUACUGUGAGACUCACUGUGUAACCUGAGACUGCAUCUAAGGCCUUGCUUAGAAAAGACUGAACCCAUAAAAAAGGAGGGAUGUGCAGUAUCAGCAUGAAAAUGUCUGCUGAUGUUAAUAUUGGCCAAAAGAGGGUUUGCAUAUGAUGAUAGUGUAACAUGUGUUGGGUGGAUUCAAGUAUUUGAAGUGCUGGAGACAGACAGAAGACUUAUUCUUUACCCUUAGAGCAAAUUUGGAAAAAAAUAUCUGUAUUGGCCAAAAGAAGUAUGGAAGUAUCAUUAUAGUAUCGACAAAGUUGAAUAUGGUGCAUCCUUAUGAAAAAAAUCUUUCUUUCUUUGGGUGUUAAUAAAAUCUGUGUCUAAUGACAAAACAAUUCCUGUAAAGACAUGAGUAUGAAUACUAGGCCAGCAGCCAGCAGCAUAACUUUAUGAUGUACAAACACUAAGAGGUGUUCUCAGUGAGUCCAGACUAUGAGGUGAUCUGCGUUUGUUUGGUAUACUUGGUACAUGAAGCAGUGACAAUUUCAAGAUUCCCUGUCAGAGUCUUGUCUUCUAAACAGACUGCCCAGGCCAAUGACUCUUUAGAGGUCAACCAGUUCAUCUCUGAUGCUUUCUAUAGUCUCUUAGUGUGAUUAUGGAUGGUUAGGAAUAUGCAAAAGGUGGACUUCAGAUGUGAGUCAGCUGACGAAGAUAACAUGGCUGCUUUCCACCUUCUUUUCCUUCAUUGGAGAGCUCCAAAGUUUUAACCACAUGACUUACAUUCGUCCCUCAGCUUAGAGACAAAGUCCAGCUCCCCUUAUCAUGUCAGUGGUUUACUGUAGCCUGGUGAUCUGUGUGCAAGCUUAAUGUCUCCAAACCCAAUGUAGGUACAAAAACUGAGAAAGACAUACUCGCUGUAAAAUCAUAUUGCUGUGCAGACUGUUUUCAGUAAAACACACACACACACACACACACACACACACACACACACACACACACACACACACACACAUUCCUUCAUCAUCACAUGCGUAUGGUGCUUUUUCAUGGUUUUCUGUUUCACUGCCUUUGCAUUGCCAUUACUCUGAUACUGCAAGCAUAGCCCAUAUACAAGAAGUGGAUGUAGUAACCAUUGCCAAAUUUGGUGACAAAUUUAAAUGAGCUUCUUUUAACAAAGACAAUUAGUAAUUGUCUGUAUUCUCCUCUGGAAGAUGGACCUGACAAAACUUGAGGUUUUAUUGACUAUUCAAAGUGAAACUGUAACUUUCUUACUAUUUACUAAGACACUUAGACAAACUUACUUCCCACAGAAAAAACUCAGACUCAGCAUUUACAGCGAAACGCCAACUUACUGAAAAUAGAGAGAUGUCUAUUGUUCAUAAAGGUUUAGAUGGCAUCUGAGAAACUGACAUGACAUUCAGAAAGUUCAGCUCCUAAAAAAACAAGCUUGCUUCCAUCUGGUCUCAUAUAAUCAGUGUUUUUCAGCCAGUGCAGUCGGCCCCCUGCUUUGUGCUUUUCGGGGGCGGUUGACUCAAGUAAUGGUAGCAUAAACUUAAUGCUACCAAUCAGUGCCAACAGCUCCUGAAUCUUAUAAGUAUUUUCUGUCCCAUCACUGCUUACAAACUGAUAACCAACAUGUCUGUGAGAUAGCGUAGUCAGCAUGAUUUCAUGUAUUUGAUUCCCUGUUGGCUCAGUGUGGCUUAUCACUAAGAAAGCUGAAGAUGUAAAUGAAACCUGCUAAUCAUAUUUUUUGGGGGGAGGGGGGGGGGGGGGGUACAGGCUCAUUCAUCAGUGUUUCUUUUUGCACCUUAUAUAUUUUCUACAUUGUUGUAUUCUCGACAGUUGCCUCUUUGGUGACAAACAUGCUUGUACAUUACUUUAAUAAAAUCUGAUACACACUUUUCCUUUCAGUGACUCUGUGCUUUGCUGAUGGGGGGGGGGGGGUUACAGAAAAGACUUGGUAAAAAACAAUUUGAAAUAUAGUCGCAUAUAAGUACUUAAAUAAACCUUUUCCAUGAAGGCUUCCCCCCAACUCUUGUAUUUCUAUAGCAGCACAUUAUCAACUUCACAGGGUUUAGGAGGUUAGGGCCUUCCUCUCUACCUCUUCCAUGUACAGGUUAGCCACUCCUUCAAAGGAGCAGCACCUAGCCACUGGUUCAGAUAUGUGGAUGACACCUGGGUUAAGAUCAAAACACAUGAAGUAGAGGCCUUCACAGACCAUAUCAACACAGUGGACAGCAACAUCAAGUUCACCCGUGAAGAUGUCAAGGACACUGUGUUUUUUUUGGACUGUGCUGUACACUUGGAGACAGAUGGGUGUCUCAACGUUUGAGUGUACAGGAAACCCCCACACACACGGAUCAAUAUUUACUUUUUGAUUCCCACCAUCCUCUGCAGCACAAACUGGGUGUCAUCAGAACACUCAACCACCGGGCUGAGAACAUUCCCACAAAGAAAGAAGGUAAAGAAAAGGAACAGAAGCACAUCAAAAAUGCCCUGACAACCUGUGGAUACCCUUAGUGGGCCUUUGUGAAUAACAGAAAGAGAAGUAACACUGAACACGAAAGGGAGGAAAGACGCAAGAGCACUGUAAUCCCUUAGGUUGUCCCAGGCCUGUCGGAAAAACUCAAGAGGAUCUUUGGCAAACACCAUAUUCCUGUUCAUUUCAAGCCUGGCAACACACUAAGGCAGAAGAAAUCCAUCCCAAGGACAAAACACAGAGACAUAAACAGAGAAAUGUGGUGUAUGCUGUCCAGUGCAGCUAGGAAUGCUCAGACCUGUACAUUGGGGAAACUAAACAAACGCUUCACAAGCGCAUGGCUCAACACAGGAGAGCCACUUCCUCAGGUCAGGACUCAGCUGUCCACCUUCACUUAAAGGACAUGGGUCACUCUUUCGAGGACAGCAAUGUACAGGUGUUGGCUAGAGAGGACAGAUGGUUUUAAAGAGGAGUUAAAGAAGCCAUCUUUACCAGACUGGAGAAACCUUCUCUGAACAGAGGGGGUGGACUCAGGCAUAAUCUCUCCGGCACUUCGAAUGCAGUUCUCAGCUCUCUGCCCAGGAAGCUCCACAAACAUUCACACCUGGGACCACAUGACCACAACACCUCACAUGAAAGGGGUUGUUAACACAUUCAGGUUAGCGACUCUUGGGGGGGGGGGGAUCAAGGGAUGUUGACUGUAGCUGAUGAAGUCUAUUCCCAGCAUGGACUCAGAAGACUAAUUGGAGUACAUGUUCCACCAACCCCUAAGCAAUGCACCUGCAGAACUGGAACAGUGUUUUCAUCUUGUAAGAGCAGAAAGAGGUCUGUGCAGGGGGGUAUUCCACGAAGCUGGCUUAGCUCAAAGCCUGGCUUAUUUCGGUUAGCUUGGCUAAUUUUAGUGAGAGUUGGUUCCACAAACGAGGCUUAGGGCUAGCGUGGCUUGGUAACUAUGGUAACUCAGCCAGCGCGACAAUCCUGGUCCCAGGCAGUCUUACGGUCAAGGUAACCUUAGCUGCGUCUCAGAGAAGGUCCGACGGGCUUCCAGAGGACGCUUUGUGAACUGCAUGUCACACAGUAAUUUCAUCUUUAUCUGUAAUAAAUGAUGCUCUUGUUUGGAAAAAAAAUUGAGAGCUUUUUAAAACAGAUGAUGAGAUGAUCCCAGGUGCAAUGAGGGAUCAAGCAAAGAAAGAAAGAGACAGCAGAUAGACCAAAGUGUUCCAUAUGGGGGCUGAAAUAAUGAUAUUUCAAUACACUAGUGUGAAUAAUUGGAAGCUUUUUUGAUCUGAAAAUCAUCUAAAGCUAUCAAAGAGGUAUCAGAAAGGAAAUUUAGAGUCUGCAGAAAAAAUGCAUGAUACCCCUCCUUUAAGUGUGCAGUAAAUGUGCAAACUGUGUAUUUGUGAUUUCGCAUUUCUCACCUCGGUAUAAAGCAAACUUAAAGGAGGAAUUGACUCCUACAUCGCUGGUGUUGUUUUGAAUGAAUUUGAAUGGACUAUAAGUCUAGCUGGUUGGCUGGUAGAAUUUGUGUUGAAGAUAAACACAUGGUACCUGUGCUCUAAUCAGAGAUGUCAAAGCAUUUAGUGAAGAGACAUGAAAUCAUGCUUUAAUAAGUAUCUUUUGUUAAAAAGUUCCAAAGACUAUCACAUGGCUCCUUAUGUCCCUCACACCCUGGGGUAGAUUGGGACA